AUGCUAGGUAGGGGCAAUCAAGCUUCGGCGACUGGGUCUGAGUGGUCCAGAGACCCUGGCAGAGACAAUGAAGCUUACCUGGUGGAGGAACUCAAUCACAGUACUUUUUUCCUUCAAGUGUCCCCAUGGUGAGCAGUACAGAAUACUAGGAAGAAUACUAGCGUUCCGUGUUUUUAGAACUUCAAGAGUUAAAUGUAUUAAGUGGAUUUACAAAUUUAAGAGCACUAUAUCACUACCCCUAUGCUUAUGAUUAAGAAUGGUUAAGCACAAAACGCUUAAAGGACCACUAUAGGGCCAGGAAAAACAUAUUCGUUUUCCUGGCACUAUAGUGCCCUGAGGGUGCCCCCACCCUCAGGAUACCCCUCCCGCUGGGCUGGAUGGCAAGGAAAGGGGUUUUUACUUCCUUCCAGCGCCGGGCGGGGAGCUCUCCUCCUCCUCUCCGCCUCCUCUCCUCCUCUUCGGCUGAAUGCGCAUGCGCGGCAGGAGCUGCGCGCUCAUUCAGCCGGUCUCAUAGGAAAGCAUUUACAAUGCUUUCCUAUGGACGCUUGCGUCUUCUCACUGUGAAAAUCGCAGUGAUAAGCACGCAAACGCCUCUAGCGGCUGUCGAUGAGACAGCCACUAGAGGAUUUAGAGGCUGGAUUAACCCUAACAUAAACAUAGAAGUUUCUCUGAAACUGCUAUGUUUAUAAAAAAAUGGGUUAAUCCUAGAGGGACCUGGCACCCAGACCACUUCAUUAAGCUGAAGUGGUCUGGGUGCCCAGAGUGGUCCUUUAAGGUGGAAAACUUGGUGGGCUUUGUAUUACAAUAUGUAAGCAGAGUAUAUGCUGUAAUUUGCCUCUACAAUGGGAUGUUUUUGAUUUCUGCAAUAAACAUCAUGUUUUAUUCUAAGCCCUGGAGCAUCGAUUUUUGUAAGUUCUAUUUCUGCAUGGCUGGCCAGCAACAGUGUGUUUUUGGAGCUCGGACUGCUAAACAGUGGUGGAUAUCUAUGAGAGCAAUUAUCGUGGAUUUGUGAGCUGUUCCAAUCUUUUUUGUUUUUGUCAUCGAGCAUAUCAAUCCUAUGAUGCUUUGUCAGAUUUUAGGAUGGAAUAUUACCAUUUAUUUUGAAAGCCCCCUCAAAGUGCCAUGUCUGCUUACAUUGUGCUGUUAGGAAGUGGCCGGUAGAUAUACUUACCUGACCCACCUGAAGUCUUCUUUGACUUGGUCUUUGGCUCCUUGUGGUUUCACCUUACAAUAGCAACAUCACCAGUGUCCUUGGAUGACCUUGAGCAUACACAGUGAGAUGCUUGUUAGAAGAAGCUCAGUCCCAUUUGGCUCCCUACUAUGUCCCUACUUUGUCAUAUCUCCUCAAUGCAUUGGAAUGUCAGUGAAACUCCAAGGCAGUCAUUAUGAGUUUUUCAAAAAGAUGCUAUCUGUAUUAAAAACUCAAAAGUGACAGUGCUGCUUUAGAAGAAACUCUCUUGGAAAACCACUUUGUUCCAGUCUUCUGGGACGCUAUUUGCUUCUUUUUUUAAAUUCAGUUUUUACAGAGACUGUUAAAGAUCAACCCGACAUAUUCUGCUUAUUAAGGCCUUAACCAAAAGGCGGAAGGAGACUACGGACACUAUGGGCAAAAGAGCAAAUACCUCCUAAGGGGAUCUGCCGUUUGAAGUGCAACUUUCCAAAUAACUUUUAAAGAAAAAUCAAAUGCAAAUAUAAAAAAGUUUCAAGGCGUUUGAAGUUGUUUAUGUCAAGCAGCUUUUUUUUGAUUAGUUGUGUGUGUAAAAAUUGUAUUGAAUUAGACAUCUUCAAAAAUAGCUGCUUUCAAAUAUUCGGCCAGGCUUCUUGUAUUUGGCUGUAUGAGGCAAGUUGAUAUCUUUGGUACUGAAACAAAUCUGUAAAAAGAAAGCCUAGGAUAAUUGCUCUUAAAUAAAAAAACAAGGGCCCCACUUGAGGCGGAUAUACAGGAGUGUCCUGUGGCCCCCCAUUGUAUGGAGUUAUCUGGAGUCAUUCAGGGUCCUCCUCACUACCUCCAUUACAGUAUCCUGUUAGCUCUCAUAAGCUAAGCUUUAACUCAAUGGCUCUGAGUAGUCAGUUCUAGUGGUAAUGGUGCUUGGCUUUUUCCUUUAAGGAGAUGGUUGGCUAACAUCAGAGUUAUAUUACACAGGGUGUUUCGUGUUAAGAGAAUUAAAAGCUUGAGUUGUGGUAAAAGGGGUGUUUGCGAUUAUUGAGUUUAAGGUUAGAGUGGGGUUACAUUUAAUAUUGGGGUACGAGGUCUUUAAUUUUUAAGACGAGUUAAACCUAGGAUUAAGUUAAAGUUUUUUUUGUUUGUUUUUUCAUUAUUGGCUCCACAUUGUCAGACAUUUUGUUUAGUGUAGAUACAGAGUUACUUCAACAUUUUCAAGUUUUUUGUUUUUUUUUAAAUACAUGCUCAUAUUAUUUUUUUUAUUGGUUUGUUCUGCGUAAUCUUAUUGCAUACCAAUAUAUCGAGAUAUAGUUAUUGUUAUUACCGUUUCUUUUUAAUUCAUUUGCAUAAUAUCAGUUUGCGAUUCCAAGCUGAGAGAGUUUAGAUGCUGAGUGGAUUGGAAAAAGAUGAUUUGGUUUGCAACCAUUUGUGGAAAUAGUUGGUUAUUAGAGGUUGUCUAAACGAGUAAUUGAUAUUUCGUAGAAGCAGUAAAUGUGGAUUAUGUUCUUUCUUUAAAAGUCUAGAAAUACAUGCGGUUUAAGUUUCUUUAUUGCAGGAGACAUUGUAAUAUGAUCCCCUGUCUAUUAAGGUGAAGAAUAUUACUUGUUAAUGCAAUAUAGUAUGCUGACAUUCGUUGGUGAUAAAUUCUAUGAGCCAGUAAUUGAAUUGCUCAUUAGCCAGAUUUCCUUGUCUACUAUGGAAAUUAAAUUCUGACAUGUUUGAAGCCAUUUUCUUUUUUACAUAUAGUAUGAUCACUGAUUAUGUUGCUAUCGUAUAGAUUGUGGUGGCCACAAUUAUAUUCUCAAGUAAUAUUAUUAUUAUUAUUAUUAUUAUGGUAUUUAUAUAGCGCCAUCAAAUUCUGCAGCGCUUUACAAUGGGUAAUAUAGUUACUAUGUGUUAUAUAGUAUUGAGUUAUACAAUUAAAGUGAACUACCAGAAUAUAGGAUCAGAGAUAAAAUAGUAGGUGUCUCUUUAAAACAAAUUUGUGGGUGUGUUCCUAUAAUAAUAUCAUCAUAUCAAUAUUCAUAUUAAUAACAAUUGAUAAUAUUUUUAAUAUUAAUACAAUUAUUAAUGGUUCAAAUGUUUCACAAUAUAUAAUUUAAAAUAUAUUGCCCUCAAUUAUCCCUACAACAUGUGAAAUGCUGAAGGUGGCGUAUCCCUGAUUUGAAGAGUAGUCUAAAAUGGAAUGUUGCCAGUUACCCACAAUUCCUGGUUUUGUUCGAUUAAUUCUUACAUGCUCUGGAGCCAUAUAUAACCAAGUGCUUUUAUUGCUGCCAUAGAAAAUUUAGCCAGUUACCAAAAAGAUUGUGGUGAGGCCAAACACAAUGCAACUUACUACAGUGCAAAUACAAAAACAAAUAUUGUUAUACAGGUGAUGGAUAGCAAUAAUAGUUUAAAUAGAAAUUUUACCAGUUUAUAUAACUCUAUAAAUUUCAAUAUUAUUUUCUAAUAGAUACAAUUGAUGGUCUGUUUGGCUAUUACUGUUACUAAAAUGUUUUAUGAGCCUAUGUAGUUAGCCAUGUAAAGGCCGUCAGGCAUAUUGACUUAAUUGAGAAUUCAAAGUUAAUUUGAACUUUAAGGUCAAAAUAGCUGGUCUUAAAUUUUUAAUUCAUUUAGAAUUUUCACUUUACGAAAUAACCGUGCCUGCGUGUGUGUGAGGAAUCUAUUCACUAAACAUUGUGUACGGGACUUAUCAAAGUGUUUUAAUUGGAAAAGUGAUGCAUACUUGUAAACGUUUAAUAAUAAUCAACAAUGCAAUGUGUCUGCUGUUUCCGCGAUUGCAAUUGCUCCUUAUUUAGCACUUUGACCCAGAAAAGUACUCCAUAAUGGUUUACUUGAUAUUAAGAGAAAACUCCCCCACUAUGAAUGAUUAUCUUCUUUUCCUUCUAGGCCGCAAGUUCCUGAUUGCAAAUGCUCAGAUGGACAAUUGCGCCAUAAUCUAUUGCAAUGAUGGAUUCUGUGACAUGUUCGGGUACUCCAGAGUCGAAGUUAUGCAAAGAUCAUGCACCUGUGACUUCCUCACCGGGCCGGAAACCACGCACAGCAGCAUCACCCAACUUACACAGGCCCUGCUGGGGGCCGAUGAACGCAAGCUGGAGAUUCUGUACUACAGGAAGGAGGGUAGGACAUGUCUAAACAUCUUAUUUUCAAGCCUGUCUUUUUAAUGCUAUGAUAAAUGUCACUCACAUCAUAUGAUGGAGGAACACCAUUAGAACCCAUGACCUUAGGUCUGUAGAUAUGUAGUAGACAACUGAUGUAGUAUUUGUUUUCUAAUACAUGUCUUUUCUAGUGGCUACGAUGGUCAGUCAGUUGUUCAAGUCCACGGUUGACCUAGUUGCCUUGCUUGCUGAUGGAACCUUUGAGAAUUCCUUGUAACCCUCUGCGAAGUUGAAUGUCUAUCUCUGCUUUAAACAUGUUUGCAACCUAUCUCAAAUGUUGAGCAGAAAGAGCACUGGAGUGCAUAGAUGGCAGAGAGCAGUGUGGACACCAGGGAUUUAAACAGUUUCUAAUCAGAACAAGAGAUAACAUUUCAGAUCAUCAAAGACACUCUAUUGUGCAUAACUUGACUAUUACAUCAUAUGUGUUAGUAACGUUUUUCACUUAGCCUUGAAAGAAGAUACAUAUUUAAAGGCACAUAGCAUGACUAAAUCCAAUUAUAGUCUGCUUACAUUAUUUAUAUACUUGAUAGCUAACAUAUUUAUAGAUUAGUAGAUCAUUUUAAAAUAAGAGAGUAUGAUACCCCAUUUGUCUUGUUACCUGGGUGUCUGGCUAAAUGCAGUCUAUUUCGAAGAUCCAUACAUACUUGUAAGUCCUUUGGCACUCUCUUUAAUUUGUACCAAGAGCUAAGCAUAAGUAGAAAGACUACAGAGAAUGUGAGACGGGCAUACGUAGAACUUUCAUAUGCGACCUCGAGACACUAAAAAUGGUCAUGGGCAUUUUUUGUAAUAUCUGCAAAUUCAUAUAACUGUAUAAUCUAGCUGUUCGAAAAAGUACAUUGCAUAGAUGAAAUGGUUAGGAGAGAAAAAAGGGUCCAUGCAGAAUGCCUGUAAUGAUUUAACCCCUUAAGGACCAAACUUCUGGAAUAAAAGGGAAUCAUGACAUGUCACACAUGUCAUGUGUCCUUAACAGCGUUAAAGAAAAUAGUGUGGUAAGUGGGCACUUGUAUCUUAUCAGCACAAGUUAAAGUAUAACGCACCAUGAAUAAAUUGCUUACGUGUACAUAUAUAUGUAUAGAGAGCAAUCUUCGGUAAUCAUGUCCAGUUGUGCCAGUGCUUUAUUUAAAUAGUCAGCAUACACAGUUAACAGCAUUCUGGCAUUCUGUGCAGACAAUGAAUACGUGUCAACGUCUCAGUAUUCCAAUGGACCUUCUCUGUCUGCAUGUAUUUGCAAUUUAGACAGUGGAGCUUCUGGGCAUUUGAAGGAGAAGGCUGUCAGUGAAUGCUAAGCAUCUAGAAUAUAUCUUAAAAAUAUUUAUUUUCUUUGGCAAAAAAGUUUCAUCUUUAUACAUUUUUUAUUUGUCUGCAAAAAAAAUAAAAAAUACAGAUGGAUGCUUUAUAACUCCAAAUGCCAUUUGGGUUAAAUAAAACCCCCCACUUUUUAUGCUCUGCCAGCCCAUAUGGGUUUUGGGAUUGCCCAUGGGGCAAUAUAGUAAGGUAGUAAGUAUGGAUCUAGCUCCAAAAAGGGUGUAUGUGUUUGAAUGCAUGCACGAGUUAGUGUCUGUGUUUGUAUGUGUGUUGUUAGGUGGGUGCAUCUGUGAUUAGAUACAUGUUUGUGAUAAAUGUUGCAUGUAUAUAUGUGAUUGGUGAAUUAGUUAUAUGUGAGAAAUUUGAAUAUGUCAGGUAUCCCAAAUGUGCUGAAUCGAGUGGGAGAGUUCCUAUUUUGGGCUUCUGUCAUGUCAUCCCGGAUUUGUUACCCGUUGUCCCACUUUUGUGGACACCAGGAAACUGUCCUCAGACAACGUAGCGUAACCUCAUCAUUAGAUUCACUCUCGCUGCACUGGGACCAAGCACAUACUGGGCCAGCCAACUUGAUUGACUUGACGUGCCCUUUCCUUGGGUGGGUCCACUCUCUUUCUGAGCAAGUACGUUUGCCACCCACCCUAGUCUCGAGGUGGGGACAGCAUUUUAUACUUAGAUCCAGAUAGUAGAAUGUGUUGAGCAAGCCCUGACAAUAUGCUUUAUUGUUUACUGAGAUAUUAAGAGGUUCCACUGCCCUAACACGUUAAAAUCACUUAUUUUAUGCCCAAAUCAGAAUUAACUUCUUUACUUACAGAGAAAUAGAAAUGCACAAUGCAAUCAUUAAAUUGGAUGCAGUCACAUCUGGCACUGAAAGGUUUAAUUAAUCUCUUGGGCUUUUGAAUGAAUAAAAGGCUUAUCUUUGUUUUAAAGAGUGACAAAUGCAUUAUAUUCUAGCUUUAUAUAGCUCCGUGCAGGAUUUUUAAUCUUGCAUUAUUAUAUAAAAACAUAUCGUGUACAGAUCUCAACUCUUGAACAUUUCCGUCACAUUUCGCCUUAAAAAUGCUGUAUUCCGACUUGCCUGUAUCCCACGUAUUAUAUUUAAAGGUUGAAAGAUGUCAUGCCAAGGUCGUGUCUGCUUUUCACGCAGUUCCCAGGAGACAGCUUUCCCAGAAUGCAAAGUGGAACGCUAGUAAUGUGUAAUGUGGUCUGUAAACCCCUUACUGACAGGUGUGAAAAGGAAAUGCGGAAUAAGUGGAUUGUGUGUACGUGGUUUGAGUACACAGGUUUAAAUGUUACUUGUGUGCGUAUAAAUAAUUUUUCGGUCUGCAUUUAGUUUUCUCUAGAAUAGUUGCAAUUUUAUCUUUGUGUGUGAUGCCGGUUUUUGUUACUUUGUAUUAAAUUUUGUGAGUGUGGUAAAACGUAUCUAUCCUUAUAGCCAGUGGGGUCUGAAUAAAGAUGGUGGCCUCAAUACCUAUGUCUGAUGUCCCUAAAAAUGUCACUGGAUUGUGCCUGGAUGUUUGUCUUCUCGAUAUCCAUAGUGAAAGUAAUGAGGAGGAUUUGGGCUCUGCUGGGAUAAGAUGGGUGGUGAAUUCAAAGGUUCCUUUGAGCCCUUAAAUAGAAACCAAAGAAGUAAUUAAGUCAUGUAUUUAUAUUGUAGGACAAUGACUUUGAACAGUAGUCUUACGCAAGGCAAAAAACAAAAUAAAUUGGUUUGUCCAAAUCGAUUCAUGGAAAAAAAAGAUCUUUUUGGUUGAUUUGGGAUUUUUCCCAUGUGUUUCAGUUCAUACAAGUUUCCUCCAUGCUAUUGUUUUAUAAAAACGACGAAUCAAAAUGGCGUGAAAAUUGUGUGCAUUAAUUGUUUCAAACAUCAAGUAUGAAAAAGUAAGCAAUAGAGGAGAAAAAAGGAGGAACAGUGAAGGAAAUCUAUAUUUAUAUAUAUUAUUUAUUAAUAAUUUAAUAUAUACGUUACAUAUACUUUGAUCAGCCACAACAUUAAAACGACAUGCCUAAUAUCGUGCUGCCAAAACAGCUUUGAUGUGUCCAGGACCUGUGAAUGGGUUCUGUGGUAUCUGGCUCCAAGACAUUAGCAGCAGAUCCUUUAAGUCCUGAAAGAUGUGAGGUGGAGCCUCCAUGGAUCAGAUUUGUAAUUCCAGCACAUCCCACAGAUUCUUAAUCAGAUUGAGAUCUGGGGAAUUUAGAGCCCAAGGCAACUCUUUGUCAUGUUCCUCAAACCAUUCUUGAGCAAUUUUUGCAGUGUGUCAGGGUGCAUUAUCCUGCUGAAAGAGGCCACUGUCAUCAUUUAACACCGUUGCCAUUAGGGGUGUAUGUGGUCUGCAGCAAUCUCUAGGUAGGUGGCAUGCGUCAACGUAACAUCCACAUGAAUGCCAGGACUCAAAAAUUUCCAAGCAAAACAUUUAUGACUUUUGGUAGGUACCAACCACUGCAUACAGGGAACACCCCACAAGACUUACCGUUUUGGAGGUGCUCUGACCAAGUUGUCAAGCCAUCACAAUCUGGCCCUUGUCAAAGUCACUCAGAUCUUUUCAUUGCCCACUUUUCCUGCUUCCAACACAUGAAAUUCAAGAACUGACUGUUCACUUGCUGCCAAAAAUAACCUAUCCUUAGGCAUGUAUAAUCAAUGUUAUUCACUUCACCUGUCAGUGGUUUUAAUAUUGUGGCUUUUUAGCUUAUAUAUAUCCCGCAGCUUUUUUUCCCCCUCUGUUUGUCACGUCUCACUUGAUCUGUGAACAUUUAGUGGCAGUCCUCUUACCACCCAUCACGAAGCAAACACAAUGGCUAAUUCAUUGUCCUUAUCAUUUGUUUUGUGAUUCUGUCAUAUUUGGAAUUCGAAGAGUCUGAUGACUUGUAAUUAAUUUAAAACCAACUGCACAAGUCUAUUGAACAGACAUGGUGUAAACCAGUUUAGCGAGCCUAGAUCAUGGUUAUUGAGCAACCAAAAAAUAUUUGAAUUGCACCACUAGCAAUAUAUAAUUCUGGACUUUAUUCCACAAAGGCUUUGACAAAGACAUAUUUAGAGGGUCAAAGCUUUGCAGGGUCCACACCUUGAUGGAAUAAAUUCCUUGAUAUUGAAAUUGUGUUACAAUUCCAUAAAUUCUUCAGUUACUUAAUACCCAUAAUCUAUGCUUAUUGAACUGGAUUUAUUUCUGUCAGCUCAAUGUUCUUAUCCUUGAUGUAUUAACCUGGAUAAACUCUUCAUAUGCGUGAUAACCUUGGAUCUGGAUUUUUCUUUUGAAUAAUACUAGAACAGCCACCAUCUAGACUGCUAUGGUGUAUUCAACUACUUAAGUACUUGACAUGAAUUGACAAGGAUAGAUAAAUAGAAUAGUGAUAGCUUAUGUGGAAAACCACUUAGGAAGCAGGGAAAUCGCAAAAAAUCCUGGCUAAAAAAGUGAGAAAUUGGGUCUAUCUACUAAAUAUCGCUCUAAAACUAGUCAAGGAGUCACCGUAAAAACCACCUAAUAGAAUAAAAAUAACAGCAAUAGUAAAACUGAUAAGAAAAAAAAAAAGACAAGGCGUUGAGAUAGUAUAUACACAAAGCAAUGAAAGACAAAUACUAAAACAAAAAAAGUUCAAAUAAAGUCCAUCCAAUAUUCACAAGUGCACAUAAAAAAAGUCCAAAUGUUGUAUAGUUAGUUAGUGAUGGGGAAAUUAGAAGAAAUGUAGCAAAAUGUGUUUAAGUGCUACAAACUGGACAUGUACUGUAGAGACAUUAGAAGCACCUUUUUCCCUGUAGGGACAGUGUGCAUAAGUAAGAGCCGCUACCUAAUAUGAAUUCCUAAUUUUGGGUAUUAUAUGUGAUUUUAUGUUGUAUUUUUGCACAUUAAGUGCUCUAUCAUUUAGCAAGAUGUAAUUUUAUUAUUGCUACAGUAUAUGUCCAUUUUGUAGCACAUUUUGCUACAUUGUUUUUAAUAUCCCCAUCACUAACUAACUUUAUAACUUGGGCCUUUUGUAUGUGCACUUGUGAAUAUUGGAUGGACUUUAUUUGAAUUUAUUUUGUUUUUACUCUAUUUGUCUGUCUUUAGGGAGCAUGAAAACGCACAAAAUACCGAAUGCUGAUCGUGUGCUGCUCAUUUGUGGGAAUGAUUCCACCGAACAGUGUUCUAUCUUAUAUCAGCUCCUGGCCUUUUCAUCAGUUUUACUUAAUUGCUGUUAUUUUUAAACUGAAAAGGGUUUGUCUUGGCCCAAUAUCCAGGCAUAACAGAGAUUUGUUUCCGUUUGCGUCCUGUUUAAUUCAAAUAAAUAUCAUGCAAAAUAUCAAGAGUACUAUAGACAAUCUUGAACCUAUAUAAGUGAACAGUGACUGUUAACAAGUUGUAUAAUUAAACUGAUGCCCAUAGAACCUUCAAUUUGUAUAGGGUAUCUCAAAAAUGUUUUCACGGAUGAUCUCCUGGAGAAACUCAAACAUCAAGGGCUUCCUUCAAUGUGUGGACCUGGAGCUGUAGCUCCAAUAGCCCCUUUAAAAAUCUGACUGUAAAUGAAGACUGUAGUAUCUGAGCUGACCAGGCUGCCAUAUUAUGAUUAGUAUGUGUGGAGUCCACAUAGGUGUUCACAAAUGGGUAGGAUGAGUCCAUGAUUGUAGUGGAGCUACAAUAAUAAAAUCCAAAAUCUCCACUGGUGUUCUCAGAAGCUGGAAAAGAAGCAUUGUUUGGCAGAUAUAGUAUUAUUAUUAUUAUUUUUUUUAAUUAUUAUUUAUAUAAUACCAGCAAAUUUUGUAGCCAGACGAGACACAGUUCUGGGAGUCAACUGGUUUAUUCAGAGCCACACAUGGCCUUUUCUACAAAAGCCCAAACAUACGGUUUCCCAUACAAAUUUACAGCGUAAUCCUUCACAUGAUCCUCUGUGCCUGAGAGAUAAUUACCUGGGGGAAAAACAUAUAAAUAAAUUAUCUCUCAGGUAUAGAAAAAUCUAAAAUUUGUAUGACACCCCAAAACACACAUAAAACAACCAUGUACCCCCUGAAGUCUUAUAUGCCCAGAGAGCCUGGAUCUGAGUGCACAACAUAUCCGAAAAGCUCUCAGAUCCCACGAACACAGCCGAAACGCCACCGGGGUAAAGUUUUGACCGACUGCACACGAGGCUCCUGCUCAAAAUAGUUCCAUAGAAUCUGGGGUAGCGGUCGGUCUCUUUCAGGAGCAUGAAAAUGCACAAAAUACCGAAUGGAUGCUUUCACCUGUAUUUGUGGGAAUGAUUCCACCGAACAGUGUUCUUCUCAGAUGUAUAGAAACUAAUGCAGGCGGAGAUGGAAGUUCAGCAGUGUUCAUGAGGUCGUGUGUCCGAUUUGUGUUCCAUGCACUCGACGACCAAACACCGCUGCCUGCUUUUGAGGGAACAAGAUGGCUACCACCACGUGUUCAUACAUACAAACAACGGUCACCCAGCCAACCAUUUAGAACACUGAGGUGUGAACCAUUAUGGAAGUGUUAACAGGGGUGAUGGAGGUUAACAAGCAUACGGGUGGUCUGGAUCUUUCGUGGUUUUGUUCAGUUGUCGAAGAAAACAAGGGGAAAAUUAGGUGAAAAGGUUUUACCGAACAAACCAGGGAAUCAUAAGGGAACAUAGGUCAACUCCGCCACAGUGAUCACGACAUUGAUCUCACUCACUAGUUGUUAUUGGUGGUAAUAGAGUAAUAGAGUCGCAUAAAAGAGAAUCUGCGUUGUAGCAAAGCAGCUCAUCUUGAUGGAGGUUGCUGGGAUAUUGAAUGUCUCAUACUGAGACUCCAGCAGCCACUAUGUUUCUAAAGAAGCUGGAUACCAAUCCCACUGGUAUUUCAGUGGCUAAGAGAGUCAGCUGAGUGCUCAUAACCAAUAAAUGAACCUUUGUGGAAGACGUUUGCAGAGAAUUUACAUUAGCCAGCCCGGAACUUUCAUUCCAGACUGGCUAAUGACGUUGCCAAAGAUGGAGUUAAAUUAAUUAAAUUAAAUCUCAUUCAAAAUAACAAAAGUAUGAUAGACAAUAUUGAAACUACAGAGGUGGACAGUGACCAUAAAGAUGUAGCAUGAAGGUCUAGCUGGUAAGCUGUUGAUGAAGUAAGAUGUAAGAUGAAGUUUGGUUGGUUAGUAUCUGAUACUAAAUUAAUAAAACAUAUUUUAAGGGUUCUAUUUCACAAACUUCAAAUUUGGUUAUCGGUUAAAUCAAGUCAUAUAGUAUGAGGAAGAAUAAAGUUCCCAAACUUUAUAUUGAUACCCAUAAAAACUUCAAUUUCUUUAGAAUGUGUCAAAAAUAUGGCCAAAUGUUUUCACACAUGAUCUCCUGGAGACUGCAGUAGGCUGGCGUUUGUCAAAUAUGGCUUUAUGAUUAAUCUAAAUGGAUUUGCUGCAAUGAGAGGUCUGCUAGCUGGUCUAUUGACAUUAAUAACGCAUAGUAUGAAUACAUUCGUUAGCAGAGAGUUCUCCCGAGGGUUGUUAUUCAGCAGUGUGUUAGAGUUAAUUAACACGCAAUUAGCUAUUUGUUUAAAUUCAUGCUAUUUACUUCUUGCUGACAUGACUAGAGGUACACAAGACUUGACUUCACUUGACUAGACUAUACACAGAAGUCAGAGGUGGGAAAGCACAGGAAUUGGAACAAGAUUUGGAAAAAAUAUAACUGGUAUUGAAAGUGAAAAGUACAAUGGGGAGGCUUGAAUAUUUGUAAGUGGAGUCAACUAGAAUAUUUUAACUCAACUUAGAAUGUGGUUCUUGGUUUCCUUGGAUGCUGGAACUGGGUGAGACUGGAACAGGACAUCAAUGUCUCCGUCACAUGUUGACCAUUUUCUAAUGUUACUGAUUGUAAUUUGAAUCCACUUGUAAUGCUGCAUUUCCAAUACAGGUGUAUGACUGCUGGCAAUAAAGGGGCAAUUGCCCCCUGGGUCACUACCCUACAGGGGUUGUUGGCAACAACCUCAAAGUCACAACAUUAUUUUUCUGCUGAUUAAAAGCUGCUGGACUUGCAUUACAGUGUCUCUUGGUAUGGUACUGGAGAACUGAAACAGCAAGCAGGAAUUACACAUAGUGUUUGCUAGCUCAACAAUAUAUGGGUUAGCGCUUGGCUCACAGCCCAUGAAUUCAUUGUUCUCCAGGGCUGUAGCUCCAAUAGUCCCUAUAUAAUAAAUCUGGCUGCAAAUUGAGACUGCAGCAUCUGGGCUGACCAGGCUGCCAUAUUAUAGCCAAUAUGUGUAGCAUCUACAGAGGUGUUUGCAAAUGACCACAUGUUGAGACGAGUCCUUGAUCUCGACAUUCGUAGCUAGUAGUUACUGAUGGUAAUGGAGUCAUAUUAAAGAGAAUCUGUGUUGUUGAUCCUGUGAAUAGCUUCUCAUGCAAUGCAGCUCAUAUUCAUAGAGGUUGCUGGGAUAUUGAAUGUCUCAUACCAAGACUCAAGCCGCUUCUGUCUGUCUGCAAAAGCUGGAUACCGAUCCCACUGAUAAUUUAAUGGCUGAGAGAGUCAGCUGAGUGCUCUUAGCCAAUGAAUGAACCUUUGGGCAAGAAGUUUGCAGAGAAUCUACAUUAGUUAGCCCGGAACUCUCAUUCCAGACUAUCUAAUGACACUGCCAGAGUUGGAGUUACAUUUCUAGCAGGAACAUCAAAUAACUUAGUAUCUCUGUAAACAAGGUCCUUACACCAUUGAAGUAGGGCUGGUGAAGUAGUCAUGGUGCUUGGAGUAACUCUUUAAUUCUGCACCACUUUAACACCAUAAUAUCCUUGAAUUUUAUAUAUUUCUAUAUACUCUUUCUGGGUGUAGGAUUCCAAUCCUGCAGACACAAUGUGACAAAGGGAUUACCUAGACUCCUUAAGGAAUCUUUUCUUGUAGAGCUAACUUGUGGGAGGACUACAGGCUGUGUUAAGUCAUUAUGAAAACAUUACCUAAUCUAUGGGUUUUGCUUCUAUUUCAGACAUUCUCUAUAGCCGUACAUGCAAUUGCAAGCUAUAAAGAGCUAUUACUAGAAGUUAUUAGUCUAGAUUCUUCAUAUCCGUCACCCAGAAGAGAAAUGACCCUUCCGCCACUCUGGCCAGCCUUUCUAUAUCCGCAAUCACAUUUCUGUGAGGCUUCACAGGUGCAAAACAUUAUCUAAUUUGAACUUCAAGACACUUGUUGUCUACCCGCAUGUCAAAAAAUAAGAGGGCAACAUGAAUUUGAAAGUAAGAAUUAGAUGUCUUCUGCUGCCAGUUUUUAUCUAUGACUAUACAAGUAAUUUAGAAAUAAAGAUAAAAAUGAACUUUAAAAAAAAAACAAAAAAAUAACUUUUUGAAUCAUGAGUAAUUAAGUCAUGCAGUAAGUAUUACCUGAACAACCUGCUCUAUCUGUGACACAUAACUGCUACAUUUGGACGGUCCUAUUCAACAAAUGCCAGAGGACACAAAAGCAGUAACAAUGGCAAGAGGUAGAUAGGGGAUGCAAUUAACACCAAUUAAAAUAUAGUGGCUGUAUUUUGUGGGUUGUAGAUUUUUUUCUUGUGUAGAUAAGAUACAACUUGAGUACGUAUGAAAAAGGCACACAUACACACACACAGACAUGCACACACACACACACACACAUAUUUUAACACUUGCUCACGUGCACAUACACCUUUCAAAUCUUUUCCAUUUAUAGAUCAUUAGCAUAUAAUAAUUGCUUCUAGCGCAGGGAGCUGUAAGAUGCUCAUAUUCCAUCAUUCUUCGUCUCUCACCGCUUCCCCAGAAUCUGUCUCAUAACAAAUGCAUCGAGAGAGGCCCCCUCCUAUUUUCUGCCUUUGUUCCUCUAUCCUUAGACAGAGGCUUAGCGAGACACAGAUCUAUGAAAGUGGGAGAUAUAACUCGCUUUGACAAAUUCUAACAGCUGUAGGUGAAUAAGAAGCAGUUUGUUGUGGCUUCCAUCCUGCUGCUGAAGUCUGCGCUUUUUUAAAGAGGUUAGGUGUGAAAAUUGGUACAUGAGCUGCAUGCUCUUACACAGCCGUAGGGACAGGAUACAAACAUAUAUUAAUCGAAAACGGACAUUAGCCAGGUCAUAAUAAAUAAGUUCUGGAAGUCCAAGUUUUCCAUUGUUUUGUUGUGAUGCUCUAUUGAACAUUAAAGUAGAGAAAGGACCGAUAACACACAGUAAAAAAAUAGAGGGAAAAGGAAUAUAUUUAAAUCUCUAAAGGCAUAUUCAAGGCUUGACAAAGGCUCACGUAGAAGCCGAAACAUUGUCUCCAUUUCUGUGUUUCAAAUAAAGACUGUCUUUUCAAAAGAAACUGUCAGGUGUGACCGGAUACUUGUAUUUACUAUCUACAAACAAAAUCAAACUCUUGUAGUAAGAGUAACUGUUUCUAAGUGCUUGUUUUCACUCAGAAUUGAUUUCAAAACUCUAAAACGGCCCUUCUAGAUCCAUUUUGCUUUUACCUGCAAAGGUGAGAUGAGAUCAUUAAAAGCCUGUCAAUGCGUCCAUCGUGAGAACUGCUAUAUGGAUGGUACUACUGUCAGAACGGCACUCUUUUGGUCAAAGCUGGUCAGUGAGGGAAAUAGUAAACAGCUUCAAAGGGCAAUUUUAGGUUUUAUUUAUCAAAUUAGCCAUAGCCACCGUGAUAUCGAAUUCAGGACUAGGAGACAGGCCACAAAAAAAUUGAGUUUUACAGGGUUGGAUGUUCACUAAAUUGAGAAUUGCUAGGAAUUUAAAGUGACUUUCAAAAUUAAGGCCAGAUUAGGAAAAUUCUCCAAAUAUUUUGAAUCUGGCUUUGAAUUCAUUUUGAAUUCCUGUCAAUUCUCAUGUUACAGGGUUAUUCAACAAAGUGAAUUUCAAAUUCAAGGAAAAGGAAAACGGUCACCAUUUUUGAAGUGUUGUUGAAAAAAAAUAAUGACAUGUAUUAAAGCAUCUGAGAAUUUUGUAAUUAAAGAUAUACUGUGUUUCUGACCAAAGCAGAUUGAAAGGGACACUGUAGCCAUUAUAACCAUUUUAAUUUAAUUGAAUUGAAUUAGUUACAGUGCCUUGAGUAUUCUGGGACCAUCCCACCAUUCAGUGUUAAACCACAUUCCCUCAUUUUAAAACAAAAUAAGCGUCCGUAGACAUCCACAGCCUUGCCCCCAGUGGAGGUCUCAGGCACUUCCUUCUAACCAAAGCAAUUCACACCAGCAGUGGACACAGUGAUUGGCUGACACUCUCAGCCAAUCACUUUGGCUCAGGCUACUGCUAUCUCAUUAUACCAAGCAGCACAGUGGAUAUGGGCAACUGGAGACUCUCAUUCAGUAUAAAAACAAUUUAACACUAAAUGGAAGAACGACACCAAGGGAACUCCAGACACUAUAACCACUUCAGUGAGAUGAAGCAGUUACAGUGACUACAGUGUCCCUUUAAAGAUGGCACAAUUAGAUGCACUAAAAUGGCUAUUUACCUAGGGCUAUGCAUUCAUCUCAGAAUUAUUUGUUUACAUACUCUCCAGAUGCAUAUCAUUUUUUAUUUUUAAUAAUAUUAAUUUUAAAAAAAACAAUAACAGUUUUCCUUUAAAUAUAUAAUUCCAAACUAAAAUGUCUCACUCAUUCAGUGAUAGUGAGUCUGUAUAGACAUAGGCAGAACAUGUUAUGCCAGCAUGAGGUCUUUGACGCAUACAGGGUUAUUUACUACAGCGAGAACUACAGUGAAUGCAAAGUGAAUUUCAAAUUUAAGAUCAACAUAGCUAAACUGGAAAAAUUCUCCCAGUCAAUAGCCACUUUGGCUAAUUCGGCUUUAAAUAUGAAAUCCACUUUGAAAUUAAUUUAGAAUUUUCUGAAAUUCUCACUUUACUGAAUACGCAGAUAAUAUUUAUAAAAAAAGCUCUUUUAGCCUAUGUUUGGAUUCGAAAAUUAAUUAGCCAUUAGUCUUGAAGGUAAGCACAGCCUAAGGUAAGUAUUUGUCUUUAACUACUCCUCCCUUAGCUUUAUCUACUCAAGUGCACUUGACACCUUUUGGGGUCAAAAAAUUCAAAGACUUCACAAGUAACAGUGCCACUUUAACAACCUGGUUGUGAUGAGUGCAAGAAAAUUUCCUUGGCCUUUAAAGAAUUAAUGUGUUUUAACAUAUCUGGUUUCGAAUUUCAUUAACGCAUGCCGUCUGCGUACACUUGGAGUUGUUCUAUGACUGUUUAAAUUGUUUACCUUUUUUUUCAGUCACACUUUGCUGACAUUCCCGUGUUACCAAGCCUAUUCUAAGCCACAGACUGCAGCCAACAAGCUGUCAUCGAGUAAAGUUGCCAGAAUGGGACUUCCAGCAUGUGCUAGACGGCAGCUGACAUUAUGUACAAGGGUUAGAGUUAUAGACUCCCAAUGGCCGAUGGACAGCUGCCAAGCCAUUUUAGAGCCGCUAAAUCUAAACCGGACUUGUUGUAUGACAGCAGUGAUAUAUCUAAACAUACUUGUGCAUGUUGUCAGAGAACAAAUGUCCUGCGUAGUUUCCAGUUACCUAUCUAAAAGCCCCAGGCUUGAUUAUUUUAGUUAUUUUCUGCAACACUAUCACGGUUAUUCACUUCAUUAUGAAUUGUUGGGCACGCAAAAAAAAUGUAAAAUUAAUUUUCCAUUUCAAACCAAAAUAACCAAAAUGGAAAAAAUGUUUUGAAUUUGACUAUAUCAGUCUCAGAUCGUAAACUUGCAUUAACUUUGAAUUCCAAAAAAUUGACGCUUAAAGGGUUACUCCAACUAUCAUAACCACUACAGCACACUGUGUAAAGAAAUAUGUACAGAAUUGAUAUCAGACUGCCCAGAACUCAAGUUAAUGACACCCCAAUGCCGCUGGUGGAGAUACCCCGUCUGGCAGCAGCAGCAUUUUAUAGUGAAAUGGCACACAUACAGAGCCCAGACACCAUGACCACUUCAAAUCAGUAAAGUGGUCGUGGUGCCAUCAAAGACAGGAUGUGGCAGGAGAGCAAGAGAUGAUGUGUAGAACCCCGAUAGUUUGUGUCCUAAAACGAGAUGGCAACUAGCCACGGACUAGUAGAAUGGUAACUAGCACUUUUCAUGGUAAGCUGUUCCAUCUAUCUAAAAUUUUUGAUGACUUAUUAGAGUGUUUAAUCUAUUAUAAAUGUUAAAUUGUGUUCUGUAAAACAGUUUUAUAUGCGACAGUGUGGCUAUUAUUUCACCUACAUCUGUUACGUUAUAUACACCAGAUAAUUCUAUGUUUAAUAUGAUUAAACAGUAACAUGUGGAUAAAUGGGAGCUAUACCAUUGCUAUACCAUUGUGUAAAUGUGUACCGUACAAGCUCUUGCUGAUGAAGAGCCACAGACAGGGAGCUAUAACCCAUUGGGGGUAAUGUUAAAAAAACUAUUCUCAGGAAAUAAAUAUCACAGAGUGUAAGAAUGUUUUUUCUGAUUGUUCCGUUUUGCUCUAGAAUUAAUUUGCAUAUAUAUGCAGUGCAUGCUGUAUUGAAUAAUAAAUACGAACACACCAGAAACCAAUUGAUGAUUGCCGUAAGGCCCUUGUAAAGUUUAUUAGGGUUUAAAUGUAAAUAAUUACAUUAUCUUAAAAUAUUAAACCAAAACUUAAUAGCCAAUAGCCCUAAAAAAACAGAUCUCCUUAACCAAAAUAACUCACCAUACAAGUCUAUUCCCAAAUUUAAAAGGAGAAUAGCUAUACCCCAAUAAUAUACCACGACAAUUAACUUAUUAAUUGAUACCAAUCUUAAAUUAGAUCAUAGAUAAUCAACAGAUAACUGUAAACAUGCAAACAUACAAAUUAUAUUACAAAGAUUUCGUAUAAUUAAAGCGGCGGGGCACCGCUGCAAUGAUCACUGGCACAAGCACAUAUUAAAAAAAAAACAAAAAAAACAGCCCUAUAUGUACUGACGAUUCGUACCCACACUGUGCCUAGCACUGCUAAUAUCUGAUAGCAAGCCCAGUUGAGGAUUCCAAAGUGUGAGCUAUCUGCAGAUUUUAAAAUAUUGCAAAUAAUGUCAGCCUGAACUACCAAAAUCAAACUGUUUAACAACAGCUUGAAUUUAACCCUUUCACUAACUGACCACAAAAGCGGUGCACAUAUUGCUCAAGGGUUUAUUGCCCACUGCAUUACAUAAAUCCCGUUGUGCUUGUUCUUUCUACUGCGUGCAUUUGUUAAGGGAUGGUGGACAGUGGCCUCUGAGUGACACAAAGACAGACAGUAUGAAACAAGAAUGCUAUCGAUAAUUUAAGAUAAGCCUGGAAGAACCGACAAUGUGUAAAGAGCUUGUUACUUUUCUCUUUGCGACAGUGUCAGAGCUAUUCACUUAAGUGUGAAUUGUCAUAGAUUCAGAGUGAAUAACAGAUUGUAGCCUAAUUUUCAGGUUGUUUUGUGAAUUGGCACCAAUUAAAAUGUAAGAUUUAAAAUUAAAAUAUUUCUCAACCCUGCAUAUGUAGCUAAGUAAUAUUUUACUUUGUAUAUAACUGCAUUAUGUAAUAUUAUAUACUUUAGAAAAUGUGCCAGGGCUAAGACAUGUGGUUGGGUAGCACGUGAGAUAAUACAACACGUGUAAUUCAUGCUUCGAGGUUAACAUAGAUUCUGCCAUAUAAGUAGCUUGAAUAUCUGUUGUAUUGCCUCACUGUCUACGGGACCUCCAUCAUAGGAUUUGGGGCAAAUACCUAUGAAACUGUGACAUAAGUAUAUAGGUAUAUUACAUAGCUGUCAUUAAUCUUUUUUAACUGCUUAACAUUAGAUGACUUGCUAGGUCAGACCCGAUAUUAAGGGAUUGAUUUAAAUCUUUGCUUUGUAGGGAUUAAAAAGUGUAUGUUUAAUAUGGGUUAAAGGGUUACUUCAGUCAUCACUAGACUGGUAGCUGAUGAUGGUAGCUGGUGCGUUUCCUUGUAAUACUUUACUGGACUGCUUGUCUCCUUUCUUGCCGGCUUGCGACAUCCAUCUUCUGCUGCACCGCAGAAAUCGGAUGCCGAUCUCGCCAGCCAUUCAUUGGCUGAGAUGGUCCGCUGAUUGUUCUCAGCCAAUUAAUGAACAUCUGUGCAUAGAAAUAUGUACAGAAUGUGCAUUAGGCAGUCCGGAACUCUUGAUCUAAGCUGACUAAUGACUCCAAAAUGGCACUGCCAAAGAAGAGUUACACCCCCGGCUGCAAAAGGUAGGAAACUCGGCUUGUGCAAUGUUUCAUAACAGAAAUCUGCACCUACAGACUUCAGGCAACAUGACUGUGAUGGAAACUGCCGUGCCACAGACCUUUGGAGAGGCUUGAAGGCCAGCCUCCUGCCCAUGGACUAAGGGACUGGUCCCAAGAGCCCCUAAAAGGGGAGGGGUAUGGGUGCCUGGGAAGCUUACUGUGUUUCCCAACUGGACUUGAGGACCUCUGAUGAUUGCCUUGACUCAUUUUAUACAACGAGUGCCUAUUUACAAGAUACCGUAAAAUACUCAUGAACUAUACCGUGGAUUACGACUGUGCCGAGGUCCAGUCAAUCUUUAAUCGCUCUGUCCACUGACAUCUUUUUGUAAACAAAGAAAAUUAUCAACAAAAAAAUUUGAAACAUUAAAAAAGUACCGUAUAUAAAAAUGUGUUUUGUUCCCUAACUUGCAUGUAAUUCAAUCAAUCCUAAUAUAGAUCUCCCCUAAUUCAUUUUCCUUUAGAUUCCCUUAAAUCUACAUAUCACACAGCUGCUCCACUGACAAUCUGUACUUAACUGUGCUUGCAAUCGGUGAACAGAUGUUAUAUAUGCUUUGCAAAGCAGAUGUGUUUACUGUAAACACAGUCUCUGUCUCAGUGUGAUGUGAUUUAAAGGCUUGGAGUGUUGUGAUAUGCCUUGAGCAGCCAGCAAAAAAACCAUGAACGGCUCUGAUUGGUACACUGAGCUUAAUCUCUGAAUAGUAUAUAUUUAAACAUGUUUUUCUGUCUCUGACCAGCAAAUAAUCUACUUUAGUCCCAUCUGGUGGUUUUAGUGGCUAAUGUGGUUUUCUUGCAUCAGAGAAAUUCACUCUACGAGUUUUCACAUCAUGUCACAUGGGGUUCUAGCAUAGAUUGAAAAAAAAAAAUAAGGAUAAACAAACACUGCGUGAAAAUAUUGCAGAAGUGGAUUUUCAAAGAAAAUCUUUAUUUAUAGAAAGCAUGAAUGCAAAGGUACCUCGAGGUUCCAUUUGUGAAAAGAAAGUCUCAGAUGCCCUAGUUUUAAGCAUAACAUAAAAGACAAAUUGAAUGAGAAGAGUAAAGAAGACGAGAGUAAAGAGGAAAAGGCAGGGAAUAUGGAGGUGGACUUGGUUGAGUUUGCAGGAUUUGUGUUGUGAUACAAUGUUACCUGGUGUAGGCCCCAUAUCUCAGACGUUGUAGGCUGUCCAUGGUAUACACACAGUAUGGACGUUUGGCCUAUUAACCAGAAUGGUUCUUUGUAAAGAUGGUCUUGAAAGAUGUCUUGGCAGAGGUGAUGAUACCUGCUCUGAAAUUGGUUUGGUCAGAUGGGAUGAUAACUUCCUCAAAAAAAUUAUUGGAUGAUAUCUGCCAGUCCAGUAUGUAGAGAAGAAACAGAAGACCUUACUCUGGAAAAUUGCUGUGUAAUUCCACAUGGUCCCUGGUUGAAGAGAAGAAGGGUCGAAUAAUGUACUAGGAUGGGUCUGGAUCCCAAGCCUGGGGCUGACUCCCCUGUUCCCAUUACAACUUUGUGACAUUUCAGGUUCGAUGGAAUCCCCAAUUUAACCAAGCUGGGGGUGAUUUACAAUGUGACAUUUUAACAGAAACAAGAAAAGUGUAAAGUGCUUAAGAAUACAAAAUGUAUAAAUAGUGCACAAAUCCACACAAUUACAGAAGUACUCACCAAAGUGACAAACAAACUAGUUUCGGAUGAAGCCCAGGAAGGUGGACGAAACUAGUCACGAAGUGCGUCGCUAAGAGGAAGCCCCACGUGGUUGAGUUACGUUGGAACCCAGAAGGGACCACUGAACACUGGCAUCUUCUUGUUUUACAUGCUCUGUUGUGGGUACCUUGCAGGCAAUACCCACCACGAUUUAUGUAAGAGUUGCUAACCUUUUUUUUUAUUAUAAUAAAGAUUUGGAUACUGUUGAAUUGUGGUCCUGUCCUCUCUGCUUGUCUCCUACUUAUAUAGAAGAACCUAUCUGGCUCAACACACCUGAUAAUUGAGAAUAUGUAUGCUGUCUGGUUAUCCUGUUGUGGGAAGUGUCCCUCUCCAGCUGCAUUUUUCAAACUCAGAGCCAGUGGUGAUUAGGCUCUGGUAAAUGUGAGUUUAAUUACUUUUUAGUGACAGUGUUGCAAUUGAGUGAAAUGUAAUAACUAACUAAAGCAUCUGUGUACUUUCAUAGUGAUAAUCCAGUUUAUAUAUAUAUAUAUAUAUACAUACAUACACACUAUUAUAAGAAUUUGUGUGUUUUCAAGGCGCUUUCAGUUAAUAAUUGAGUAAAAUGACAGCAGCUACCACACAAAUAGGGACUCUCUACCCUAUAGAUUAGUACAAAAAAGAUUAGGUGUACACUCAGUAUUGGAAAUUAAUGAUAAAAACCACCACUGGUGUGCAUAUGGAGCGCUUACAAAUUUGUUGACUCACCCAUAUGGGUUAACAUACAUAUGUAUGGAAAACGUGACUCAUAGCGAUAUAUCUGAAACAAAUGUAAAUGCAAGAAAUAGUGCAGAUAACGUUUUCAAUAAGUGCAGUGAGGGAAUAUUCUAUAUGGUCUCACUCACAUGUAGCAGAGCCCUAUAGGAUAGGCUCAGAUCUCAAUGGCCUGCGUGUGCGUAUGGUGACACAGUUAUGCCUGAUCUCGUCAGAUCUCAGAAGCCAUCCAGGCUUAGGCCUGGUUAGUACUUGUAUGGGAGACCAGCUAGGAACCUACUAUAUAUUUAUAUGUUUUUUAUAUAUAUAUUUUAAUAUUGAUAUCAUCAUUGAAGAUAAGCUGCUGACACAAUUGAGACCUAUUCAAUAAUAAUCAGCAUUUCUCCUAAAAGAGCACACUCCUAUUCACCACCUAUCUUUAUGCAUGUACUGUCACUUUGAAUGAAAAACAUUAGAUGUUUUUAUUUUUUUUGAUAUGUAAAUGUUAUGAAUUAACUUGUAAGCAAUAUACAAUAAUACUAUCCCCCUUUCUCCCUUCAUUUUUUCGUUUAUAUAUCGCUCAAAUUGAGCACCUGGCUUGUAAAUAGGAAGGGACUUGGUUGAAGGAAGGGCAUUUUGCCCAACUUAAAAAUGGACGAUAUGGAACUGUGAGCCCUACAUUGAAAACACGCCCAAUUUGUGAUGCGGCACGUGAUGCUUCGGGUCACAUGACUUGUUCCGAGACCGGAGCAUACUCAUUACUAACACAGCACAGCUGUUCAUGAAAAAGGACGCCAGCGGAUUGGAGGGAGGGAAGUUUGAAGGACCACACAGGAGGAAGUACAAAGUAUUUAAACAAGUAACAGCAGCAACUAUAUUACCGAUUGAAAAAGCUGUCUGGGUACAGUGAAACAUGUUUCGGCUGGAGGAUUGAAGAUUCCACAUUUUAUAAUUUCUCACAAUUUUGUUUAUAUUUUACUUGUAAGUUUUUACUACUUUAUUUAAUAAAUUUUGUUUUAUAUUUGGAAUCCACCCUCCAUUGUUGCUGCUUAAAGAAGGGUAGUUGCCCCCUUAAAGGCACAGACACCUACACACCAGGAGCCAGGUAUAGGGCUCCACAUCAGGUGAGAAGCCACUUUUUCUGCACUAUUUGACAUUGUACAUUGGGAUUGACCGCACUAGGGGUUCUCCUCUUCCCCUUGUUCUCUCUCUCUCUCUCUCUCUCUCUCAUGUAUGCAUAAGGAUCUCCAGACGCCUAGAGGACCGAUUGGGUACUGUGUCACCAUAAGCACACGCAGGCCAUUGAGAUCUGAGCCUAUCCUAUAGGGCUCUGCUACAUGUGAGUGAGACCAUAUAGAAUAUUCCCUCACUGCACUUAUUGAAAACGUUAUCUGCACUAUUUCUUGCAUUUACAUUUGUUUCAGAUAUAUCGCUAUGAGUCACGUUUUCCAUACAUAUGUAUGUUAACCCAUAUGGGUGAGUCAACAAAUUUGUAAGCGCACCAUAUGCACACCAGUGGUGGUUUUUAUCAUUAAUUUCCCAUACUGAGUGUACACCUAAUCUUUUUUAUACAUACACACUAUAUUGUACACGGAGAAUGUUACAUUUUAGACCAACUUAAGUUCUCUGACUCUAUUGCUUCCACCACAGCUAAAAUGUGAUAUUCACUGGUCAUGUAGUGACCAGAUGUAUUGCUAAGGGAGGCUGGGUGGGCUCUAACCUCCUCCUAAUGAGGAGUUUCUUGGUCCCAAACCUAUUUGGCCCCAUGGGCAAUUAAGAGCCCAGAAUCACUAGAUCGACACUGGUUUUCCUGCCCAGUCUUCUCCAUAAGUUUCAGGUGGGAGCUGUCAAGAGUCACAGAGGAGACCAACAGGGAAAGCAGCACAGAGCAGUAUAGAACAAGCAAUUUGCUGCCUAUGAGUCUAAAGAGAUUCAAUGCACAUUCAGGCACCCCAGUUAAAAGGGACAUAUUGUUAUAUAUUGUCAUCUGCCUGCACUUUUAUCACUGUUCUGUUUACACUCCCAUUGAGACCAGCCAGACAGAGAGAUCUGAAUGUUGUAUUUAACUUCUAACCACUGGCCACUUUCCCCCCAACUCGCAUCAGUAUCAGAGUCAGUAUCCUUUUUCGAAAGCAAGUGCGUGAGUAUCUGUGUGUAUUUGUGUUCAUGUGCACCUGUGUGUUUGCGCAUCUAUGGCUUUAUGUAUGCAUCUGUGAAUGUGUAUUUGUAAGUAUUUAACUGUGAGUACGUGUCUCUGUAUGUAUGUGUGAGUGUGUUUUCAUGUAUGCAACCAUAAGUGCUUGUCUUUAUAUAUGUCACUGUGGGUGUGUGAAGAGGCGUAUUUUGCAGGUGUUAUGGUGAGGUGUUCAGGAGGGGCCUUGAGUGGGGUUUGGGUGGGUCUUUAGGAAAGGGUCACCAAGUUCUGUUUUGGACUGCAGUCCCGAGUAUGUUUCAACCCCAGAAAUGCUCAUCGUAGUGACAGAUCUUGCUUUAUUGAAUUACACUAUCACUAUUAUAGUUUAUACGUAGGUAUUAGGUAAUCAUUUUAACUUUAGUUGAUUCUGCCAUUGACACAGGGCAUAACACAAUGGACAGGCGCAUCUGUACGCAUAGCUUUGUAUUUUCAGAUCUGGCUAGCACUGAGUAUUAACCAUGUUGAUUCUGCAUAGUACAUCAGCAACUGCAGUGAAAAAAAAACCCUAGCACAAUUACAAUAUCAUAGUAUCAUAGUCAACCUAACUUCUUUGGACUUAUUGAUAUCCUUCAGUGUAUCAUCAAGUGAUGUCCAAGGUGUUCCAAAACAUGUCCCUAUUUAGUGAUGUGAUUGUGUUGGGAUGUAGGCGGUAAAGAUACAUUUAUUUAAAUCUGGUGGUCAAGCCCAUCAAGUUCAGGCUUUCACACAUUUCUAUUAAUGCCGUGGAUCCUCAAGAAGAUGUUAACCUCCAUUUUUCAACAAAUUGUAUUGGCAUCUUCUUCUUGCAAUGUAAAAUUUUUUGAUUUUUUUUCCAUGUCUGAGCAUGGCUUUCCCCUUUACUAAUUCAUGCCCUGAACAAGAAUGCUCUGUCUUUGACACAACACCUAAUGAUUUAACAGGCCUCUCCAUGCAUUCAUGACGGUAGCAGCGGUGAUCUGAAUAUUCCAUAAAUGCAGGAUUAUUUGCUAGAGUGAGAAUUUAAGGCCAGAAUAGUCGACCUGAAAGCACAAUUGACUUAGAGAAGGGUUCCAGUUCAGCUAUUUUGACCUUAAAUGUGUCACUCUCUCUUUUUCAACUAUUUUCCCAAAUCAUAACUCCCGUAUGUCCUCUGCUCUCCUUUUACUUUCAUCUCUCUCUCCGUGUCUCGUGUAUCCUUCCUCGCUGAGUAUUUUUCCUGUUGACCUUUUAGACUGCAAUGCGUUCUCAGUCAUUCUUGAUCUCCAGCUCGUCUCUGUUAUAUAACAUUGAUACAGAUUUAGCUACUCUGAAUCCCUAGGAUUAAUUCUCCUCGUUGCCAUCACACAAGAGAGGGAGGAUGUGGGGCAGCCCAGCGGAUUCUGGGUGGGGAACCUCAAUGAAUUCCAUUAUCCAUUUAUUAAUAUAUGGAGCUUGCACGGCCAUGCCCUCCUGUGUUAAACAAAUUGCGUAACUGAAAAACGUGCUGUCUGUGUGAUAGGAAGACAAGUUUUUACAAUACUGUUCUAGGUCUGUGAUCGUAGCCAUCAAUACGCACAACACUAAUUAUGAGAAAGAACACGGUGAAUGAAAAUCACUUAAUAAUAAUUAACAUUUUUCCCAAAAGUUAAAGCCCUGUGCUAAAAAGGAUUGAUAUAUGACAGGCGAAGCCUUAAGGUAACACAUUAAAAGUGGUCCGCAGCAAUCUGUUAACAUAUUUUUACACAUUAAAUAACAAUCUGACUUUGAAAUAUACAUACAUGCGGGUGCAUGCACACACAUACACAUACAAUAGUAUAUUAUAUUUUUGAAUCUCUGGUUUUAAUACUAUUUUAGAGUAAGUAAUUAAUCAGGCAUAAAUAAAGGUGAAAUAAGUCUUAAUAUGUCUGUAUAAAAAUAAAAAUAAAAUAUAUAGCUAGUAAAUAUCAAAACCAUAUUUUAAAUGUUCAUUUUGCCGUUACGUAUGCUUGUAUACCAACAGAUUUUCAACCAAGGCAAAACAAGGAAUGAUAUGCAAGAAACUUUUUUACCAAAUGGUAUUUUUAGGUUUUGAGCAGGUGUAGGAAUGUUGAGUAUGCCUUAGCUUUCAGUAUGGAUUGGCUGCAACAAGUUAAAAUAAAAACUAAUUUUCCCGUACAUUUUUCCAGUGUAGGACAAAACAUAUCCUGACUCUACAACUUACUAAAUGGAUAAAUACUUUAAAAAAAAAACAUAAUAACAAGGGAAAUAAUUUUACCGGAGUAAUAGCUGCUUGAUCCAAGUAGAUAUCUUACUGCUAUUCUGAGUUCAAGAAGGAAUUGUUUCCUAGUUUGUUGCAAAAUUGGAAGCACUUCCGACUGGGUUUUUUGCCUUCUUUUGGAUCAACAGCAAAAACAGAUGUGAGGAAGGCUGAGCUUGAUGGACGCAAGUCUCUUUUCAGCCUAUGUAACUAUAUAACUCAAGUACUCUGUACAAAAUGCAACAAUCUCAGAGCCUCCGGACAAUUACAUGUUGAUGGACAAAUGUACUGUUUUCCGCUAUGGCUUUCCCAAUAAAUUGCUUAUCACAUGAAACAGAAUUACACAUGGAAUGUAAAUGUAUAUCUGGUAUCAAUGACCACAUAGCCCUAUGAUUAUACAACAAUGUACAAACACCCAGUACCUACCAAUUAAUACAUGACAAUAUCGUCUUUCUCUAGAAUGAGGCAAACUCCAAAGGGUAUACAGAAUUACUAAAAUAAGAAUUCAAUGGGAAUUCCAAGUGAAUUUAAAGGUCAAAAUAGCUGAAAUAGAAAAAUUAUUUAAGCCAGUUAUGCUUUCAGAUUGACUGCUAUGGCUUUAAAUUUCAAAUUUUUUUUUUUUUUUUUUAGUAAAUGACCUUGUUUGUUUGUGUUUCAUUAAAUCUGAAAAUAAGGUGAGUUUUAACCCAUUCUGAGGGGGGGGAGAUGAGGGGGGGCAAGCCACCUAAAUGGUGGGUUUUCACUAUAGGGUUAGGAAUACAUGUUUGUGUUCCUGACCCUAUAGUGAUCCUUUAAACCUACCUUUGUCCACUCCUCUGAAACAGUGGAAGGGUGCAGAGACAGGGCAACAAGUUUCAAAUGCUAUUACAUAAACAUCAGGUUUGUAUAAUUUAUGGAGUUGUAGAACCAGGAAAUAAGGAAUACUCAACACUUACAUAACAACUAUACAAGAAUAGACAUGUUUUUUGCUGGUUAUGUUGUAGUCUACACAGUACAGGACUUAACAUUUUACCCAACUACUUGGUCAGGUCAAAGUCCAAUGAUCUUAACACACACUUUGGUGACAUCAACACCUACAUUUGAUUUAAUGCUCUUUAAUGGUUAUGUUGCCCGAAGAUCCCAGUUUUUUUAAAAAGGUUUGAGCAGUGAACAGACCAAGAACCUUGUUAUCGACUUAAAAUAGAGCAAUUGAAUAGGAUAGAAAAAGAAAAAAGGUGGUUUAAGCAUUCCUAACCUUAUCCACUAAUGCCAAGCAACACCGGUAGCAUAGACACUACCUUUCUACUCUGUAUCUAAAAACAUAUGUAGGUAGAUAUAGCAGACUGCAGUCCACAGUGCGGUUGUAACAUACAUAUUCAGGUUUCUCUGGUACGUGAUGGAGAGGCUGUGGUCUAGAAUACUUUGGGGGAUCUGGCCAAAUCGAAAUCUUUGCAAUAAUAACAUUUAGUACAUAGUGUAAUUAAGUUCCAUUUAGACUUUAAACCAGAAAUUGUACUUUUAGAUCUGUACCCAUCAGACCUCCCAAAGGGUUACAUCAAACUUACUCUUACUAAAAGAACAUUAGUUUUCUCUUUUUUUGUCUCUGAAUAUAUUAUUGGAUCAAAACAAAACAAAACAAAAAAAUAAAAUAGAAAAGCACAAUAGUGACUGAGCUACUGCAAGUAAAAGUUCUCUUAGAAGAUAUACGGAUGCGAUAUGUUGCACAUUCAUCUACAAAUUACCGACUAGUUUAGUCAACUACUUAGCACUAUAUAGACUCUGUCUUACAGUGACUCAGUAUUAUGGGACAAUUCGCGUGAUGAGUGUCUAUCCUAAAAUCAGACUUCACUAUAGGAAUUAUAUAAAAAAAUAUAUACAUUAAUACCAUGCACGUGUCAUUGUCCAUAUCAUAUCGUAUUUACGGUAAUACCGAUGCCUGCAAAAAACCAUAGCUCACUGAUUAAUGUAUCUACAAAUCUAUUUGUUAUUGCUCUGUCAUAUUUUGAUGUUAACUAGAAGAUACCCAACUGUCAGGUGACCUAGUAAUCAGACACUUUCCUGUGAUGCUGUACGUCAUCCCAGGGGCAAUUCUGAUCCUGCCAAAUCCUGUCCUUUUAUUCAGAGGUUCUACAGCAUAAUUCUCGAGGGAAUCGUAAAAGUGCGUCAUGCAUGCACGUUUAUUCUGCAUAAUAGCAGGUCGCUUAAUCCUAUAUAAACUCUUGUAGCCUAUGCCCGGUCAUGAUUCUUGCCUCAUGAGAGUGCGUUUCAUUGCUCCUAGUGUUACCUGGUUAUUGAUUUGGCUAAGGUUGGCUAUACUUACCUCCUUAUACGUUGACUUGCCUUAUUGUUCUGUUGUCUUUCUGUAAUCCUUGACCUUUUGCCUGUUCCUGACUUUUCCUCACUUCCUUGCAGGCUUGGAUUGCCCACCUGGACCCCAUGAUAGGCCUGGCCAUUCUAAGUACCAGUAAUAUGUACCUAUCCUGUGAUUUCCAAACGUGUGCUCUGUACACUUGUCCUGAUUUCUGUGUGUUGAGUUCUCCGUAUCCUGACACCAACAAAGUGUCAAUUAGCAAUGCAACUAGCAAUCUACAGUUUCCCUCAUCUAGCAUUAUAAAACCUGCAAACCACAACUUUACUUAUGUUUCUGAUCACAUUUAAUUAAAAAUGAUUUGGUUUGAAAACCUCAAUAAAAAAUGUUAUUAUUGUUAUUAAAAAAUAAAAAAUGAAAGCCCCACGGAUUUGGGCUAAGCGUGAUAUAGCCAGCUAUGCGUGACCAAAUUCUCAUAUUGCUUAAUUUAAGAGGCACUAUUUGCAAUCUUUUUUGAAAAUUAACUUUAAUUAUAAUGUUCUAAAAGCUCCUUAAAUUAAAUUAAUGCAGCUUUUAAAGCAUGUUAUAGCUUCUUUAUUGUAGUUCACUGGCCCCUUGGGGUAUAGUAUAUAACAUUUGGUUAUUUCACUAUGCCAAUUAGAAGCUGCACAUUAGGAUCCAGGCUUCAUUUCUGUAAUUUGUGUAUUUGUAUAAUUGAUUUGACUACAGAGUUUAUAGCCCUUUUCCUCCAUGCACGGCCCAGUGUACCAUUUAUUAUGUCUAAUGAUUAGCACAAAUUGACAGAGAAUUUCGGUGUAAAUUAGAAAGAAUUCUAAAGAGAACCAGCUCUGUUCCAGUGUACGUAAUGUUGAUUAAAGGAUUUACGAACCUUCUAUAAAACUCCUUUACAGUACUUGCUCACUGUUAAUGAUUUUAUCAUUAAUUUGUCUUGCUUUAAAGUGAUCUUUGACAUUCUAGAUAGUUUUAAAGUUGAUCUAUCAGUCAGAAAAUAUCUGCAUGGCAAGGUCUUCUCCGGAUUAAAAGAACAAUCAGUGACAAAUUUAUAGAUGAAAGAAUAUGAUUUAAAUCAGUUCCUAACUAAAAACUUUACUAACAAAAUAUAUAUUGGUUAAUAUACAAUUGCCACCUCAAAAUUAGUUGAGUACUUUACUUUUUCCAAAAAGAUUUAUCUUAAACCAUUUGCUGUCAUUCCCAUUAAUACAUGGGCAUAUGAAAUCGGCCUCACACUCUGGAACUCGUAGAUUAUUUGAAAUUUUAUUUUGCUAAAAACAAAUCAGCCUUCCUCUCCGUCCCAUGCAGUGUUUAAAGGUCAAACAUUGUCCAUUUAGUCCUGUUUCUUUCUCAUUAGAUCUCAAACCAAUAAAGUUAUGGUGGGGAAAAAAAGUGAUUGAAAAUCCCUUUUACCUGAAGUCAGUGGAUAAUCAAUACAUUGCUAAACACAGAUCUGCACACCAGUCAACCCAUAAGACUCGCCUUUUUCACAGAAUUCUCAAAUUUGCAGUGAUGUUACUACUGUAAGGGAUUCUGGGUGGGCAUAUGCAAAUUAGUUCAACAAAGAAUAAAAAUUUUGCCUCAUCCCAUUUUAAACAUGGAUUCCGUCGAGUUUAUGUUUGCUGAAUACAUCUACUUUAAAACACAACUCAGGAAACGUUACGAAGCCUAGGACCAGGCAUGUGAAUGUGUGCAUUAAGUAAGACGCUCUGUGAUAACAGUGGAACACUUUUACCCAACUCAAUGAUACUUGUUUUAUCAGCCUAGGAAGCAUAACAGGCACCAAAGGUAUUCUAACUGGUAAAUUAACCGGGUGUGUUUAUCUGAGUAAGUACAAAUAUAUUGUAUUAGCAUCUGUCAAAACAACACUUAUGGACUCUGCGUCCCUUCCUGUUACACUACGUUUGUAACAGUAAGUGUUGAUGGAACACAAUGCCUUCUUUUGAGUUGGCUAAAAGUCUAUCAUUGCCCUCUAGUCUUAAUUUCUCAAUAAGUGAAACUCCCCGAACGUACAGACUCUCAUUACACGGUCGGAAUGAUCAGACAGGUCAGAACGGUCGAAUGAUACAGUGUUUCUUGAACACGAAUGAUGUGCGGACAGAUGUUACUGUCAUUGCAUAGCUACUUUAGAAAGGACAGUAAAUAAGGAUAAUGGGGAAAGAAUCUAAUUUUGCCUCAAAUAUAUAAUUAUGGACAAGGUAUGUGAGCAAAGUGUGAAAAUAGGACUAAAUGUUUUAGAUUACCCUUCAAAAGCACCACCAGAUAAAAAAAACUGUACGAAUAUAAUGUAAUUUUUGGCAUUUGUAAUCUCCUAUCUGUCUUUGCCUGUGGCGCUAGAUUUACUUCCUCUUUUAAACUUAUAGAUCUAAUUAAAAGUUUAAUUUCGUGGUUAUGCGCAGCAAGUGGACAUAUAUCAAAUGCGAUAAAGCAGGUUAACAAAAAAACAAACCAAUAGGCAUUGAUUCUGCAAUAAUAUUAAAAGUACAUAUUGUAAUGUAUGUAAGGAUAAUGCUGAGAUUGAAACUGCUUUGUAUCACUAAAUUAACCCUUGGUGUGACAAAGAGAAUAAGUAAGUGCAGUUUUUAUUACAUAACUAAUGUGAAUUUUUACUUUUUUUUUAUUUAUUUUUUUAAAUUGACCUUUUGCCUUAACACCUCCUUUAACUGCAAAGUUGUUUGCAAUCUUGAUCGCUUCAAAGCCUAAUGUUUAAAUUGUAUAGAUUUGAUGGAACAUGCCAAAAACUGAGGGAUUAUAUAUUGUCCUAUUUUCUGUAAUAUAAGACAUUUUCAUUUCUAAACGUAACUGCUCUCUAUUGCAAUGUGUUUGUUAGCUGGCUAUUAAUGCAAUGAGCCCCAUAUUCAAUUCAAUAUAAUUCAAUGUAUUCUUUGUAGAAUCUUUCUCAUAUACGUUGGUGGUCAUGUGCUAUCCUGGUAGAAUGCUGUCCGAGUACCAGUAAUUGUGCAGCUAAAGUAAAAUUAAAAAAUAACCCUUCUAACUUCUGUUAGAGGCAGCCUGCAGAUACAGACAGUAUGCACCCAGCUAAUCAGGAGUCGCUGACCAUGGUGUGUGGGGUCUGAUCUUAUCCAAUUAUCGCCUGCCUGAAAGGGAUAUGCAAUUUGUCACCCAGCUGCAGUUCCAUUCAUCCCUUAGGAUGAUUGUAGUAGCUCAAUAAACUGAUAGCAGCUUUACUGUGACUGCUAUCAGUGUAUACAUUAACAGGGGGUGCGUGAUAAUGUCUACACCAUAACAUUUGCAGCAUUGUGGUCACAUAACUUUGUUUUGGUGUUUAGCUUGCAUUUGUAAAGGUCCAUCAGCAUCAUUGACAAGGACUGAUACAUCAAUUUUAAAGGAACAAUAUAUGGUCAGAAACACAAACAGGUAUUCCUGAACCUAUAGUGUUAAAAACACCAUGUAGCCCCCCUUGCCCCUUAAUUAUAUAAACAUUUUGCCUUUUACGCAGAUUGCUGCUGCCGGCUCUGCCCCUGAUCUGCCUGCUUGGCUGACAUAAUCAGAAGUAAUUCUCUCAGCCAAUCACAAUGCUUUCACAUAGGAUUGGCUGAGCUUGUCAAGGAGGCAGAUCAGAGUCAGAACCAGCGCAAGCCAAACACAGCCCUGGCCAAUUAGCAUCUCCUCAUAGAGAUACAUGGAAUCAAUGUAUCUCUAUGAGGAAAGUUUGGUGUCUCCAUGCAGAGGGUGGAGACACUGAAUGUUAGUCACACUGUGUAGCACUGUCCCAGGAAACACCUCUAGUAGAUAUCUGCGGAGUGGCCACUAGACGUAUCCCUAGGCUGUAAUGUAAACAUUGUCUUUUCUUUGGAAAUAGAGUGUUCACUGCAAAAAGCCUGAAGGGACUGAUUCUACUCUCCAGAACAAAUACAGUAAGCUGUAGUUGUUCUGGUGACAAUAGUGUCCCUUUAAAAGCUCUGAUCUCUAGUAGCAGUGGUUUUAUGAGAAAGAGUUGUUUCAAAUAAGGGAUCAUUGAACACCUGACUACCAUAAGAACAACUUAAACCAUUGUGCUAUUGAAUACAGUUAAACAACUUGUCCAAUGGCAUAAUCUCAGCACAGAUCACCUGACAUAUUUCUACACAGCUUGCGCCAUUAUCCCAUGCGUACCAGACUGAUUCAACCCAUAUAGAAAUUUUAUUAACUGAAAAACUGUGAAAGAAACACUAAAUUCAUGUUUCAGUGAAGUACACCUUUAAUUGUAAUAAUUUUCCUAUAAUUGUAUAUAUAAAAUCGUCAACCCAGAGAGAUCUUUUCACUUCCCCAUAUUAUUCAGUAUUACUUUUGCUGCAGUAUUCACAAACAAUAAUGUCUAAUCUGUAUGUGUGAGAAUGAUACCGUAUCAUUCUAAAUGUAGGAACAACCAUUUAAAAAGAGACAUGUUACUUCAGUGGACAUAACACCAUUGGAUAAAUGAAAAUCAUCUCUAACUUGUGUUCACCUUUUUUUCGCAGUGAUACUCUGUUUUAUUUUGAAUAUAAAAUAUUUCCUUUCUUUUAAAAUUAUUUUCUGCAAGUUAUGUAAAUUUAAAUUGUACAUCAGACACUCUACGUGACCAUUCAUGCCCCGAUGUGCUCACUUUUUAAUUUGUUAGCAGUAAAGUGUAGAUGAAUUCUGUGUAGGUGAAUUUAGCUAGUGUGAGUAUUGUUAUGUAUCAUGCAUAUUUUCUAACUUUGUUAUUGAUACAAGAUAUAAUUCUAAAUCCAGUACUAGAUGUGUAGUGAGAUUAUUCAAGACUCGGACAAUUAAAGAUACAUUUAUUAUUAUUUAUUGUACAGCAAUAUACAGGCAGACAUUUUAACAUUGCUGCAAUUCUCAUGAUUAAUAAUAUCGGAUUGAUCCAGAGGAAGGCAAAUAAAAACCCCGGUGGAUGAUGUCUCACAGGGGGGAAAAAAAUUCCUUCCUGACCCCAUUUAUGGCGAUCAGUUUAAAACCCUGGAACAACCACCUAAUGUGUUUAACUGUAUAUUGCUGAAUAUAUUACACUAACAAAUAAAAAUAAUACAAUUUAAAAUCAGUCCCUGCUACCAGAGCUUACACUCUAAUAUGAACAGUACAAUAUGGAGAAUGUGGUCCCUGCUCACAGAGCUUACACUCUAAUAUGAAGAACAGUACAAUACAGAGAAUGAUGUCCUGGCUCACAGAGUUCACACUGUAAUAUGAGGAACAGUACAAUACAUAGAUUGAGGUCCUGGUUCGUAGAGCUUACAAUCUAAUAUGAACAAUACAGUACAGAGAAUGAGUUCCUUGCUCACAGAACUUACAAUCUAAUAUGAACUGUAGAAUACAGAGAAGGAGGUCCUCGCUCACACAACUUACAAUCUAAUAUGAACAGUGAAAUACAGAUAAUUUAGGCUCUACUCACAGAACUCACUCUAAUAUGAACAGUGCAAUACAGAAAAUUAGGUCCUUGUUCACAGAGCUUACACUCUACUAUGAACAGAAUAAUACAGAGAAUGAGGUCCUUGCUCACAGAGCUUACACUCUACUAUGAACAGAAUAAUACAGAGAAUGACGUCCUGAAUUACAGAGUUUAUACUCUAAUCUGAACAGUACAAUACAGAGAAUGAGGUCCCUGCUCACAGAGCUAAUAUUCUAAUAUAAAUACAAUACAGAGAAUGAGGUACUGGCUCACAGAGCUUACAAUCUAAUUUGAACAGCACAAUACAGAGAAUAAGGUCCCUGCUCACAGAGCUUACACUCUAAUAUGAACAGUACAAUACAGAAAACGAGGUCGUUGCUCACAGAACUAAACUCUAAUAUAAACAGUACAAAACAGAGAAUGAGGUCCUUGCUCACUGAGCUAAUAUGAACAAUACAGAGAAGGAGGUCGUUGCUCACAGAGCUUACACUCUAAUAUAAACAGUACAAAACAGAGAAUGAGGUCCUUGCUGACUGAGCUUACAUUCUAAUAUAAGCAGUACAAUACCGAGAAUGAGGUUAUUGCUCACAGAGCUUACACUCUAAUAUGAGGAACACUACAAUACGGAUAAUAAGGUCCUUGCUCACAGAGCUUACACCCUAAUAUGAACAAUACAGGGAAUGAGUUCCUUGCAUACACUCUAAUAUGAACAAUACAGAGAAGGAGAUCCCUGCUCACAGAGCUUACAAUCUAAUAUGGACAGUACAAUACAGAGAAUGAGGUCCUGGCUCACAGAGCUUACACUCUAAUUUGGACAGUACAAUACAGAAAAUAAGAUCCCAGCUCAUAGAGCUUAAUCUUUAAUAUGAUGAACAGCUCAAUACAUAAAAUGAAGUCCUUGCUCAUAGAGCUUACACUCUAAUAUUAACAGUACAAUACAGAGAAUGAGUUCCCUGCUCACAGAGCUUACACUCUAAUACAAACAGUACAAUACACAGAGCUAACACUCUAAUAUGAACAGUGCAGUACAGAAAAUGACGUCCUUGCUCACAGAGCUUACAUUCUAAUAUAAACAGUAUAAUACAGUGAAUGAGGUUAUAGCUCACAGAGUUUACACUCAAAUAUGAUGAACAGUACAUUAUGGAGAAUAAGGUCCUUGCUCACAGAGCUUACACUCUAAUAUGAACAGUACAAUAAAGAGAGGGAGGUCCUGGAUCACAGAGCUUACACUCUAAUAAGAAUGUGACAAUACAGAGAAUCAUUGUACGUAAAUUAUAUGGAAAGUAUUUCUAACAUUAUUGAAACAUUUCUAAAUUGUAUUAUAUCAGGUCAUAGUGUAUAAUCCAGAGAAGGUUGAUUGCUCACAGAGCUUUCAUUAUAACAUGAAUUGUACAAUACAUAGAUAGGGUAUCCCUGCUCACGUAGUGCAUAUCCUAAUAUGACAGAGAACGUACUCGAGAAUCUUCAUUUCUUCUUUUCCAAUCCUUCCUUUCUUACCUGCUAUGGAUAUUUUGCAGUAGAUGGAUAUUUGUAUUCUUUACAAUUCCCAUUAGAGGAGCUGUAAUAUUUCCACGCUAUAAACUUGAUGGAGAGACUAUUGUUUCAUGGUUUCCUCAGAGAUGAAGAAUAGACAUAAACCAGCUGACUGGUAAAUCCCCCUGCACUCAAUGAAGAAACAAAGAUGAGCCAGAUCUCUGGAGAUAACUGUUCUAUUGUGAUGUCAUCGACCUGUCAUACCUGUCAUAUGCUGUUGGUCAUCAUGUGGUCAUGUGACAGACAUUUCUGCAUAAUAAAUCAGGUUUAAAGCCCCUCCCCACCACAUAUAUCUCAAGCUCACAGAGCUUACACUCUAAUAUGAUGAACAGUACAAUAUGGAUAAUAAGGUCCAUGCUCACAGAGCUUACACUCUAAUCUGAGCAGUACAAUACAGAUAAUAAGGUCCUUGCUCACAGAACUUGCGCUCCAAUCUGAACAGUACAAUACAGAUAAUAAGGUCCUUGCUCACAGAGCUUACACUCUAAUAUAAACAGUACAAUACAGAGAAUGCUGUCCUGGCUCACAGAGCUUACACUCUAAUAUGAACAGUGCAAUACAGACAAUGAGAUUAUUGCUCACAGAGCUUACACUCUAAUAUGAUGAACAGUACAAUAUGGAUAAUAAGGUCCUUGCUCACAGAGCUUACACUCUAAUAUGAACAUUACAAUACAACAAGGGAGAUCCCUGCUCACAGAGCUUACAAUCUAAUAUGAACAGUACAGUAUAGGUAAUGAGGUCCUUGCUCACAGAGCUUACACUCUAAUCUGAACAGUACAAUACAGAGAAUGAGGUUAUUGCUCAUAGAGCUUACAUUCUAAUAUGAUGAACAGUACAAUACGAAUAAUAAGGUCCUUGCUCACAGAGCUUACACUCAAAUAUGAGCAUUACAAUACAACAAGGGAGAUCUCUGCUCACAGAGCUUACAAUCUAAUGUGAACAGUACAAUACAGAGAAUAGGGGCCCUGGCUCACAGACCUUACACUCUAAUAAGAACAGUACAAUACAGAGAAUAAGGUCCCGAUUACACAUAGCUUACAAUCUAAUAAAAACAGUACAAUACAGAAAAUAAGGUCUUUGCUCACAGAGCUUACACUCAAAUAUGAGCAUUACAAUACAACAAGGGAGAUCUCUGCUCACAGAGCUUACAAUCUAAUAUGAACUGUACAAUACAGAGAAUGCGGCCCCUUGCUCACAGAGCUAACACUCUAAUAAGAACAGUACAAUACAGAGAAAGCUUUCCUGGCUCACAGAGCUUACACUCUAGUUUGUAACAAUACAAUACAGAGAAUGAGGUCUUUGCUCACAGAGCUUACACUCUAAUAUAAACAGUACAAUACAGAGAAUGUGGUCCUGGCUCACAGAGCUAACACUCUAAUAAGAACAGUACAAUACAGAGAAUGAGAUCCCCGCUCACAGAGCUUACACUUAAAUUAUGAACAUUACAAUACAACAAGGGAGAUCCCUGCUCACAGAGCUUACAAUCUGAUAUGAACAGGAUGAUACAGAGAAUGAGAUCCUGACUCACAGAGCUUACACUCUAAUAGGAACAGUACAAUUAUGGAUAAUAAGGUCCUUGCGUGCAGAGCAUACACUCUUUUAUGAACAAUACAGAGAAUGAGGUCUUUGCUCAAAGAGCUUACACUCAAAUAUGAACAUUACAAUACAACAAGGGAGAUCCGUACUCACAGAGCUUACAAUCUAAUAUGAACAUUACAAUACAGAGAAUGAGGUCUUGGCUCACAGAGCUUACACUCUAUUUUGGACAGUAUGAUACAGAAAAUAAGAUCCCUACUCAUAAAGCUUAACCUUUAACAUGGUGAACAGCUACAGAGAAUGAAGUCCUUGCUCACAGAGCUUACAAUCUAAUAUGAACAGUACAAUACAGAGAAUGAGGUCCUUUCCCACAAAGCUUACACUCUAAUGUGAACAAUACAUAGAAUGAGGUUCUUGCUCACAGAGCUUACACUCAAAUAUGAACAGUACAAUACAACGAGGGAGAUCCCUGCUCACAGAGCUUACAAUCUAACAUGAACAGCACGAUACAGAGAAUGAGGUCCUUGCUCACAGAGUUUACACUCUAAUAUGAACAUUAUAAUACAGAGAAUGAGUUCCCUGCUCACAGAGCUUACAAUCUAAUAUUAACAGUACAAAACAGAGAAUGAGAUCAACCGCUCAAAGAGCUUACCCUCUAAUAUGAACAGUACAAAACAGAGAAUGAGGUUCCUGCUCACAGAGAUUACACGCUAAUAUAGACAGUACAAAACAGAGAAUGAGGUCUUGGAUCACAGAGCUUACACUCUAAUAUAAACAGUACAAUAAAAAGAGGGAGAUCCUUGCUCACAGAGCUUACACUCUAAAAUGAAUAGUGCCAUGUAGAGAAUGAGAUCCUGGCUCACAGAGCUUACACUCUAAUAUGAACAGUACAAUGCAGAGAAUGAGGUCCUUGCUCACAGAGCUUACACUCUAAUAUGAACAGUACAAUACAGAGAAUGAGGCCUCUGCUCACAGAGCUUACAUUCUUAUAUAAACAGUACAAUAAAAAGAGGGAGGUCCUUGCUCACAGAGCUUACACUCUAAUAUGAACAGUACACUUCAGAGAAUAAGAUCCUUGCUCAAAGAGCUUAUAAUCUAAUAUGAACAGUACAAUGCAGAGUAUAAGGUCCUUGCUCACAGAGCUUACAAUCUAGUAAGAAUGUGACCAUACAGAUAAAGAGUUACAAUACAGAGUUUUCAUAUUUGUACAAAUUGUAUAAUACAGAGAAGGAUGAUUGCUCACAGAGCUUUCAUUAUAACAUGAAUUGUACAAUACAUAGAUAGGGUAUCCCUGCUCACGUAGUGCAUAUCCUAAUAUGACAGAGAACGUACUCAAGAAUCUUCAUUUCUUCUUUUCCAAUCCUUCCUUUCUUACCUGCUAUGGAUAUUUUGCAGUAGAUGGAUAUUUGUUUUCUUUACAAUUCCCAUUAGAAGAGCUGUAAUAUUUCCGCGCUAUAAACUUGAUGGAGAGACUAUUGUUUCAUGGUUUCCUCAGAGAUGAAGACUAGACAUAAACCAGCUGACUGGUAAAUCCCCCUGCACUCAAUGAAGAAACAAAGAUGAGCCAGAUCUCUGGAGAUAACUGUUCUAUUGUGAUGUCAUCGACCUGUCAUACCUGUCAUAUGCUGUUGGUCAUCAUGUGGUCAUGUGACAGACAUUUCUGCAUAAUAAAUCAGGUUGAAAGCCCCUCCCCCCCACAUACAUCUCAAGCUCACAGAGCUUACACUCUUAUAUGAACAGUACAAUACAGAGAAGGAGGUCCCUGCUCAAAGAGCUUACACUCUAAUAUGAAUAGGUGAAUACAGAUAAUGAGGUCCUUGCUCACAGGGCUUACACUCUAAUAUGAACAGUACAAUACAGAUAAUAAGGUCCUUGCUCACAGAGCUUACACUCUAAUCUGAGCAGUGCAAUACAGAUAAUAAGGUCCUUGCUCACAGAGCUUACACUCUAAUAUAAACAGUACAAUACAGAGAAUGCUGUCCUGGCUCACAGAGCUUACACUCUAAUAUGAACAGUGAAAUACAGACAAUGAGGUCCUUGCUCACAGAGCUUACACUCUAAUAUGAACAUUACAAUACAACAAGUGAGAUCCCUGCUCACAGAGCUUACAAUCUAAUAUGAACAGUACAAUAUAGGUAAUGAGGUCCUUGCUCACAGGGCUUACACUCUAAUAUGAACAGUACAAUACAGAUAAUAAGGUCCUUGCUCACAGAGCUUACACUCUAAUCUGAGCAGUGCAAUACAGAUAAUAAGGUCCUUGCUCACAGAGCUUACACUCUAAUAUAAACAGUACAAUACAGAGAAUGCUGUCCUGGCUCACAGAGCUUACACUCUAAUAUGAACAGUGAAAUACAGACAAUGAGGUCCUUGCUCACAGAGCUUACACUCUAAUAUGAACAUUACAAUACAACAAGUGAGAUCCCUGCUCACAGAGCUUACAAUCUAAUAUGAACAGUACAAUAUAGGUAAUGAGGUCCUUGCUCACAGAGCUUACACUCUAAUCUGAACAGUACAAUACAGAGAAUGAGGUUAUUGCUCAUAGAGCUUACAUUCUAAUAUGAUGAACAGUACAAUACGAAUAAUAAGGUCCUUGCUCACAGAGCUUACACUCUAAUAUGAACAAUACAGAGAAUGAGAUCCUUACUCACAGAGCUUACACUCUAAUAUGAACAAUACAGAGAAUGAGAUCCUUACUCACAGAGCUUACACUCAAAUAUGAGCAUUACAAUACAACAAGGGAGAUCUCUGCUCACAGAGCUUACAAUCUAAUAUGAACAGUACAAUACAGAGAAUAAGGUCCUGAUUACACAUAACUUACAUUCUAAUAAAAACAGUACAAUACAGAAAAUAAAGUCUUUGCUCACAGAGCUUACACUCUAAUAUGAACUGUACAAUACAGAGAAUGCGGCCCUGGCUCACAGAGCUAACACUCUAAUAUGAACAGUACAAUACAGGGAAAGAUUUCCUGGCUCACAGAGCUUACACUCUAGUUUGUAACAGUACAAUACAGAGAAUUAGAUCUUUGCUCACAGAGCUUACACUCUAAUAUAAACAGUAGAAUACAGAGAAUGUGGUCCUGGCUCACAGAGCUAACACUCUAAUAAGAACAGUACAAUACAGAGAAUGAGAUCCCAGCUCACAGAGCUUACACUUAAAUUAUGAACAUUACAACACAACAAGGGAGAUCCCUGCUCACAGAGCUUACAAUCUGAUAUGAACAGGAUAAUACAGAGAAUGAGGUCCUGGCUCACAGAGCUUACACUCUAAUAGGAACAGUACAAUUAUGGAUAAUAAGGUCCUUGCGUGCAGAGCAUACACUCUUACAUGAACAAUAUAGAGAAGGAGGUCUUUGCUCAAAGAUCUUACACUCAAGUAUGAACAUUACAAUACAACAAGGGAGAUUCGUGCUCACAGAGCUUACAAUCUAAUAUGAACAUUACAAUACAGAGAAUGAGGUCUUGGCUCACAGAGCUUACACUCUAAUUUGGACAGUAUGAUACAGAAAAUAAGAUCCCUACUCAUAAAGCUUAAUCUUUAACAUAGUGAACAGCUACAGAGAGUAGCUGUUCACAGAGCUUACAAUUUAAUAUGAACAGUACAAUACAGAGAAUGACGUCCUUUCCCACAGAGCUUACACUCUAAUGUGAACAAUACAUAGAACGAGGUUCUUGCUCACAGAGCUUACACUCAAAUAUGAACAGUACAAUACAACGAGGGAGAUCCCUGCUCACAGAGCUUACAAUCUAACAUGAAAAGCACGAUACAGAGAAUGAGGUCCUGGCUCACAGAGCUUACACUCUAAUAUGAACAUUAUAAUACAGAGAAUGAAUUCCCUGCUCACUGGGUUUACAAUCUAAUCUGAACAGUACAACACAGAGGAUGAGGUCUCCGCUCACAGAGCUUACAAUCUAAUAUGAACUGUACAAUACAGAGAAUGAUAUCGAUGCUCACAAAGCUUAGAAUCUAAUAUUAACAGUACAAAACAGAGAAUGAGCUCAACCGCUCUAAGAGCUUAAACUCUAAUAUAAACAGUACAAAACAGAGAAUGAGGUCUUGGAUCACAGAGCUUACACUCUAAUAUAAACAGUACAAUAAAAAGAGGGAGAUCCUUGCUCACAGAGCUUACACUCUAACAUGAAUAGUACAAUGUAGAGAAUGAGAUCCUGGCUCACAGAGCUUACACUCUAAUAUGAACAGUACAAUGCAGAGAAUGAGGUCCUUGCUCAAACUACUUACAAUCUAAUAUAAACAGUACAAUACAGAGAAUGAGGUCCCGGCUCACAGAGCUUACACUCAAAUAAGAACAGUACAAUACAGAGAAUGAGAUCUCUGCUCACAGAGCUUACACUCUUAUAUAAACAGUACAAUAAAAAGAGGGAGGUCCUUGCUCACAGAGCUUACACUCUAAUAUGAACAGUACAAUAAAGAGAAUGAGGUCCUUGCUCAAAGAGCUUACAAUCUACUAAGAAUGUGACCAUAUAGAUAAAGAGUUACAAUACAGAGCUUUCAUUAUGAAUUGUAUAAUCCAGAGAAGGAUGAUUGCUCACAGAGCUUUCAUUAUAACAUGAAUUGUACAAUACAUAGAUAGGGUAUCCCUGCUCACGUAGUGCAUAUCCUAAUAUGACAGAGAACGUACUCGAGAAUCUUCAUUUCUUCUUUUCCAAUCCUUCCUUUCUUACCUGCUAUGGAUAUUUUGCAGUAGAUGGAUAUUUGUAUUCUUUACAAUUCCCAUUAGAGGAGCUGUAAUAUUUCCACGCUAUAAACUUGAUGGAGAGACUAUGGUUUCAUGGUUUCCUCAGAGAUGAAGAAUAGACAUAAACCAGCUGACUGGUAAAUCCCCUGCACUCAAUGAAGAAACAAAGAUGAGCCGGAACUCUGGAGAUAACUGUUCUAUUGUGAUGUCAUCGACCUGUCAUAACCAUGAUAUGAUGUCACAAAUUGCAAGUCACUGACAUUUUUGCAUAUUAAAUUAGGCUUAAAGUCACCCCACAUUUUUAUCAAGUUCAAUCAUUUGUUUGGUUGAUUCUUAUAAAGGGAUCAUAAAAUAGAAUGAAUAUAUGAUUAUUAGCUAACAUUUAAAUGCAAUUAACACACAGAACAAGCAUGGUCAUUUUUCAUAAAUGUGUUUUGAAUGAUCUAUUUGGUGACCUUUUAUAUGCACUGAUACAUGUUUUCAAAUUAAAUAAUACUAACGUAUGACUUUGUUUCUUUAAAAUCAUUUUAAAAUGUCCCUGAGCUGGGAGAAACAGCCACAUUGUUGUCAGAAUUUGGUUUGAUCAGUUUACCUAAUUCAGCUACAAAACUGUAUGCCAAAUGUAUAGCUAGCAGACAAGCUCCAUCUCCAUUCCUACCUAAAUGAUUUCACUAUGACCUGCCUGGACAUGACAGGUGCACAGUCGGAUUUGCCGGCAUAUGCGCUAACCUUGCCCAGCCCCCAUAAAGACACGGACACAGGUUACACUGUUGGAGAUAUUAAUCCACAGCUUUAUUGAAUUAUAACUAAAUUAAUUAAGUAGGAACAAAUGGGGUCAUUGCAAACAGAACUUAUUAAAAUUAACAUCCCCCACAUACAUAACAUCCCCCUAGCAAUGACCCCCCCCCAAUAAUAACAAUAGAUAACAAUCCAAAUAACAUGUUAAUACAGAAACUGGCCGCCAAAUAUGGCCACGUUUCCACCAGGUUAAAUUAUAGGGGUGUACCGAGACACCGCUACCCAACAUACUGAUUGUAGGGGUGUACCAAGACACCGCUACCCAACAUAUUGAUUGUAGGGGUCUACCAAGACACCGCUACCCCCCAUAUCAAUUGUAGGGGUGUACCAAGACACCGCUACCCACCUUAUCAAUUGUAGGGGUGUACCAAGACACCGCUACCCCCCAUAUCAAUUGUAGGGGUGUACCAAGACACCGAUACCCGCCAUAUCAAUUGUAGGGGUGUACCAAGACACGAUACCCGCCAUAUCAAUUGUAGGGGUGUACCAAGACACCGCUACCGCCCCAUAUCAAUUGUAGGGGUGUACCAAGACACCACUACCCCCCAUAUCAAUUGUAGGGGUGUACCAAGACACCGUUACCGCCCCAUAUCAAUUGUAGGGGUGUACCAAGACACCGCUCCCCAACCAGGGCGCCUAACAAUACUAACCUGAAAAAUACAUGUUGAUAGCACUAUUGUGGAGGAGGUGACUAGAGUCCGGCUCGAGUUAUUAAAAGUGACCGGGCAAAUCCGUUACACAAAGAUCAGAAGACUGAUUUUUAAAUAGAUGUUUAAUUACUAGUAUAAAUCUUGUUUUAUUUUGUUUCAAAGAGAUACAGUAAUGUUUUACACACAUCUUUAUUUCACCUUCUAUUCUGAAAACUCAGGAAAUAGAUCUUCAGGCUCCAGGGUGCCAUUAUAGUCAAUACACGUUUUAAUAGCAUCUUGGACCUAUAACAGCCAUGGGGAGACACGGACGUGGUGAAUGGAUGUGAAACAGCAGGUGAAUAAUUGAUGGCCCUGGGAAAAAAAGGGUUUUUCCUCUAGUUUAUUAGUUCCAAUGCCGCUGUACGAUGUGUGUAUUGAGGAACGUUGCCUGCCAAUGCAGCCUCAUAGCGUGUGAUACAUUUUACUAAUUAAUGAAAGUCCGCAGGGACAGGCAAUGUUGUUUCCCAGUUAAAACUCCAAUUGGCAACACUAACACUUUCUCCUAUAACUAUGGUAACAUGAGUUACUUCUGGCUUCUUUUCCAGUCAUCUAGAGCACUGAUUUUUAACCUUUUUGGACAGGAACCCAAAAUACAUACUGUACGUAAUAAUAAGUUGGUGACCCAAUUUCCAGUUUUGAGCUCAGAAAUUGAAUUCUCGACCCGUUGCCUAAUAUGUAAGAAAAUCAAUUCCGCAGUUUACCUUCCGCCCUGUAUUAGAGGAUUCUCACUGUAUUGUGGAAGGCAGUGCACCUUCAAUAACUAAUUCAGGAAUAUUAUGUGCCAUUUCGCACCAUUGGCAAGCAUGAUAUAAUGCUAAUUACAAUUUUACUAAUUACUAAUUUCUAGGUUGCUGGUCCUGAGAUAAAAAAAAUCACUAAUCUAGAGUUUUUCUAGUUCACGGUACCCUACCCAUAAUUAAAAAAUUGGUUGGAACCCUGGAUAUGAACAUUACGUUUAAAGGGGCAAAGGCCUCAAAGGUGGGGAAGAUGCAGCUGGAAGCCCAAGUAUUGUACAUGCCUCCUGUUCCAUACUACAAAGUGUCUGAAUAUUGUGCUCAAUUACUUAAUAAUAUUAUAGUUUUCCUUUUUUUGUGAGAGUUAAGACACACCAAUGCUCCUUUGUUGUUUUUCGAUUAGCAAAUCUAUCUGUCUGUCUGUCUAUCUCUUAAUAUAUCUGUCUGUCUGUCUAUCUAUCUACCUCUUAAUCUAUCUGUCUGUCUAUCUAUCUAUCUCUUAAUAUAUGUCUGUCUGUCUGUCUAUUCAUCUAUCCAUCCAUCCAGUGUGGCAACUGGAAUGGGGGUGGGGUGGGUAUUAUUGCUGGAAAGGGCUAAAUGACUACUUGCCAAUGGCUAGUGGGUGAAAAAAUGGAGUCUAGAUAUAUAUUGCUUUAUAUAUACUAAUUGCUUGAAUCCUCUAACUAUAACUACCGGUAUAUAGUUGCACACACUACACAGUAUGAAAUGUAACUAGUAGUUUUUUUUCUUAGUUUUUUCGUAUUUUAUUUUUUUAAGUAUUUCAAUGGAUCUUGAAACUGAAAGACACUACUUAAAACAGAGAAGAGAAAGACUGAGUGUUAAAAUUAGCUAUUAUUAGUAUCUUAAUUGUUAGAUCACAGUAAGACUUAGACUAGGGUUGCAUACAUGUAAGAAUGUAUAGAAUUAGUAGUUCCCCAUAUCUCACACAUUUGUGGGUUUGAAAGGAAAUCCUAUGUUCAAAUCCAUUGUAUUAAAAAAAGGAAUGUGACCAACACAGGAAUACUAAAAUCUAUGGCUAAACAAAUCAUCCACAGGAUAAUUUUUAGUGAGAAUAGCCAAGUUGUAAAAUUCACAGGGUUGGCAAAUUGUUGAAAUUUAGUUUUUUUUUAUGGAUUGAAGCUUAUCAGGCCCUUUCCUGUUUCUUCACCGUUCCCAGCUUAAUGGAUAAACUGCUGACAUUUAAAACAAAAGUGUAAGGUUUAAAAACAUUUUCUGAAUGUUACCGUAACUUUAAAUCUAAUAUUUAACAUGAUAGAACCUAAAUACAUUUAAAUCUGCAUUGCAGUUUAAAAAUGAUGUUGAUGAUAAAACUGAGAGUAAGGCCUUUAUUGUCAAACUAAUUCAAAUAAAGCGGAAUUGUCACUGUCUAGGGACGUUGCAUAUUGUCCAAAUAUCCCCGACAAUGACAUUGCCACUGGGUGUCCGGUGGCUGCAAAUGUGAGGUUUACUCCCCUAAAACUGUCCCUCGCUGGCACCGCCAUCCUCUUUUGGCCGAUGCUCGACUGUUCCAGGAGACGACAUCACUGCAUGCGCAAGAGUACGCUGUUGAGGUCUAUUGAGGUCUGGAGGAUUCCGUGAGGCUGUGGGAUUCUCCAUACAUAUAGCUAAUUUCCCUGCAACUUUCACAGGUGAAGGCUGGAGGAUUGUCACUUCUUUAUGGUGGCACCUCUGCCCAGUGUCAAGAACUGUCAGGUGUAAGUAGGGCUGUCUUUAAUAAUGGUUGGACCCUGGGCAAGCAUUUGUUUGGGCCCCCUGGACCCUUUCCCCCCACUCCCUGACACAGCGGAGGAGCUAAAGUAGAGAGGGCCCUGGUGCAAGACUUAUUUUGGGCCCUGCUAUUGCAAGGGUGGCCAAAUGGUCAUGCAACUCCAACAAUGCUUUGACAGCUGGGGCUCUUCCAUUUUCCCAUGCUUACAAGGUUGUAUUUAGCACUGAGCAGUAUUUGUAUGGUUGAAUGUAAGCAUGUUUUUGUAUGGAGUCUGUUUGUGUGAAUGUAGGGUUGUGUUUGUAUGUAGUGUUAACAUUUUAAUGCAGGUGUGUGAUUGUAUGUUGUGUUGAAGUUUGAAUGCAGUGGUGUAUUUGUGUGUAGUGUUGGCAUUUGAAUGCUGAGAUGUAUACACAUACACUGCCACACACACACUGUGAUAUACACACACACACUGAUACACAUGUAUAUACACAGACACACACUGACACUAUACAUACACACCAAUACACACCUUGACACUCAUGCAGAUACAGACACAAAGAUACACAUACUAAAACACAUGCAGAUACACACGCUGAUUACAUAUAGAUACACAGAUACACACAAUGACAAUAUACAGAUACACUGACACACAUACAGACACACAGAUACACAACGUCACACACAUGCAGACACACAGAUACACUGACACACACACUAACUACGUAUAGAUACACAGAUACACACAAUGACAACAUAGAGAUACACACACUGACACACAUACAGACACACAGAUACACAACCUGACUCACAUGUAGAUACACAGACACACAGAUACACACACUGACUACAUACAGAUGCACAAAUAUACACACUGACACUUACACAUACACAGAUACACACACUGACAACAUACAGAUACACAUACACAUACUGACACAUAUAUUAACAGACAUGCUGACAUAGAGGCACAUAUACUGACACACAUACAGACACAGACACACAUGGAGACACAUACACUGACAGACAUACUGACACACUAACAUACACAGACACACUAACACACACAUAAAGACACUGACAGACAUACUGACACACACACACACACACACACACAUAAUGACAGAUAUACUGACACACACAGACAGUCACACACACAUACACUGACAGGCAUACUGACACACACACUCAGACACACAUUCAAAAUCUACACUUUGAACGCCACCCUCCAGAUUCUUACCUUUUGCUGAAGGGUGGCUUCACAGGGGUCCAGUGUGCUGGCUGCAGUGGCUGGGAGUUGGGGUCCAGCUCUGCCUUCCUGUCCCUCUCCGCACUGCUUCAUCCGGGUUCUCCCUUCCACGCUGCUCUGCACUAGCUGCCGAAAAGCAAGGGGUCCAGUCGUGCUGUUAAGAGCCAACGUGCCCCUGCUUACAAAUGCCCACCAGGUGGCCCUAACUGCAUGGGCCACCUGAUGGGCCCCCUCAUCAAAGAAAUUGUUGCGGGCAGAGGGCAAAUAGGGCAGCUGCUUUGGGCCCCUCAAAGGAAUACAUGUUUGUAUUACUAACGCCAUAGUGUUCCUUUAAGUAUAGUUGCAUAAAUCAAUAUUAAGUGGAAAGCAAGUAAAUUCAAUACAGCAAAAUAAAUAAAUUUAAUUUAAUAUAAAAGGGCAGCGUGUGUAACAGCAGCUUCCCCACUUUUCAUUGGCUGCCAUGUCAUCUGGUGCCAACUGACCAGAUACUGAACAGGUCAUUGUCCCACUGAGGCCUUCCAGACCAUUUCAAACUCGUUGCUCUGCCAAUAUGUUAAGUCUCCUAUGUGGUCCAUGGCCCGUGUCACUGUCUGUACCCACCCAUGGUUCUCUUAUUAUACUGGUUGUAAUUUAAUUAAACUUUUUAGUGCGAUUGGGUGCUUUCCCAAGUCUUAACAGUUAUUGGUUGACUUGUGUUUACCUGUGUGAAAGGCAUGUAUAAGAACCGUGUGUGUGUCUCAAUAAAGCUAUACUGUUCUCCACUUGAUCAAGUGUCUGGCUGAUAUUUGUGGAGUAAUUUGAGGAACGUGUGCCGAAGCUAUAUCUCUCUGGAAGAUCCUUUGAAUUACUACAUACCUCAGAAUUCUGGUGUUCUGCAAAUCGGGACCCUGGUAAGAGGGAAGUAACAGGGUGGACUAGUGCCUCAAUUGAACCUUGGAGUGUCGCCUGUGUCUUUUAUUAUUUGCAGUUACUCAAUUGUGUCACUAGCUCUGCCCCCAAAGAGUGGACCUGCCAGAAAGGGUGCAGGUCCACAAGAGUUAAUGGCAAAUGACUACACAUCAGGCUUCCUGUUCAUCAAACAGGCUGGCCCACUGAGUGCAGACCAUGUCGGAAGCACAGUUUCAGUGCUCUCUGCAAGAUCCAAGUGCCCUAAUCAUAUUUCAAGUGUGUCUGUUGAUGCACUCUUGCUAUGAAUGUUGAAGACAGUUCCAUGGCCCUUGUCAUUGUCUGUACCCACACAUGAUUCUCUAUUCAUACUUGCUGUAAUUUAGUUUAACAUUUAGUGUGAUUGGGUACUUUUCCAACUCUUAACGGUUAUUGGUUGACUUGUGUUUACCUGUCUGACGAAAACCGGGACUGUCCCACUUAAUGGGACAGUUGGGAGGCAUGCUACUAUGCAGCUAGCGCUGGAAGGAAAGGCAUGCUCUCUGAUAUAGCUUCCCUUAGGAGGAAGGACAAACUCUGUAAGGAAUAGGUCUGGAUCCUAAGCCUGGGACCAGUUCUCCUGUUUCCACUACAGGUAGUUAUUUUGAUCUGUCACUGUAUUCCCAGAGACGUGUGUAGACCAUUUGACAUUCAAAGCUUAUAGUCUCUGUGGGCAUAAAAAGUCCUGUAUGCCAACAGAUGGAGACAAGAUGUCUUCAGCAGCGGUUGCUAAGUCACCAUCAAAUGUGCUAACUAUUUGCGGUCAUGAUUAAGUCCAGUCUUACAGGGUUAUUCUCUAAAGUGAGCAUUUCUGGGAAUUGAAAGUGAUUUUAAAUUUUAAUGCCAAAGUAUUUCAACUAGAAGCAUAGCUGUCUUGGACAAAAUAUAGUUUGGCUAUUUCGACCUUAAAUGCAAAAUUCACUUUCAAUUCCCUUUGAAUUCACGACAAUGCUCAUUUUAGAGUAUAACUGCUUUGGAACUGUAUUUCCAAGUAUGCUGACUGUUAGGGAAUUCUGGGUACUGUAGUUUAGCAACAAUUAGAAGUCCAAGAAGGAUACUCAAGAGAUCUAAAAUAUACUUUAUUCUAUAAAUUGUCCUAACUAUAGAGAUACCAAACAUGGUAUUGUUUUUCCGACUCGGUCAGCGUUUUUUAAACUGUGAACUGCCAGGAAUUCACAAGGGAACUAACACGUUAGGCCACGAUAGCUGAAUUGGAAAAAAUUAUCUUCAAAUCAGCAAUGUUUUCUGCUCAAGUGUUUUGGCUUAAAAAUAUUUCCUGUUGAAAUCUGUUAGAUUGGGACAUUUUAUUCUCUUUCUCAUAAAUUGUGGGUACCAUGACAAGUACCCUUUUAAAGCGUUAACCACUGCCCAUCAUCAAUGUAGUAGAAAGUGUAACCGCUAUCAUUAAUCACAUUUUUCUUGAUACCUUUUUACAAGCCAGUUAUAAGGUCUUGCUUCCAGGAGGAAAACCUUCUCAUGAUAAAGAUUGAGUCAGAACAGUUCACAAAUGGAAACAUAAAAAAUAAAUGGGUUGAGAUGAAAAGAACCGUAGGACAGUUUGGUAUGUAGCACAUCAGAUAAUGCAAGAUAUGAUAUAAAUAAACAUGGCUGAAGAUAAAAGGUAUCAUAGUUGAACAACAGCUGGGACCACAGAUUUCUAGGCAGUUGAUAUGACACCGGAUACAUAUAAGGGCCUAUUCAGUGGGUUAUAGUGAAUCACGUACUGUGCUGUGCUCUACCAGUAUAAAAGAAAUUUAAAUAAAAUUAAAAUUAAAAAAAUUAAAUUGAGGGAUUUUUUUUUGGUUGCAAUUUUUUUUUAGUGUAAAUUUUACAAACCAUGGUAUCAACUUAAUACGGCUCACCGUUUACUAAAUGUAAGCCCUGGCUAGCAGCUAGAUUAGUCAUGGUUAUAUUGCUAGUAAGAAUUCCCCAUCACAGCGUGGCUUGGGAGAUUCUAGCUGUAGUAUUAAUAGUUCACAAAAUCCAAAAUUUGAGUACAGCUGAGUAAUCUCAGUCCAUCAAUGUCAUCCACCGCCGGCAUGAUUUUUUUUGCGGAAUGUAACCUGCGUUUGCUCCACUCACCAGUAGAGGAGCAGAACCAUGGGAUGACUGCGACCCCAAUUUCACAUUGAUUGAAAACAGUUUAACAAUGCACAGUUUAGUAAUUUCUUGGAAUGUGAGGAACCAUAACCACUUGAAGUACACUCCCUUUAAUUGGUGGAUACAUUCAUGCAUCUUUACCUUUGACAAAAUAAUCUUAAAAUGAUAUUUUAUAAGGAGAGAAUUGCAAGGAGGCACUGUGUAACAGAAUGCUUGGUCUACCCAGGGCCAGAUUUCCCACAUGACCACCAAGGCCAUGGCGGCAUGGUGGCAGAUACGAAUGGGGAGGCCCGGCCAGCGGGAAGAGCAAACAUCUUCCUUAACAGCUAGUCCACGUUCAUGCAGUGGGGGCCCCAAAUGCCUGGAGAAUAGUGAAUAAGACAGUUAGGAAUGGAUUAGAAUGUUGGGAAUACUGUGAAUGCCAGAGUUGAAUUACCAGUUAGGCUACUAAGGAGGCCAGGGCCGGUGCAAGAACUUUUCGCUUCACAUGCAAGCAUGGAUGUUGCCGCCCUCCCUCUGCCAAAACAAAAAUGCAUCUUUACUUGUGUUUCUCUUAACCAUUCUUUUUAAAUUCUUACCCCUUUUUGUGUUUCUUAUCCCCUCUUUUUAUUGUCUUGCCCUUUGUGGUCUCUUUCCCCUUUACUCCUGCUUACUUCUUUGUAGUGUGGGCAUGUGGACCGUGGUCGAGAAUCUUCUCUAUCCUCUCCCCACUCGGACAGGAAGCUGUUUUAAGUGAGCACUUUCUGUCAGACCGGGUAGAAGAUACAGAAGACCCUUUAUCACGACUGGGGUUACAAUACUAAGUCAGUUAGAAAUUAAUGCUGGGAGAAUAGUUCGCUUUAUACUGAGUCAGUGAGGAAUCAUUACAAAGAUGAGUGUAGUGAGAGCUUUAUAGUGAAAUAAUUAAAAUGAUGGGAGUAAAGUGAUGGUUACACUGAGACAGUUAGAAUUCCAUCGGAAUGCUGGGAGAACCGUGAGGUGAUACUAAGGUAGUUUGAAUGCAUUAGAAAGCUGGAGUGCAUAUAAUGAGAUAGUUAGAAAGGCAGUAGGAUGCUCGGUGUAAUGUUGGGCUUGAGGAUGCUUCAGAUAAUGUCUGCCUCAGUUACACAGCUGUUUGCAAUAUUCUACUUCCUGCCACACAAGUCCAGCUCAGUAGAUAUAAAGCCACAGCACACUCUUGGGAAUUCAUUAUAGGAUUUUAAGCCUCUGGAAGUUGCCAAAUACCCUGAAUUAAUAAGGAUGUUUAGACAUGGGGCACAUUAACCCGUUUACAAUCAGCACUUUCCUGUGGUCAGGAAAUAGUUACGAUAUCAACAUUUUAAAUUUUUUUUAUUUUAAAAGCUUGUCUUUAUUUCUUCGUUUUCUGCUUUGUGUUCUGUAGUCAGUGUCAUUUUCUUCCAUUUAACGGCCUUUCAAAGAAAGAAAAAUACAUUCAAACAAGACAAAGCAUCCUAAAACCAUGUACGCCUUGUGCUUUCUGUAGCUAUAUUGUACAAACAAGACAAUACAUCGCUACUGUCAUGUUAUUUUAUCACUAUUGUGAAUAUUAAAAUAUGUAAGCAAUAAAUUCGAUUUUUACAUUUUACUACCAUUGCACAAUCAUAGGUUGUAAGCUCACAUGCCCACGGGAUUGCUAACCCAAUGCUAUCUUUCAUUAAAAUAAAGAAUAAUAUAUAUUGUCAUGGUAUAAGCAUUUAUGAGCUCUGGUAGUGAAGCUCAAUAACUUCUGCCUGAGCAUAAUAUGAGUUUUAUUUUUGGCAACAACUCGCGGUAGAUGCAUGUGACCUUUUUAUACUCCUUUAAAAUUGUGUGCAGGAAGGAAAGGGUUAAUGCGGUGACAAGACAUAACUGCCCAAGCUAGAAGACAUAGGAUGGCAGAGCAUAAUAGGGGUUGCAGUUCUAGGGCAUUGAGUAAAAUUAAGAACGUUGGGGUGGGGAGGGGAUUUGAAUGGUACAGCUUUAGAAAAAUACAAUAAAAGGGUUACAUUUGUAACUGUACAUAGAUCACCCCGCCCCCCUUGGUUUAACUCUGCCGCACUAUGACGGGAGUCAGAGCUGUGUUCUGGUAAAUCCUACCUUCCUUCUAAUCUGAGCCCCAUCUGUUUUGGUUUAAUAUGAAAAAUUAAUCAGAUGAAGAGGUAGAGAGUUAGAGACCCAGCCAACAUAUUCUUCAUCUCCAUCAGAUUGGCCACAGAUAGGGUCUUAGCCUUCCAGUGGUCUCCUGCUGCUAUGUGUCAUGCUUUUAAACCUGGCACGACUAAGGACUCAGGGUCUCUGUAGAAAUGGGAUAACACGAUCCGAGAGCAAAUAGAACGAUAAACUAAGCUGGUGCCUAUGUGAGAAUAAGGUUUAUUAGGGUAAAUAAAACCCCAUAAUACAAUAUUUUGGCUCAGAGGUGCCUUAAAGGGUUACUCCAGCUUCAAUGAUCACUGCUGCUUUUAGAAGUGGUCAUGGAGAAAUUAGUCCGUAUGUUCAAGGAUUCUGCUUGAAAUAGAUAUUUGCACUUUUGUGCCAGGGGUUAGAUUAAUUCCUUCCACGCAUGACUGUUCCAGGCAGCCUAAUGUUAAUUCUGUGCAAAAAAAUAUAGACGUAGUGAGCUUUUACUCAUGAAUGCAGUGCUGGGAGAUGCAUAAGGGGAUGCAUAAAUCUCCCCUUCUUCCGAGCACUCCCUCCCCGGCUCCCUUCAAUGUUUUUUUUUUAGAACAAAUCCCCUACCUCUCUCUGUACACCCCCACUAUCUCGCACAGCACAAGGCUCUGAGCCUAGAGAUUGGUUCAAUCAAAUGCGUCUCUCUGGGACAAUUUUGAUUGGACCACAAAGAAGGAAUGAGUGACAUGUCAUUGGGACGGGGCGUGCAAAAACCAAUAGGCACCCAGUCCACUUCAGCUAAUUGAAGUGGUCUUGUUUACAUUUCAGCACUAAGUCUGCCUCCAGUGGCUUUCUCCCAGAUCCUAACGGAUCUACAUGAGGACCUCCAGCGUCAUAUUUUUCCCUAUAGGAAAGCAUGAUUCAAUGCUUUCCUAUGGGGAGGUCUAAUGCAGGCUCGGCACUCAUCGUGGGGAUGGAAGAGGUGGAGUCGUGACCCAGCACCGGCGCUCGGGUAAAGAAAGUAAAUAAAUGUUUUUAACCCUUUAUUCACUGACUAGUGGGAGCGGGUGCGAGGGAGGGAGGCAGUGGGAGCUAUAGUGCCGGGAAUAUAGCAUUGUAUUCCUGGCACCUAUAGUUUCCAUUUAAGUCUACCUCCUUAAUUUUCCAUUGUCUGCUGCACCUGUAUAUAAUUUGCACAGUCAUUUCAAAACAAACUACACUCACCUUGGCUCCAUUGAAUCUAUAAACCACACAGUCUACACAUAUAUCAGCCCCAGAACGGUUCUCAGCAUCCCCAUAUCUUGAUCUCAUAGCACCCACCUAUCACAAUUCACUCACAUUCACACCUGGAAAACCAAAAACAUAAAUUCCUGCACAUCUGGGUACAACUCUAAGCAUUGGAGAUUUUAAUUCCCUAGCCCCUGAGCAGGCAACCUUAGGCAUUCCAGAUAUUGUGGACUACAUGUCCCCUGAUUUUGGCUGUUAGAGCAUUAUGGGGGAAGAAGUCCACAACACCUGGAGUGCCGAAGGUUGCCAAAAUCUGCCCUAGAUAUUAAUUGGGAUAGAGGGACUAGUUGUUCAGCUAAGAAAAACAGGUUUUUGAACCAGUUAAACUAUGUUUUCUUGUGGCUCAGGUAGCAGAAACACAAGUACAUGCAUUCUUCUUAGGGAGUAUUUGGGAAAUAGCCACUGUAACAUCGUGGUUAUCUGAAGAUCAACAAUAUUAUGCAUCACUGUAGCAGGCAUGAUUAAUGGCAAAGCCAAGGACCUAGCUUGCAUGUAAUCACAGUGCGGCCAUUCUCAAUAUGCGAAAACAUUCAUGCUUGAACACUUUCUAUAAGUAUUUAAUUUAAAUGCUUUCAUGAGUUCAUCCUUUUCAGCGUUCAAUGUUCAAUGUGAAGUUUUAACCAAGCGCUUAUCUUUAAUCUGAAAAGAAUGACAUUACGAAUGUAAAGCUGAGCUACUUCUUUUUCCACGAUUCCUAAUUCUUUCCAAUUAUCCGAAGAAAACAUAUUCCUUUUAAGGGCUCUAAAGGCAGAAAUCCAGCAUUCAUUUGUGUCAGCAGAGUUUGUCAAGGCUACCGAGGUGUACUGCUGGUUCCUAAAUGUGUAUAUAUUAAUGAAGACUGGCUUGGCGGGGGGGGUGGGGGGGGAGGUAAGGAAAUGAGCUUAACGUCCUCCUUGUCCCAAGAGGUCUUGUUAUGUAAAGAUUUGCUGCCUUUAGUUUUUCAUUAGCUUCAUUCAGACAUCUUUCUACUUGCAAGUGGUUAUUGGGAUGAGAAGGAAAAUUUGAAUCUCUAAAACAGAGGUUUGAAAAUCAACUUCCCGAACUCACCAAAUCGUCUGAAUUUUUACUGUAUGGGGCUUUUUCAUGAAACAUUGAAGUGCAGUGAGUUAAAAACAAAGUUGCAAUAUUUUCCCAAAAAAAGACAGAUUGUUUCUAUGUCUAAGUUUGAGAAUGUUCACAUUUUGCCCUAAAUUUUUCAUUUCUGUUUUCAACUCUCUACAAUUUCAUAUUUAAUACCAUAAUAAAGUCUCAUUAUGCACAUCAACAAAAGCCCCGUAUUUGUAUUCCUUCAUACAAACUUUUUUUCUCUCUUUAUUUAUUUACUCAGUGAGUUUUUAUAAUUUACGUAGUUUUUCACAAAAGUUCAACAAUCCGAUGGUAUUCAGAGUCACAAAUCUGAACUUUAUUCUCAAAUUGAAUCAGUUUGGUUUGGUCUGUGUGGUGGAUACCACCAAGUACACUGUUACAACCUCAUUAACGGUUAUAACUGUCCCCUGGCUUGCUGUGUCCUCCUCCUCUCCAUGUAGUUCCAGCAAGCACCUCUCUCUGUCCAGUCCACAGACUACACCUAGCCGGAGUAUCCCAGACUCUUCAGCGGGACUUGUCUAUAUAUCUCAUGGAAUUCCAGCUCGGCCUCAAACAUCACUUCGGCCCAGUCGUAUUUCAUCAGAGUGCUUUUCAGAGGGAAGCCACAGUCCAUCAAGGGGAACUAUCACUACGAAUGCGCCAGGGGGAACCUCCUUACUUCAGCCUGCCUGAGAUCAUGAUAAAACACCGGCAUAUGACUUCAAAUGCCUGGAACUGUUUUUCGGUCAGGACUGUUCUCGCAGCCAGUCUAAACUUUAACAAGGGUGGCCAUUCCCCACAUCCAUGGAUCGAGGUGCUAUUUGGCCAGAUUGAGUGCUCCAACAAGAGCUAUCUGGGGAUGGAUAACAUGUAGGGGUUCAGGGAUGUUUUAUACCUGUUUUUGGAGUUUUUAGGCUCUCUGUAUCCAUGAGAUAAUUAAUUUAGCAAGCUUUGACACAAUUAUCUUCCAUACACAGAGACGCCAGGGCGAGCUCUGCUACGUAAUGAAUGGAAACCUCAUGCUGGGGGUCUGUGCAUAAAAGGCUGCAUUGUGUGCAAUAAAAUCAGUUAUUCUUCCAAGCAUCAUGUGUCAUCUGAUGUCUGAGGAAUGGAGUUAUAAUCACUGAAGGGUUUCCAUUCCUGUUGAGAGUAGAAUCUAGCGGAGGUAUCCAGCUGGGAUUCCGCGGUUUCGCUACAGUCUGUAAUUUGGAACUAAAGUCUGAAUUAAAUAGAAGUAAUUUUCAAAAAUAAUUGAUGCCUGUAGCAAUACAUAAAUAAAUACAAUUGAAUAAAUGGCAGUGGGAAGUUAAUGAGGGAGUGUCCCUUUACCUGUCACAAUGCGUUUUAUACCCCACCUCCUAUAGACUGUAUGCUCGUCUGAGCUGGGUCCUCUUCAACCUAUCGUUCCUGUAAGUUUUCUUGUAAUUGUCCUAUUUAUAGUUAAAUCCCCCCCCCUCUCAUAAUAUUCUAAAGCGCUACGGAAUCUGUUGGCGCUAUAUAAAUGGCAAUAAUAAUAAUAAUAAUCAUAUGCCAGGAUGAAUGAAAAUGGACUAAAUCUUACGGUCCUCUUGGAUGGGGAGGGGGGAGGGGAUUGCAAGGAUUUCAACAUAUGCAAUUAUUUCUUUUAUAACAGUUUACCACUUGCAGCUUGCCUAGCUAGUGGCCAAAUAUUGUAGAUUUUAUUUUGAGAUUGUGCCUUCUACUAGAACAGAUCGAAGAGAGUGCUAGAAUUUUCAAGGGUUUCACAAAUAACCCAAACACACAAUGACAUCAGACAGCAGAUAAUUCCAAACCAGAUUGGCGCAUUUGGAGCAGUUCACUGUAUUUACCUUUCAAUUGUUUUUAAUAAAUAUUCGAUAUGCAGAUCCGGAGAGAAUCUAGUGAUUUUAUUCACGUUUUGCUAAUCUAGAACAUAUUCAUCAUAACUUUUAAAAAUAUAUAUAUAUUUUUUUAUUUAUUAAACAUGACUGUGUAUAAACAAUUAUGCCUCUAAGUGAAUGAGUUAUUAGUGUAUAUGCAUUAAUUUAUUGAUUUUUCUUUUGUUUUCCGCUCAUUAAAUUAACAAACAAAUUCCAUUUGGAUUUUAAAAGAUAAAAUCAAUACAAAAAUGGAUUUGAGGAAGUAAAUAAUGCAGAGCAUUGCAGGAGAGGGGAUGGGGUGAGGAGUAGUGGCAGAAUUAAAUGCAAAUAUAUGUUAAAAAUUAAAUAUUUUGCUAUUUUUAAUGUUCCAAUUUAUUUCUCGUAUAAAUUGUAAAACGUUGCUUGCGUUUCAGUUUAUGUGACAGUUCUUCCCUGAUUACAGUAGAUCAUCUUAUGAUCAUGCUGACUAUAUCAGCAUGCACCUUCAACCAAUUACCAGAGAUAGACGUGUUACUACACAAGUUUUGUCGCAGUAAAGGAUGCUCAUUUUCAGCGUAAAAUUGAUUCAAGAUGCCCUGUUUGGGAUAAUAUUGAAACACGCUGGUGAUACGAUGCUAUACAGCUCUCAAUGUGUAAUGUAGAAAAUAACAUCUGAUCAUUUACAAAAUGGUUACAAAUAUUUUAAUUCUUAGUGAAUAUCACAUUUGCUGAGUUAUAAGUACCCACCAGAUUCAUUGCUGAAGUUGGGCAGUAAGGGCUGAAGCCCCAGAUUUGGGGUUCUUUAGCCCUGGAUCUCUACAGGUGGUGAAAUGGUGGAACGUCAAAAGGAUUCCUUUUUUUUUUUAAAUCAUUUUUAUGUUUACAUCAAGCAAUUGAUUCUCAAAGAAGUACCUAUUUAAAAAAAGAUCACUAACGUAGUGUUCUACCAGCUGUUUUAGACCAGGGUACUCCAGGCGACAGUGAGAAGAGGGUACUAGGCAAAGGGACUGCUCUGUACUCCUUUUACCCUGCCCAAGUCGUGUGGCUAGGAAGAAUUGUAUUUAAUACCUGGCAAUGAAGUAUGUUGUAGUUUCUGGCUAUUUUGAUUCAUUGACAUCCCACCUUCCAUGGUUUUCACAUUAUGUGCAGAAAGGUGGGGAUAUGACUCCAAGUUUGAAGGCUUAAGGUAAUGUUCAUUGCAAUUUGUUUCGUGCUCAAUCUCCAGCAGUUUCUGAAAACUAGCAAUGCCCAUGCCACGCACUCUUUCAAAACACUACUAUAGGAACUUCAAGGGCCCCGUCACUAUGAAAAUUCAAUAUUAAAGAUGUUGUGCAUGAAUGAAAGAGUAUACUGUGUAUAUAUGAAUGUUGCUUGUAUAGUCAUUGACAUUAUUAAACUGUUUUAACCCUGUGUGCAAAGAUUUUUCUUGCAAUACUAUCCCAAAUCCUCUUGAACUGAAAGCUGUGAUUUGAUUGAAGUGUACCAGUUUCAAGUUAUAUAGAUGUAUUUUAGGAAAAAUAUAUAUUUUUAAAAACCCUGUGUUUUGUUUGUAUAAAAAGCCAUCUGAUUUUUACAUCACUUUUUCCAUUUCAAUUUACGAAGGAUGUACAUUUCCAAUGCAUUGCCGUUGUAAUUGUCCAACGUAGUCAAUGUUUUCAAGUUUCUGUGCAUUGUAGGAAAAGAACUUUCCAAAGCAAGACCCUGAGGCUAUAACAUGUGGUUAAGCUGUGGUUAAACUGCACGUUCUAUGAUUCUUAGCCACCUUCUGGAUGGAAGGAUUCAUGGAAACUGAAGUUCAACAAUAUCUGUAGAUAACAUUUGGUCACCGCUGUACCAGCAGAUGAGCAUCACAUUUGUCCAAUAUGCACAGACAAAUACAAACAAAUUACAAAACACUAUGAAAUUGACAUUAAACUCUAUUGUGUCCCCUUCAGGGUCCUGUCUGCGCUGUUUGGUAGAUGUGGUUCCAGUAAAGAACGAAGAAGGAGAAGUCAUCAUGUUUAUCCUUAACUUUGAGGAUCUGGCACUGCUUUUGGCAAGAAAGGCCAACAAGACGUUACACCAGAGGUUGACACGAGCUGCCUUCAAUUCCGGUGAGUUGGCUCAACAUGUUGUCAACAUCUUGUUGUUGCCUUCUCAUGACAAGUAAGAACACAAUUGCCAUUGAAGAUCUGGUGCUAUAGCUCCAUUAGGGUGUGCCUGGACACACCUCGUACUAAAGCCUAUGCACCUUACCUUGUGUCCUUUAACCUCCACGUCUAUGUCAUUCAUGUUUCUUAUGUCUCUCAAGCUCUUUCCCUGUUUCUUUCGUCUUCUUUCCUUACCCUGUGUCUCUCAAUUUCUUCCUUAACCUAUGUCCCUAAACCUUUGCCUUUCAUGCUCUUUACCCAAUCUCUCAACGUUUUCCCAUGUGUCCCUUAGUUUCAUCUACAUGUGUUGCUCAACCUAAUCCUGCAACGUACAAACCCUUCCUGAUUUUUCAGUUUCGCCCUCUGUAUCUUUCAGACCCUGCCAUGUGUGCCCUCUUCUACCUAUUUCGGCUCAUCAUCAUUCUUUGUAACAUUAUUUGGAGUUUUCUUUACUUAGCAGUUAAUUGUUCUGUAUUGAUAACUACAAAUUUAAAGUUAAUCCAAAAGAACAGUAUUGGAGAAAUAGCUUAUAUUAUAGAUGAUAAACCCAAUAGACAACAGGUCUCCUUUUAGUCUCUGGAGUGAACAGUUGAACUGCACCAAGUAUCUAAGAUACGUUAUUGCUGAGGGUUGGGGAGGCAGUCUGAUGAGCAUUCUGAGAUGAGAACACAUUAGGAUCUGCAAGAGAGCAGGCUAGAUAUUGAUUAAUGAACCAAAAUAUUUGGGCAUGUAAACCAACUAAUGAAUUGUUUGUCUAUAAUCGGUGGUAGGAGGAGCAGACAAUAAGAGAGCAGUAACUUUCAAAUGCUUCAAGUAAAAGUAUAGAUUACAAUACAAAAAAAGUCCACGUUUCUUUCUGUAAAAGGGUCCUGGUUUGGAAAUCAGGGGGUAGUCUAUUUCCUAUCAGUAUUCUAGAGUUAUUUUAUAGUCCAGAAAAUAACAUUACUUAACCAUUCUAUAACCAUAUAAACUAAUAAUAAAAUAUCAUAAAUUGCUUAAAGAGAAAUGACACAAUUAAAUAAAACAACUGAAAAUGACCUAUAAUUUGUGUUUUUUUGUUCAUAUGGUGCUCGGUUUUCUUUAAAACAUACAUGAAACAUUUAGGGAAAAUGGCAGCACAAUCCAAUUCAGUCAUGGCACUGCCAAGGCAUGUAAUGCAAAUGAGGAGGAGACAAUAAACUUUGGUUUUAUCCCUAGAAGCUCAAUGUUUGUUUGUGCAUGCAGCUACGCUAUGCAUGGGUUUGUCCAUAAAUAGCUGAUUAGGAAAAGAAAAUCCAUUCAAUUUUCAAUUUGCGUUUCAAUUCACUAUGAUACGGAGCAGAAAACCAAUAUUUGCAUAUAUUACUUCAUCAUGCAAAAUAACUACAUGAGAAUUUUAUUUUUCAUUUUAAAAUGGUGACCCAGGUCUGAAUUAUCUUCUAAUUAUAAACAUUGUAGGAGGGUUUCAGCUGUGUACACAAAAAUUUAGGACAUUAAACACAGUUACCGCUUCUAUAGUUAAUACAUCAAUAACAAUUUUUAUAGCAUGUAUAGUAGACUUGUCAUUCAUUCAUUCUGUUACAAUAUGGAGAAUGUUGUAUUUUCAGUGCAAUUGAUUUCUUUAAUUACUUCACUUGAAAUCUUUUAUCUGUAAUAAUUGACACCUUUAUCCUAUGGAUCAAUAUCAUCACAGUAUGAGGAUCUUCAGGGCACCAGCUGGAGCCUUGAUUAACAUCACUGAGCUCAUAAUUAGCACAUAUAGAUUACUGUUAAUACCACACCUGACACAUUUAGUUUUGCUAUAAUUAUUCACCCCCUCUCAAUUGUUUCUGAUUUAUGACCUGUUAAUACAAGGACUGAAAAUUUGACACAUAUUUAAAGUAAGUCAACCAGAUAUUUUUAGGAGCCAGAAAGUAAAAAGAAAAAAAAAAAACACGAAACAUAGAAUUAUGGUGAGUUGAAAAAAGAAUGAUAACAUUCAGUCUAAAAUAGCUAAACUGUGACGAUUAACUGAGUUGGAGAAUUAUUCUGAAUCAGCUAUUUCAGUCUGAAUUAUGUAAUACACUUUCUGGCUCACUUAAGUUUGCUGUUUAGUGACUAAAUCAGUUUAAUCUCCUUUGGUGUAAAAAAAAAAAAAAAUAGGAAGUCAUGGUUAGUAACUUUAGAAAUGUCUCUAAAAAUACCAAUGGCAGAUUAAAUCUAUUCUGAAGGCAACCAAAUAAUUAUGGACCAAUAUUUUCAAUUUGAUUUACUAAUUUUAAAGGGGAACUGUUACUUACUAGAAUUUUUACUAUUUUGUAUAUCUAUCCUCUAUAUUUAUCAAAUGUGUGUUUGAAAAAUUAUAAUUCAAUUUCGAAAUCCACACUUUUAUCCGGGAACUGGGCUUCUCCAUCUUGGCUUCAUGCCAAUCAGUGUUAUAAAAGUUGCCAUUUUGUGCCAUUGCACAUAUCCUCUCCUCAUUUGCAUGGUUUGCCCUGGCUGUGCCCUGACCAAGAUGAAUUGCUGAACAAUUAAUAUACAUUAAAAAACAACUGAGCAUCGCUUUAAAAAAAAAAAAUAACAACACAAGUUAUAGGUGAUUUUCAAUGUUUGAUUUAUUGGUAUAAUCUCCAGAGAUAUUUAAAUGGACACUCAACUGCCCAAAGACAAAGAUAAAAAAAAGUAAGAAUCACGGUUUUAUGUUUUAACACCAAUGAAAAUAUGUAUUAAUUUAAGUAUGCAUUUUUUUUUUGUCAUUGGAGGCAUGUCUAAAGGAUACCUCCUAACAAUCAGGAGAAAAAAAUCAGAAUGGGUGGGUGAAUUCCAGAGGAGGCAUCAUUAGUGAUGUGUCCUGCAUCACUGGCAAUGCCCAUAAAUGUUAGCAAGGACAGCAUACAAUGAGAGGCUCAACCAAAUUGCUGGGAUUGUGUAUCAAAAUAUCUGAACAGCCUAUGGAUUGGACCUGUCUGAGUCUAAUCGAUACUACAAAGGGUAGUUGAGAUUGACAGGGCUAAAAUCUUGUGGGAGGUACAGAUCUAGGCAGACAAGCAAAUACUGACCAACAAACCUGACAUCGUGGUGGUAGACAAGGAACAGAAGACUGCGGUUGUGGUGGACGUGGCAAUACCCAGUGACUAUAACAUCAGGAAGAAUGAACAUGAGAAGGUGGACAAAUAUCAAGUAUUGAAAGAGGAACUAGAAAGGAUGUGGAAACUGAGUAGUACUAGGCUUAGUUGUGAUAGGAGCACCCGGAGCUGUGACCCCCUGCUUUAGCAGAUUCCAGUUGGGACAUCUCAGAUCGCUGUCCAGAAGAGUGUUCUAGGAACAGCAAAGACACAGAACAGAACCCUCAGAUGCUCAGGCCUCUGGUAGAGCACCUGAGAAUGAGAAAAACACAAUAUCACCCAAAGGGGUAAGAAAGUGUGUGUGUUUGUGUGUGUGUGUGUGUGUGUGUGUCUCUGUGUGUAUAUAUAUACUCACACUUUUCAGAGUUCAGAGGAUAGAAGACUGGUCUCAUAUAGAGACAGAUUAGAGGCUAUGAGGGAUGAUGUAAUACAGAAGAAUGAAGAAUGAUAAAAGAACAGGAUGGAGAGGAAAUAACAGAGUAAAACAUUAAACACGUUUUGCUCAACAUACAAUGUAAAAAGCUUGCUUCAAAGCAGACUGAUGAACAAAUGUAUGGAAUUAAUUCUAAUAUUCAUGCUGAGUGCUCCACCUUUCAAACUCUUUAUCAAUAGCCCACACUAUAUCUGGCUUAAUAUAUUAUUCACAUCGGAUAGAGGUCGCCAACCUUCAAGGCACAAAUGGCACACCUGGUCCUGUGAUGCAAAUGGAUUAAGGACAAGAUGGAUUAACUUAUUUUCCAUUGGUUGUUCGUGGUAUUAGAUGUCAAUGAAUUCUAAAGUGGAACUAUCAGUUCUCUGAACGUGACAGCUCAUAAAUCACUCACCUCGGUAAAAGCAGGAUUAACCUAGGGUUUGACAGGUGCCCUGAACCAUUAAUUUUCUUGGCCCCAUAAGCCAUCCCUAUGUUAAGAAUGAAGGGGAUGGCAAACUGGUAACCCACCUAGGGCCCCAUGGGAUCUUAAUCCGUCCGUGAUCCUGGUAGAUGCUAUGAAAACACUUACUGGAGGUAAGUAUAAAUAAAAGAGAAUCAACAUAGUAAGGGAGGAGAGUAUAUUUAAAAAAGGAACAACUACCACAGCAAGAGGACAUAGUCUUAAAUUAGAGGGACAAAGGUUUAAAAAUAUUAGGAAGUAUUACUUUACUGAGAGGGUAGUGGAUGCAUGGAAUAGCCUUCCUUUAAGCUAUUCCUUCCUUUAAGUUUAAGCAUGCGUGGGAUAGGCAUAAGGCUAUCCUAACUAUACUAUAAGGCCAGGGACUAAUCAAAGUAUUUUGAAAAUUAGACAGACUAGAUGGGCCGAAUGGUUCCUAUCUGCUGUCACAUUCUAAGUUUCUAUGUUUCUAUCUAAAGCGAAUAAGUCUUCAAAAACACACUUACCUUUGCACUAUAUCCAUGUCUGGUGUGACAUUGUCAAUCACUGCUUUCCAGGUAUGCUCUGCGCAUGUGUCAGAACCUGCAUUAAAAAUUCCAAUGCGAAUGCUGGGGCAUUCAGGUACUUCAUCAAAGUGCCCAAGGACAACCUGGCAUUGUGAAUUAAAAAAAAAUUAAAACUGUUUGGCAAUUUAAAAAAGUGUAAUAAAUUCUAGGGUCCAACAGACUCCAACACAUACCAUCAUAACAUCUUGCAUGAAAGGACAAGCAGAGUGUAUGUUGUGUGUGUAAUGUAUGUACAUGGACACAGGGUGUAUAUUCACGUCAUGCAUGUAUAUUCAUUGAUUGUGGUUUGUUUUUUUUCUCACGUUUAAUUGCUACGCUGAUAAAAUGCUACCCUUAUCCGCCACCUUCCAGUAGACAGGUCAAAACUGAAGCCCAGUUUCCUAAAUUCUACCACAGAGUCCGACCUCAUGCGAUAUCGAACCAUUGGUCAGAUCCCACAAUUCACGCUGAACUUUGUGGAGUUUAACUUAGAGAAACAUCGCUCGGCCUCCACCACAGAGAUUGAAAUUGUGGCCCCAAGCAACGCCUUUGAGAGAACACAGAAUGUCACAGAAAAAGUGACGCAGGUAAGAUUUGGUCCUUUCUUACUGUUCUCAUAUCUUCUGCCUCUUUUUGUUUUAUUGAGAAUGUGGACUAUAAGCACAUAUAAGUAACAUUUGCUCUCAGUUUGUAAAAUAAAUUUUGCUUGGAAAAGUUUAGUUUAUUUUUUGGUUGAUCAUUGUUUAACCAUUUCCUAAUCAAGAUACAGUCAUAUAUUUACUAGUUCAUAAUUUGAAAUAUGUUUAUAGCAACUCUAUACUAGUAUAUUAAUGGAACACUAUAGAGUCAGGAGCACAAAUGUGUAUUUCUGCCCCUAUAGUGUUAAAACCAUAAUUUAGGUGGUUUGUGUCCCCCCUCCCCUUUGUCCCUUAGAGGGAAAAACUCACCUUAUUUCCACCCGCUUGGUGACUUCAUGACAAUUUAUGAUUUUUAGGCAAUCCAAUGCUGCCAAUAGAUUGGCUGAAAUCGGCAAGGAUUGUCAAUGCAUCGCUACGAGGAAAUUUCUCUGAAAAGCAGUGUUUGCAUUAAAAUGCCUGAAGGGAAUGAUUAUACUCACCAGAACAACUGCAUUAAGCUGUAGUUGUUCUGGUAAGUAUAGUGUCCCUUUAAUUCUAUUCUACAGGGAAAAAUAAGCAAAACAGCACCUUUUUUUGAGUUAUUAUAAAGAUAGCUCAUUAAAAAGUAUACAAAAAAGAAACAAAACAUCAGAGUAGAAAAGAUGUUCAAAUGAUUGUAGCUUAACAUCCGAGAGACUCUCUGCAGCUACAGGCAGACCCAUCCCUGACCUGGAAGCAGUGGCGGAUCCAGGGGGGGGCAACGGGGCAAUUGCCCCCCCCGAGAAAUCCGCCGGUCUCCCUCUCCCUCCCCUGCCAGCAUGGCAGGCACUGUGCUGAGAGCCGGCAGGGAAGGGAGGGAGUGAGAGAGAGGACCCGGAGCUCAGGCUGCAGCUCCUCUGGGUCCUCCUCCCGUGAGAUUUGAAGCGUUGCCGCGGUUACCACGGCAACGCUCCAAAUCUCGCGAGAGUGAACUCUAGCCCGGGAGCGCGGGCUAGAGUUCACUCUCCACACUGGGACCACCAGGGAAUCUCCACCGGACCACCAGGGAUCGAAAUAUGUCCCCCCUCCUCCCCAGUAAAGUUAAGAAGGGAGGGGGGACAUAUUUUGGAUAAAUAACUAAAUAAAAAAAAUUUAUUCGAAUUAAAUAAAAAAAAAAUAUAUUAUAAAAAAAAAAGCCACACACACAUACAUUGCCCCCAAUACUGCCCCCCCAUUCACACAAAUUGCCCCCCAUUCACACAAACUGCCCCCCCAUACACACACACUGCCCCCCCAUACACACACUGCCCCCCAUACACACAACUGCCCCUAUACACACAACCGCCCCCAUACACACACACUGCCCCCCCAUUCACACACAAACUGCCCCAUACACACACUGCCCCCAUACACAUACAACUGCCCCCCAUACACAUACAACUGCCCCAUUCACACAACUGCCCCCAUUCACACAAACUGCCCCAUACACACAAACUGCCCCCUCAUACACAUGCACUGCCCCCACAUACACACACUGCUCCCCAUACACACAUACUGCUCCCCCCAUACACACAUACUGCCCCCAUCCACACAAACUGCCCCCAUACACACACACACACUGCCCCCCCCAGGCCACACACACUGCCCCCAUACACACACAUACACUGCCCCUAUCUACAAACCCCACAUACACACAUACUGCCCCACAUACACACACACACUGCCCCAUACACACACAAACUGCCCACCAUACACACAAACUGCCCCCAUACACACAAACUGCCCCUCAUACACACGCACUGCCCCCACAUACACACACUGCUCCCACAUACACACAUACUGCCCCACACACACACAAACUGCCCGCCAUACACACAAACUGCCCCUCAUACACACGCACUGCCCCCACAUACACACACUGCUCCCACAUACACACAUACUGCCCCCCCAUACACACACACUGCCCCCAUACACACACACCGCAACUGUUACACACACAUACUGUCCCACACAUACACUGCAUCCCUGACAUACACUGCCGCCCUCACUCACACACUACAACCUUCACACACACACUGCACCCCUUACACAUUGCACCACUCAUACACACCACUGCUCCUAUGCCCUACUACAGCCCCAUUUUCCAGCAGAUUUCAGGUUAGUUGUCAAACUGUUCUUAAAUGGUUUGACUACUUACUGUGGGAGGGGGUCCCGGCACUAUUGACACCAUAACCACUACACUGAGCUGUAGUGGUUAUUGUGUCUGGAUUAUUUCUUUAAAUAAUCUACAAGUGCCCCUCCCGAGAUCAGGCUCUGGAUCCGCCACUGCCUGGAAGAUACUCCAACAGUCAAUCAGGAGCCUCUCAUUCUAGUCUGUGGGGCCUGAUCUUAUCCCAUAUAACUCUGCCCAGUAGAAGUUUAUGGGAUAAGUAGUUUAUUCGACAACCGCAGUUUCAAUCAUAAAAAUGAAUGAGUGAAACUGCUCAGUGAACUGCUGUCAAUUUAUACAGACUUGUUUACAUUCUUGCGAGCGAUUGAGCAUCUAACUUUUGGUCAUAAGCUACUUAUCCCAUUGCUGAAAAGGUGUUUAUGAGACAAGCAGAAAUUAACAGACAGGAAUGUGAGAGUCCUGAUUGUUGGGGUCUCUUACUGAUGAUGGAGGGGUGGGUUCCUUUCGAUAUUUAAUUUUUUUGCAUAUAUUUUAUGAAGCAUGAACUAUAUACUAAUUUAAAAAAUCAGGGCGUCAUUUUCUGCAUAAUAUGUGCAUUUAUUUGCACUAAUUUUAGGUUGUAAAAUAAUUCAAGGGAUAAGCAGUGCUAUCUUCUGGCCUUUAGGGUUAAUAGCAACAUGAAUGCUUCCGAAACGUUCUCACAGUAAAUCUAGCAAGUCGCUAACGAUCUUUUAAAUCAGGCUUCCCCAAACUCCGGCCCUCCAGAUGUUGCUGAACUACAACUCCCAUGAUUCUCAGCCUAUCUAGUUCGUUCAUAAAAUCAUGGGAGUUGUAGUUCAGCAACAUCUGGAGGGCCGGAGUUUAGGGAAGCCUGUUUUAAAUGUUUAUAUUUUGAGCUAAUUCCCAGAAUGCUGUUUACAGUCUUUCUGAUUUUAGGCACGAAAGAGUCAUUUGGUUAUUUUUCUCAUGUCCUUUAAAAUUUCCAAUUACACUAGCUCCCUCUAGUGCUUCCUCUCAGGAACUGUGUCCUUAGCAUUACAACAUCCCAUUAUGAUCAUUUAUACAUUGAAAAGAGCCAUGAAAUUUCAUUAACAAUUAUAAAAAAAUCUAAUUUGGACCUUUAAAAUAUUGACCAAUCAUGGAGGAGCAAAGGGAUAAGAUAGCCAAUCACCUGCUCUAGUCACCAGCUAGUAAAACAUGUAAAUGUGUUGCUUUCAUAUUCAUUAAAUCAUUUUUUUACAUUUUAAAUUAUUCAAAGGACAGUGUGAUAAAGUGAAGGCAGAGAGGCCGUUAACAUUUAACCCCAGGGGAAGUACAUGUUGUAUGUGUGGUGUGCAACACAAAGCUACAUUUAGUUAUGGGCCCCUGGGGUGGAGCAUUUGGAGAGCAGAGUGGGCCAAUGCUCCACUCCUCAGUUUAUACACAACUGGGAGAAAUAAAUUCCAGGCCAGAGUUUUUUGGAACUGUCUCCAACCCACUGCUCAGCUGCAGAUAAUCAGCUGCAGCAGUAGGAAUAAACCCCUCCCUGCUAGGCAGGUGAAGGGGGAUUGCUGGCUUCCUCCCUGGAAGCAGGUAGGAGAGAGGCUGUUCUCUCCAGUGAGAGAGUCAAGGAGACUGAGCACUGGGAGUGCAAAAGGAAAGCAGUCAAGGCUGGCUUGGAGCACUGGGAGUGUAGAAAGGAAAGCAACAGGAUGACUUAGCACUGGAGUGCAGAGAGCUGAGAAAGACACUAGGUUGGUGAAACCAAUAUUGUUUUGUUCUAGUUUAACCCCUGAGAAAUAGGGAACCUGAAGUUAGUAAGUGCUCAGACGAGCUAGGUUUUUGUUUAAAGGGACUUGUGUUAUAUUUAUGUUUUCAUUUGCUGCUGUCUCCUGUGUGGACUUACAAAUAAAGUGCCUGGAUUAUAUGCAAAUAAAAGGACUGUGCCUGUUGUUUACCCUAGAGGACCUUGCUACCUGCAGACAAGGAUCACAACAGUAAACAUGGUUAUCUACUAAAGAAUUUCCAGGAAUCAAAUAUUUAAAAAUCGAGGUCAAAAUUGCCACGUUAGAAAAAUUCUGCAAAUAAGAUUCGUUUUCAUUUUGGCACUUUUAAAUCCACUUUGAAAUCACUUUAAAUUCUCUGCAAUUUUCACUUCAGUGAAUAAUGUAUUAAAAUACAGUGAGCUUCUCUGUUGUAAUAACAAGCCACCAUUAUUUAUUAAUUUAUAAAAUAUUUUACCAGGAUGGUUACAUUGAGAUUUCUCUCAUUUUCAAGUAUGUCCUGGGUAAUUAGUUAAAUUAUAAUAUCAAAAGAUGCAGAAAUUCAUGACAUCUUUGGUUGUACAAAGAAGAUUAGUUUCUAAGCAUGCCUUAAGAAUCUUAGUUCACUGCAAGAUCAACUAAGAAGCAUGACUCACCUUUCUACAGCUAGUGCGAUCCCCGUGGCGCUAUUGAUCUAGUGGCCAUAGGCACUAAACAACGAGACAUUGGUAACGUGAGUGCAGAACAAUCUCUUAACUAGGUGGCAGGAUACAUAUUAUGCAGUGUCUUGUGAUUGUAGUGCCAUUGGCCACAAAACCUCAAACUGUUCUUUUUGAUUAGAAAACAUGACAUUGUGAUAAAAUACAUCAUGCUACAAUAUCCCGAUUUUGUUUUGGCAGGAAUGCAAAUUAUGUGCAUGAAUUUAGCUUGGUGACCAAUUCUUCAAUUGUAGUAUUAUAAUUAAUAAUAAUAUCAAACUAGCUUCUGUGAAUAUCCUGGGAUCUCUCUUAUUAUUAAUAUAAUAUUUAUUAAAAUUUUUAAAAACACUCUUCCUAGUGUAAAAAGAGUCUCUGUUAUACGGGGCAGGCAGUGUUGCUAUAGUAAAUUAAUUGUCAUGGGCAGUUGUAUGAUAUGUCCAUUCCAACCAUUCAGAUCAGGAAUGGAAUGUUGAGGUGAGGUUAGAUCAAAACUGUAAUGGAGCUGUAUUCACAAAAGUGCAACAUCAUUACCAUACCGUUCAUAAUGUUGCCAAUUUUGAAGUUGCAGUUGGGUUUAGGAUAUACUUUUAGAUUAGGGUUUGGAUUAAGCCAUACUGAAAUGUAGUGUUCGGGGUCUACAAACAGCAUCAAUAAAUACAGACAAAACAGUAUAAUGAGCAAAUUAUUAACAAAUUAUUGGGGAGGGGGGAGGGUUUAUAGGGUUCAAAAUAGGGAUUUUUUUUAAAGAUAAGGGGCUGAUAGUACAUUUUUGGAAUAUUACAUACUUAAAACGUGAGGUAAGAACAGUCACAAUUUAUUUGAUGCUCUGCGGAUAUCAUGGGGUCGUAGUAAAUACAAUAAGGCAAAAUCGGAGUCUGUCUGAUCACAGCAGAAGAAAAGAGCCAUGACAUGUACAGACAAUCCAACAAUGUGAUGCAGGUCUGACCGUAUUGCAUUAAACCCAACAUUCCCCUUAAAACCUAUACCAACAUAGGCUGUUUUCUGUGAUUAUUAUCAUUAGAGCCCCACUAAUGCUAAGUAAGACAUUACAUGAUAGAGGUAUCUAAGGACCAGGUUGCAACGAUGAUAUAGAAAAUCCUUGCCCCCUAAUGGGUUAAGGUUAGGGCCUGAAGAUGAAAUCAAAAUUGAAACAGAGGUCUGAAAUGUGUAACUUAUCACCUAUUGCAUCUGUGAAUCUAAUUUUCACGUAUUAGAAGGCCACAAGUGACAAAAUUAGGGGAAGAAUGAAGAAUGAGCAGAGAUGCGAGAGAAUGUUUUAAGGGAGAGAUAUGACAUGCAUAGGGAGUUAGGACUCUGCGUCUAGCAGCGUGAUGGCAUACAAGGCAGAGCUGUGAAUUUGAGUUUCACAAGUACAUGUACAAAAAAAAAAACACAACGCUGAUAAUACAGCUGAAGCUGGUAAGUGAAUGAGAAUAGGAUAAGUAAACCAUAGGACCCUACGAAAGCAUCACACAUACACUGACGUGUACACAAUCAACUGUUAAAACACAUCCAAUGGUGGUAAUAAUCUCUCACUCUUCCAUAAGCGCACUGCUUGCUCACCACUGAUGUGUUGGUGGAGCUCGGAGUUGACCGUGGACAGUGUCUUGCUUCUCAGACAAUUGUAUAAAUAAUUCAUUGUCAGGCAGUCACUGUUACAAUCCUUUCAGUCAUUCAGAGGUUCAUCUGCCUGCUUCUUUUCAUAUAUGCAUGGGUGAGUAUGACAACAGAGCUAUAUUGAGCUGGUAGGAGGGGUUCCCACAUCAUCUGGUUUGGGAGGUGUUGUAAAACUCAUAAAGUCAUUGAAGCAUCUCUUGGAUAGUGAUAACCCAUGAAGCCAUUUCAUCCUCUGAGCCUGUGAUCUGUAGCUGCCAGCUCGACCAACCUACCUGUGGGUGUGAGAGGUAAGUACUAAAAUAUCCCCCUUACACCUAUCCACCUCUCACUGUUAUCCUAAACCUUUUAGAACUUAAACACCAUCCUUUAGAAUGAUUUAAUUUGACACCAAUGGAUAAAUAUCGAGGCUAAAUAGAAUCAAAUUGUUCUACAAAAGCUUUAUAUUUCCCAUCUGCAGUGAAUCCUCAGGACUUGCUUGAUGUAAAAUGUAGUUUUACAUUCAUAUUUUCUUUAUCACAAGUUUAUUUAAUUUCAGUUAGUAUAAUAAUGUCUAAUUGUGUGUCUGCUUUCAUUAGAUUCCUAACAUAAAAUGUUGCUUUAUAGGACAGAUGAUAGGUAUAUUUGUUUUCGAGGGCUCUAUCGGUAUCGCCAUUUGCAAAAGAUAAUUUUUCAGUUUUUUUUUGUUUAUGUUGUACCAAUUACGGCACUCUGUUACUGAACAUGUUUCUGGCUAUUUCUCUUUGAGCAUGAGUGAAUUACCAAACACAGACAUAUCUGUCAGAAUGAAUAAUUCACUAAUGCAUCCAUCUGCAUCCAUCAGUGCACGGAGAACAAAAGCAGUGUGUAUACAGAGGGUAAAAACCUUUUCCAACGCAUUUUACUCAUAAUAUAAGGAAAUGGCCCAAAAAAUCUUCACAAAAACACAAUAGCAUGGAUGUCUAUAGACAUAAUAUGGAAAAUGUAGAUCGAUAUUACAAUUAUUUGAUGCUUUGACACUUUGUAACUGCUAGUAACUGCUGAAGGACACUUUGCAGAACUUUAUAUUAUUUUGCUGUGCAUUAAAUGAGUGGAUUAGAUUAUCAAUACCAUUGCUAGCUCAGGAUGAAUUAAAGGCAACUUAAUAAUAACACCAUCGUGAUCAUAACACAAUAUACACUUUAUCCGUUUGAGUUGUGCAGUAUAUAACAGGAUAUUGUUGCUUAUAAUGUAGUACUUUUUUAUCGACAUCAAUAGCAGUUAAACCAUUUUCAUCCUUCUCUUAGGUUCAAGGGUGAAUAAGGGUUAAACGCAGGCCUCAGGCUCAACUCUUCUGCCUGGCUGGCUUAUUUUGUGUUCUCCGCUCGCGUAACCAUUGAUUGGGCCUAAUUAGCAUCAAUUUGCCUUUCCAGUGUCCUUUGAAAACUUGUGCUCUGUGUCCAUAGGAAUUAGCAUCUCUUUGUCCAGUGCCAAAGGAGGCAACUGAGCUCUUAUCAAAAUGGUAGGGGUGAGGGCCCAUAUUCCAAUGAAUAAUACAAAUGUGAAAGUAAUAAGUAUUUGUUAAGACAACACAAAGACAGUAUUUUGUUGAAGUCGUAUUUAGUUCCUGCCAUUUAAAUAGUAGGAAUUAAAAAAUGAAAAGGUUUUAUCUCACAGGUUGACAGAUCUCAUGUAGAUAAAUCAGAGCAAUAGCAGAGGUUGUAUGGCCACAAGUCUUAACCUAAUGGGUGCUCUGUAUUAACUAUGUGACGGAUUGAUCAGGUCACUUUAACAACUGGUGCUGGACUCCAUGCUAACUCGUCCAAAAGAGAGCUUUUGUCACCAAAGUCAUGAUCUUGAGCAGGUCAGGUAAGAGACUUUGGCCAGUGUUAACAUCAGAGGCUUUAUUGGUGAGUUUGGACAUACUAAAAAACAACAGCAUAUCUUAUAAAUGAAAUAAUAGGAGAAGGCAAUAAGAGAAACAAAGGUUUAUGCAAUAUGCCCUAUACAGAUAAUAAACCGAAUGUAGGUGGAUAAUAAGAGAACCUAUAGAUGAAGAUAUAGGCUGAAGAUAGAGGGACAAGUAUAAAAGAAUAGAACAGAACAACAUGGUUUCAGGAAAAUAGAAAAAAAAAAGACUUUAGUGAAUCAGCCCCCACUUGGAAGGAGUACUGAUAAAGUAUGGAAAUAACACCUUGCAAUAAUAGAGGCAAAGUCCAGGUUGGUGUUAUGCAGGUUGGUGUAAAUCUGAUUGGCAGGGUAAAGCAGAGUAGAAGUGUAGGUUAGGCUGGUUUGGAACAGGUUGGUAUAAAGCUGAUUGGCAGGAUAAAGCAGAGUAGAAGUGUAGGUUAGGCUGGUUUGGUGCAGGUUGGUAUAUAGCUGGUUAGCAGGAUAGAAGUGUAGGUUUCGGCUGGUUUGGAACAGGUUGGUAUAAAGCUGAUUGGCAGGAUAAAGCAGAGUAGAAGUGUACGUUAGGCUGGUUUGGUGCAGGUUGGUAUAUAGCUGGUUAGCAGGAUAGAAGUGUAGGUUUCGGCUGGUUUGGAACAGGUUGGUAUAAAGCUGAUUGGCAGGAUAAUGCAGAGUUGAAUUGUAGGUAAGGCUGGUUUGGAACAGGUUGAUAUCAAGCUGCUUAGCAGAGUAGAAUUGUAGGUUAGGCUGGUUUGGAACAGGUUGAUAUCAAGCUGGUUAGCAGGAUAGAAGUGUAGUUCCACAUGAACAUUUACAGAAGCCAGGAACUGGUCUUUCAGGAUGAGCAUCAACUUCAUUGUAAAGACAUGUGGUACGUUGGGUGUAGCCUUUUGUAGCUUCUUGAUUAGUCCAGGCAGGUGAGGAUGACGAAGGUGAAAUCCAAGGUUAGUGGUUAGGGAGGCCACUAGUGAUGCAGAGCUAGAACUAGUUAUUAAAGAAACAGGAAUAAACAAACAUAAACUUAGUUGUCAGGAUAGGAGCCUGACAUCCAUAUUUGCUCCUCCAUGCUGUUCCAGGACUUUACAGGACAUAAGGGAGCCUUAACCUGUGGCCCAACUAGCCCAAACAGACUUUUAGGACACUCCUUGAGGCUGAAUGGAGUACAGAGUGCUCAACUGAGAGGUAUCCAGAAACACCAUUAAACUGUACACUGGAUCGGAAGAAUACCGAUGUGAAACUUCAAGAGGGUAUCACUCUGUCUCAGGACUAGCAACCUUAGCACUCUUUGGAAGGGAGGUCCAGGAGGCAAUGAAGCAUUCAGUGACACCAAAGACUUGAAGGAGAUCGCAUUUAUGGGGCUUCUACUUGGUAGCAAACCAUCUAGGAACUCUGCGUCGUAUCGGAGGAUGGUUAAGGCCCAGUCAAACUUCAACUGGUGAUUACUCAGGCAAGACACCUCUUAUUUGAGUUCUUUCUGGACAGCAUGCAUCUCUAAAUCAGAGCUCUCAGGGGGAUGUAUAGCUCUUGGGAAUAACAUAUGGGAAAGUCUCUGUUUUUGAGACACUGUUUAAGGUGUCUUGGUUUCUACUAGCUAAUUAAAUUAUCCUGCAUUUAAAUGAGCUAUGGCCUAGACACCAAUAUUGUGUGGUUGAUGACACCCUUUUGAGAAUACCUGUAAAAAUACGUGAGUUGUUAAAUAAAGAGCAUCUGGUUUACUCUUCAUCAAGCCUUCGGUUAAUGCUUCGGGCUUGAGUGAUAAUCACUCUAGCUGAUCUGAUCCAGUGGGGAAGAGAUACUUGGCGGAGAUACUUAGUCUGCGUAUAGGAGCUCCCUUACAAGCUCCAUGAAAAAAAACAUUUGUUUUUGGUACAUUUACUUGGGUAGGAUGAAUUUAUAGACCCUAAAAUUAUUAAUGGACCAAUUGAAUAAAGAAAAAAAAUACACAAUAUGUUGACACCAUAAGCUCCUCAUCAUGGAUCCUUACUCUACAGCUAUGUGGUGGCAUUUUCAUUUUGGAGAUAUAAAACGUAAACCAUUAUUUCCAUCAUAGUAUGAUAUCAACAUACAGAGUUCUUGAACUCUGGGAUUUUAUAUCUCAAUAUAUAAUUUGACAUAAUUAAUAUGAAGAUCUAAUGGAAUAGUUAUCUUCUGCUAUAAAGUGACAUUCACAAUAUAGUGCUAUGGGACAUGGAACUUUUAUUUGCCAUCACACAGAGAAAUAGGAAGUAUUGCACUAUGGCAUGCAUAGCCUUUAUUUCCCACUGUAGGCUGACAGACAUACUAUGGUUCUAUUGAACACAGAGCUUUUUUUCUUCCAUUACAGGCAGACAUGAGCAGUAUCACCCUACAGGACAUACACCCUUUAUCUCUCAUCCAUGGGUGACAUGGACAAUAUGGAGCUAUGGGACAUAGAAACUUAUCUCCUGCUGCUGGAUGACAUUUACAUAAUGGCACUCUGACAUGCAGAGCCUUUAUUUCCAACUAUGGGAAUAAUACUCAAUAUGAAGCUUUGAGGCAUAGGCCACUUUUCUCCCACUAAAGAGUGAAAUAGGCAGUAUGGAGAUAUGGGACCAUUACAUUUACCAUGAAAUGUUUGGUGACAUGAUCACGAUGAAGUACUAAUUUUCCAAUCUUGGGUGGCACAGGCAGUAUAAAGCUUUGUAGGUUUAACCAGUGGCAUACCUACCAUAGUCGCAUGAGUCGCUGCUGCAACAGUGCCCAUCACUCCAGGGGGCCCGACCACAGAUGCAACUCCUGCGACCAUGGGCUGCUGGCAUACCUUCAGGGCCAGUGUACAGCCACAUCAGCCCAGGGCCCGCUGUUGCAGGGCUACCGGCACAAGGGGAGCUUUGUGCUCUGCUACUCCGCUACUGCCGCUGUAUGCAGCAUGACUGAGCAAUCUGUCAGGAAGUGCUUACUAAGAGAACACUUCCUGUCAAUGGGUACCGAAGCAGUAAUCAGGUACAGAAGGGGAGGAUGAUGAGACACAUGGAGGGGCUGGAGGAAGGGAAUGGGAUACAUGGAAAGAUUGGGGGGUGGAGAAAAUGGGACACAUGGAGGGUGGAAAUUAGACAAAUGGAGAGGCUUGGGGUCAGGAAAUGAGACACAUGGAGGAGAAGAAAGGAGACGCAUGGAGGGGUUUUGGGGGGAAAUGAGACACAUGGAUGGGCUGGGUGGCAGGUAAUGAGACUCAUGGGGGGCCUGGGGUGAGAAUGAAACACAUUGAGGGGCUAGGAGGAGGAAAUGAAUGAGACUUAUUAAGGGGUUGGAAGUGAGGGAAUAAGACACAUGGAGGAGCUGGGGAGAGAAUGAGACACAUGGGGGAAGCAGGGCAAUAUUCACACUGGGGUCCAAUGGUUUCUAGUUACGCCUCUGGGUUUAAGCCUCAGUAUUUGGGGACCUAAACGUUAAGAGGUUAAGAAAUAUAUGAGAAUAUAGAGUCAGUUCCAUGUGCAACUGUUAUUAGGUGGUACUUUGGCACAGAGUAAUGGACCAUGCAACAUUUUUAAUUACCUCAUAUCAUCCGCAGGUCCUUUCCCUUGGGGCAGACGUUUUGCCAGAAUACAAGCUGCAGGCCCCGCGGAUUCACCGAUGGACCAUCCUCCAUUACAGCCCAUUCAAAGCAGUGUGGGACUGGCUGAUCCUGUUGCUGGUCAUCUACACAGCUGUCUUUACCCCAUAUUCAGCUGCUUUCCUACUGAACGAUCAGGAGGAGGAGAGGAACUGGGAAUGUGGAUACUCUUGCAACCCCCUCAACAUCGUGGACCUGAUUGUGGACAUUAUGUUCAUUGUAGACAUAAUCAUUAACUUCCGUACCACCUAUGUCAAUACCAAUGAUGAGGUGGUCAGCCAUCCCGGCAAAAUAGCUAUCCACUACUUCAAGGGCUGGUUCCUUAUAGAUAUGGUGGCAGCUAUACCCUUUGACCUUCUUAUUUACCGGACAGGAUCAGAUGAGGUAAGAGACCUUUCCUAAUUCACCAAUUCCAAUUCACAGAUAACUUCACUAACACUAUAGUCAAAACCCAUAGGCAACCACAUUAAUAUAAGGAUUGCAUCCACACAUAAUGGAUCUUGUGUUACGAUCACAUAACCAAUAUCUCUACAGCAAGCAUAUCAAACGCAAAGUCUAGCACAGGCCACAUAAACAAGGUUUAAGUUUAUGUGUGCCGCAAAAAAAACCAAAUCUUAAAUUUUCAUAGAAACUUAGGUUUAUUUUGAAAAUUACACUGUUAAACCCCCCCCCCCAGCAUCCUCCUCUACUAAACCACAGCCCCCCUAUACUAAAUCCCAGUCCCCCAUAUACUAAACCCCAGUCGUCCCCCUCUACUAAAUCCCAGCCCCCCCCAAUAUACUAAAUCCCAGUCCCACCCUCAUAUACUAAAUCCCAGUCUUCCCCCUCUACUAAAUCCCAGCACGCCCCUCUAGCCAACAAGCAGACUCCACUCACAUUGCUGCUGCCAGUAUGCGACUCUGGAGUCCGGCCUCUGGUAUAACCCAAAUAGCGCCGUCCGCACCCUGUGCCAUUCUGAUCCUGCCGCUACUUCUUGAAACCCUGUGAAGGUGGAGCACGUUGAUGUCACGUCGGAAUGUGACGUUGCGUUGCGUGCCUCCAUGCACUCCACUGUCCAGUGCAGCCAAUGCAACGCUGGCCCACACACUCACUGACACACACACAAAUAAGUGGGGGAGGAGUAUUGGGGUACUGUUUAGGUUCCAAAAGGAUCAGCUGUUAAAUGAUCUUAUUCUGUUUUACACGGGACUUAACACUUCUUCUUGCACCACGUGUCUCCUUUCCACCACAUAACAUCUCAGCAACAAACAGAAUGGUAAGAUUUGCAGUGAUGAUGCCAGAUUUUUUUUGGACUACAUACAUUCAAGACUCACAAAAAAUAUUAAAAGAAAAAAGUACAACAAAAAAAACACUUUGCAUGUUUUGUAUCCAAGUGGCAGUUAACCAAUAAGUCUAUUAUAUAUCACUUACACUGUAAGUAUGAAAAUGAAGUUAAGUGUCCAUGUGCAUCUGAUAUGUGUGUAGUACAACAUUGUGUGUGUGUGAAUGAGUCAAAAGAGUGUACAUGUGUCUGGAGCUUGAGAACUAUGCCCUUUUUUAUGUGUGGGGGGUUCAUUAUAGUUUUGAUGGCGCAUGUGUGGAAGGGUUCACGUGGAAGUUGUAAUGGAAUGUCCAUAUGUGGUGGUUAUAAAGGUGGAGUAAAGCACACAUGUGAUUCGGGUGUCAUGAUAUUUUAGAGUGAACAUGCAUAAUUUUGUGGUCAGCGAGGUAGUAACAAAGUGUAGAAGUACCCUAUGCUUUAUAGUGAAUUCUUGUGGCACCUGGAGUAACUACGAACAUCUUGCAAACAUUAUAGCACAAUGUUUUUCAAGGUUAUUAAUUCAUGUUAAUUUGGGGCAAUUACAAUGGUAACCAGUGGACCAGAAAUCACAUUAACUUGGUGACUUUGCCCCUUUUACGAAAGUUUUUACGUUCCUCAGCUACAAGCUAAACACAAGUGAAGGUGCAAUUUCAAAGGUACAUUUCGUGACUCUAAUCUGACCUUUUUGCACUCCUAAUAAUGGCUACUAGUGAUUUUACCUAGAGUUUACCUAGAUUAUACUGUUCAGAGGAAAAAGGUUCUAUUUGUUUUUCAUUGUUGUAAUCACCAUUUCUUCUUUAUUAAGAAGCAUCAAUGAGAUAUAUGGUGGUUAAUAUGUUCUCAUGUGGGACAUGUGCCUCAAUUUUCCCCCCCAAAGUUUUUUUUCUUUCACCCUAUAGUGUUAGCUAUGUAUGUUUUAUAAUAAUGAGCCAUUUAUUAGUAACACUACAUGUGCAAAACAUCUGGAUACUUUAUAUAUAAUCAGCAAUAAUGACAAUACAAGUUUAAGGACUUGUUAUGGUUCUAUUCAUUUUACUUUAGAAUUUUGUUUCAUUAAAAACUUUGCUAUUUGUGCCAGUUCUCCCAAUAUAUUGAAUAUGUGUUUAGCUUCAAUAAGAAAGACUAGUUGGCAUGUGCUGUUACACCCUCAUAAGUCUAAUACCCAUCAUUUUAUGGCCCAGAUGCAUCUUUGAUUGUAGGAUUAAGUUUAAAAUAUCUCCCCCAUUUUGUACUUUGUGCUUUUGUUUGCAUGUUGAUCCUGCUUUUCAUCUGUUGAUCUUGGCUUUCAGUAAAUACAUUAAUGACUCAUUCACUCCAGCUCUAUUGUCUUUGUCAUGUAGACUACCACUUUGAUCGGACUUCUGAAGACAGCAAGGUUGCUCCGUUUAGUUCGUGUGGCAAGAAAACUAGACCGGUACUCUGAGUAUGGAGCAGCUGUUUUGUUCCUUCUCAUGUGUACCUUUGCACUCAUCGCUCAUUGGCUGGCAUGCAUCUGGUACGCCAUUGGCAAUGUGGAACGUCCGUACAUGGAACACAAGAUUGGCUGGUUGGACAAUCUAGCCAAUCAGAUUGGAAAGAGCUACAAUGACACUGACCAGACCUCCGGGCCUUCUAUCAAAGACAAGUAUGUGACUGCUCUUUACUUCACCUUUAGCAGCCUAACCAGCGUAGGCUUCGGGAAUGUCUCACCUAACACCAAUUCAGAAAAGAUCUUCUCUAUCUGCGUUAUGUUGAUUGGAUGUAAGUCCUUGGAAAUUGAUUUGUGUGUUACAAUGGCACAAUGCAUGAUUUAGAAAAUACGUUCUCGAGGGAUAGCAAUUAUAGGCUAUGGACAUUUGAAUUUGUUUUAAGUAGUUUUAAUUUGUAAUUUUAUACAUUAUUAGACAUGUGCAUUUGUUGCACUCUUACUCACACAAAUUGAUCCAUUUGACAAUGAUUAAUCAGUUUAAAAAUUAAUUGAAAGGGGUUCUAUGCAGGAUGAAUCAAUUUGUUGUAAGAGUGCAAUGAAUCCACAUAUCUAUUUAUUUACUGUAACUUAUAUUUUUAAAUGGGUACUCCUACGAAUGCAUAUAAUGUAAUGAGUCAAAAGUCUCAAUACCUGUAAGAAUGUUAGAUUAAUCUUAUAAUUACUAUGAAACACACUAGUCAGUGGAUCGGUGAUGUAUGUUACUCUAACCUUUAAGUCGAAAUUAUUUCAUUAAUUAUCUUCAAGUGUUUUACAGAAUGUUACUUUAGGUUAUUUUGGCUCCUGCCUGUAUACAUAAUAAUUAAGUAUAAUUACAAUUGUAAUGACUUAAAAAUUAUUCUAUUAACUCAGGGCCUAGGAACCCCAAUAGCCACAGUCCUGUGUCAGCUUGCUUAUUUAUAUGGGCAUUAUAGCUAAUAUUUUAGGAAUAUACAUCUUUGAUGGUUCCAAAAAAAGAUCAAAUAGCCUCUGUGUUUUGUGAGUUAUACUAUAUACUUUAUUAAUUGAUGUCUGUUAUAAAGCAUACUGACGUCUCUGUAAAACAGAUGCUAUGGGUACAGAAUAAAAACUAGUUUGCUAUGAUAAUAAAGCUAAGUUUAUAGAGUAAAUAUGGUUAGUUAGUCAGUUAGUGUUUUUAGGGGAAUCUCUCAUGUUUAUUUUUAGCAUAUAAAAUUUUUUAAGCAAAAUGUGAGCAAAUAUUGUUUUAAAAAUAUGUCAAUUACAAAAGGGAUUACUUUACCUUAUUAUUCAUCUCUCUGAAGGCUCAGUCAGAAUGUUAAUUAGUUUCAGAGUCUUAAUUAGCUUUCACUGCUACAAUUCUCCUUGUUUAUCACAACUUAAUGUCUAACUUGUUGGUUAAACUAUGCACAUUUUGAAAAAAAAAAAAAAUAAUACCUAUAGAUAGACAGUUUUAAAAACAAACAAACACUAUGCUAAAAGCAGAUAUAAUAUAUAAUCAGAGUUAAAGAAAUGAAUGAUUGAUCCUCAUUGAGUAUUUUUUUUUAGUAGCGACAUUAAUGAGACAUCCAGAUACUUUCUACAUUUCUCAUUUUUUUUUUCCCUUCCUUGCACUCAGCUCUCAUGUAUGCCAGCAUUUUUGGGAAUGUCUCAGCUAUAAUACAGAGACUGUACUCGGGUACUGCUCGUUAUCAUACCCAAAUGCUGCGUGUCAAGGAGUUCAUCCGCUUCCAUCAGAUUCCCAACCCCCUACGGCAGCGACUUGAAGAGUAUUUUCAGCAUGCUUGGUCCUACACAAAUGGUAUCGAUAUGAAUGCUGUAAGUAACCUCGACCACCUGUAAGUAGCUGUGUAAAAGUUCUAAAAUAACUUACAAAGGGAUAAGGAAAUUAAAGACAUUAGCGAUUACCGAAAGAUUACAGGGGUACAAUUUCGCUAUAGAGAAUGUAGAUUAAAUUUACUUUCAGUUUUCACUGAUACUUACUGAUAAUUCAUUUUUGUUUCUUGAAAUCUUUCCUACCAUUCUAUUUAUAUAUAUAUGGGGAGAGUGGGCAUACACACUCAUAGGAAUUUCUUACAUGUUUGUAUAAAGUGAUAAACUUUCAUUAGUCCCUGGCCUAAUCUAAAGUCUAGGAUAGCCUUAUGCCUAUCCCACACAUGCUUAAACUCCCUCACUUUGUUAACCGCUACCACUUCAGCUGGAAGGCUAUUCCAUGCAUCCACUACCCUCUCAGUAAAAGUGAAUUUUAUGUGAAUUCCAAAUUUAGGCCAAGGUAGCAGAACUGGAAACACAUCGGAACUAGAGAAUUUUUCUGGUUUAGCUAUUUUGACCUUAAAUUUGAAUUCUCUUUGAAUUCUCGCUUUAGUGAAUAAUCCUGUUUGGGUUUUUUUUUUAACAAUCCGUGCACAUUACACUAUGAUAGUUGCACAUGUGUGUUUAGGACGAUCCAUGAAUACAUUUAACGAAAGAGUUAAUUAUUUACGUAAAGCAGACAUUUCUGCUGCAGGUGAGGUAUAUGCAUGAAUAAAACUUUUUUAUUAACUCUUUUGUACUUUAUUGGCGAUCUGUGCUCUAGGAUUCCUCUAAUAUAAAUCCAAUGUCUUGAAUUUCUGGGAUGUGGAGCCGGGAGGAGGAAACAGAGGAAUUUUCAUUCACAGCUAUUGGCGAUUUUUAUUAAUGUAUUCUUAAUUUUAUGAUAGAACCAACAUGUUCUACAGCAUUAUAGAAUAAGGGAAGAAAUGUGUGCAAAAUUGAAAUGUAAUUAUUAAUUUUUAUUGACUGAAAGGACCUUUGAUGUCGCUGUGGGCGGUGCCAUUUCACAAUGCACAGGGAGUUCAUUAAUAUCAUUGCCGCAUCCUAAAAUCCUGCACGUGUGUAAGAAUGAUGCCCAAGCAGGCACUGUAUCUGGGCGGGAUUGGGGAGAAAGGGAUUUUUGUCUGUAUAUGAAAUCAGAUUAUUGUGAAGGGCUGCUUGUGCAUUUGUGAAAUGUAUCUCUAUAAAAGAAUUGUUGAAUAACUGGGAAUGCGUGUGUGUCUGUAUAUUGAACGAACCCUGUCUAAGCAUAGAUUGUAUCUCUGUACCAUGUUUGCAUGCAAGAAUUAUGUCCGUGUUUAUCAGGGGUAGACGUCCUGAGGCUCCUUCUGGAUUUAGUGGUGGUAGACGCAGCUAAUUAACAGCUGCAGACCAUCAUCACAUCGCUUGUUCUAAAGAAGAAAUUCUCAGUUAUUAUAAUAUUUAACCAGUGUUUUCAAAAUAACUGAGUAGGUCCUUCAAAAUGACUGAUUGCUGGAUAAUCUGAGAGUGAGGACACCCUAAAUCACACAUUUUCAUUGUGUGCUCCAAUACUCGGAAAUCUAUACAAGUCUGCAAUAGGCCCUGUAAUUAGACUUUGCUACAAGGAUAAAGGGUUCAGUAAUGGCCUCCCCCCUCCCUUUCUACCACCAUGUGUGAGGUGGUCAGGGGCUGUAUUAAACUGGUAAGCUCCAGGUGACUUCCUCUACCCAUAACCCCUCGUUGUGGGAGGAUGGAAUCAAAUACAGAGAAGACGUUCAGUGAAAGAGUGUAUCAUUUCUUUAACCCACUGGCCUGUUGCCUUAUAUAAAAAGUAAUUACUGUUUUUCUUUCGUUGAAUAAUUUGCAUUUUCCCAUUGGAUUUUUCCUUCAAACUAUUUUUUUUUUUUUGUUAUCAGCUGCAGCGUGAUAUGAGGGCUUUUUUUCGGAGAACAUUUUUUCGACCAAAAAUAGGAACGUUAAGCAAGAUUUUGACAUUAUAUAUAUUUUUGUAAGAGUUGUAUUAACUGUGUAUCAGAAUGUCGAAAUCUCGGAAUUUAGGAUGUUGCUAUGUUGUCUGUCAGAUAUAUUUCUGUUUCAGAAUGUUGGCAACAAUGUUCCCAUAUAGAUCAGAUGCAGCAACAGUGUAAUUGAGGCUUACUCACUGAUAACUGAGUUUUUCUGGGAAGUGAUCAGGUAAUCGAGAAUUGUUGGCAAUAACAGCGAAGCAGAGAAAAGGAUAUUUUUUUCCCAAUUUGGCAAUUUUAAUAUUAAGUUUAAAUUUCCCUGAUUAAUCCUAAUAGUUCUGGUUUAAUAAACCGCAAAGGCAAGCUUAUUAAUAAAUGUAAAAAUUCAAAGUGGAUUUUGGAUUAAAGGCGAAAGUAGCUAAACGCUUUGAGUUCACUUUGAAUUCUUACUAAGUGAAUAACCCUGUAUGCGAGAAGCCCAUACACUUUUGUAAAGCUAUUCGGCUCGUUUCCAGUCCUGUUGGUAAAUAGCAGUCGUAACCUGUUGCUAUUCGCAACGGCGGAUAGCUAGAAGCAACUACUAUUUAGCAAUUACAAACACAAAGAUAAAGCACUGCGCUUACAGCAGCAGUAGCUUAGUAUCCAACAGCUUAAAAUACAUAGUAAAAACAAAGAGAAUGGCCUAAAUCCUCAUGUACAUUUAAACAAACUGGAGGCUCUUUAUUUUAUUCCAAUGGAAAUUUGAAUAUAUAAGCUCACCUGCCACGUCAAGGAAAGCUUCAAAAGGUGAGUUCCUACACUAGCCAUUAGAUAUGCUGAUAUCAGCCAAGAAUCUCCAGUAAGACAGGAAGGGGUAUUUUAUACACCCUUUCACAUUUAACCCUUUAUAGGGCUUCUACACAUACAAUAAACUUUGCUGGUAUCAGACAAAGUGUAAACCUCUCUAAUGAGACAGGCCAUUGGAAUAAAACUAAAGAGCGCUAAUUUUUACAGGCUGACCGCUAAUAAGUGUGCUCAUAAAUCUUAGUUGCUUGCUGGUAAAGCACAGUAACACAUAAUGUGUAAGUUUUCAUCAUAGCAAUGACACCUUGCCGAUAAAAUAGGUUCUUCCUGAGCAUGCGCAUUUCACCCUGUGAUUGAUGAGCAUGAGCAUUUCACCCUGUGAUUGACCUUUGCAGUAGCUAUCGAUAGUGUAUAAAGUGUAUUAAACUGUGAAUUUGUGCUAAGCCAAAUACAUAUAUCUAAGUAACUUUUAAAGUUCAUGUUUAUGUCAGUUGCUCGUUUAAAUGACAUAUGCAUUUUGCUUAUAUAAAGAAUAAUUUUAUGUUUUAUAUCACGCAUCCAGCUUUCUCUUUAAUUCUAUUGCUCUUGAUAUGGUUUAAAUAUGUUUUUAUAUGUGCUUUAGGAUUUUAAUGUAAUGCUAAUGUGUAUUUUUCCUAUAGGAUGUAUAGAAUGUUAGCUAUUGUUAACUUGAUUGCACCAGUCAAGAGGCUGGAGCAGAGGUGUAACUAGAAACCACCGGGCCCCAGUGCGAAACUUACCCUGGGGCACCUCCCCCACAUGUCUCAUUCUUCCCCCUCACAGUACCUCCAUGUGUCUCAUUCUCUUCCCCCCAAAUUUCUUCAUGUAUCUAAUCCCCCCAAGCCCCUCCAUGUGUCUCAUUCAACCCGAGCCGCUCCAUGUGUCUCAUUUCCCUGAGCCACACCAUAUGUCUCAUUUUCCCUCAGCCCCUCUGUGUGCCUCAUAUCCCUCCAGAGCCCUUCCAUGUGUCUCUAUUCCUAUCAUCCAUGUGUCUCAUUCUCCCCCCCAGGCCAUCUAUGUGUCUAAUUCCACCCCAGCCCAUCCAUGUGUCCCAUUUCCCCCCAAAGCCCUUCUAUGUGUCCUAUUUCCCCCCAGAGCCCCUCCAUGUGUCUCAUUUCCCUCAAGCCCCUCCAUGUGUCUCAUUUCCCCAGCCACUCCAUGUGUUUCAUAUCCCCCCCCGAGUCCCUCCAUGUGUCUGAAUUCCUUUAUUCCUUCCCUCCAUGUGUCUCAUUUCUUCCCCCCAACCCUUCCAUGUGUCCCAUUCCCUCCCCCCAGCCCCUCCAGGUGUCCCAUUCCUUUCCCCCAGCCCAUCCAUGUGUCCCAUUCCCUUCUCCAGCUCCUCCAUGUGUCUCAAUUCCCUCUCCUCCUGUAACUGCUCACCGCUCUCUGCUCGGCCAUGCCACACACAGAGAUAGUCAGAAAGGGAGCAGCACAGCGCAUCGCUUCCCUCCUGCCAGUAACCUUGCAACCGCGGGACCUGGGUCCCAGGCCGUUGCAGCAGUUUACCUGCCCUGAAGGUAUGCCAGCAGCCCACGGUCAGAGGAGUGACGGGCCCGGUUGCAGCGCUGACUCCUGCGACCGUGGUAGGGACGCCACUGGGCUGAAGUUAAGCGUUGAUGAUUAGCGGCAGCUGAUAAAUAGUAGUCACAGGUAGGAAACCAAUCACUACGUAGCAGUUAGCUGGUCUCAUAAAGAAUAAUGGGAGUUGUUAUUUGCAACAUAGCGGCUGGCUUUCUGUAGCAGCAACUCCGUGUAGCUACAUCUCAAAUUUGACAGUCGAUACCCAGGCUGUACUUACUGAUGGGCACUUUAGAGAGUAGCAACUGGCCGGUAAAAAGUAACAACAAAAUUAGAAACUAGCCCAAAUUUGUAUAUGUAGAAUGAUAGAAUGAUGUAAUUUGUAACUAUAAAUAUACAAAUGGCUAGUUUGUAUUUAUAAGAAUUAUGUCUGCCUACACAAUAGCUAUUUCUGAGCUGUGUGAAUGUAUUUGUGUGCGCUUGCUCACAAUGUAGGUCCGAAGGUAUAAGUUGUGUUAGUUUGUACCUAAUUGUGUAGCAAAUAUUUCUGUGUGUUUAAGUUGUGUCUUGGUGUAAGAGUGCUAUGUCUUUGUGUUUUUCAGUAAAGGCUGUGUGUGCCCUUCACGUGUGCAGGAAUCCUCUCUGUGUGUGUUGUGAUCUUGUCUCCACAGGAUUCCUGUGUUUAUUUGAUCCAUACAGUUCCUCCCAGGAAUCCUGUCUGCAUUGUGGAUGAUAUUGGAUGUUUUUCUGUCUUUGGGGAUCAUGCACAGCCCUCAUGGUUUCUCUUCCCUUUGAAAGGCUAUAAUGCAUCCCGAUGCUGGAUCUCAAGCCAAGAUGAUGGCCAGGGCACAGAGCUUCCUCCCUGCUCCACGUGACUCAGCGGGUAGAAUGACACUGGCACAUCAGGUCUGAUGGCCCAGGCAUGGUUAUAAUGUAAUAGACAAAAAAAGUUCAAAAGAAUUUAGAAUGACAAUGCAACAUUAGUGGCCUAGAUUUACUUAAGUUUGUAGGUUAUAGCAAAGAGAUUGUCACCUGACACUCUCAGGAUUAUUCGCUAGAGUGAGAAUUUUGGGAAUUCAAACUGAAUUUAAACUUUAAGGCCAAACUAAUCAAAAUGGAAGGAUUUUUUAUUUUUGACUAUUUCGACCUUAAAUUUGAAAUUCCCUUUGAAUUCCCAACAAUUAUUGGCGAAUAACUCUAAGUGAUAUUAUUACAUCUGGUCUGACCAUUGAGAUGUAGAGACAUUUUAAAAAGGCAAAAAAACUAAACAAAAUAAAACCCAAAACAGUUGUCUAGAUUAUUAGUCUGAUUGUCUCAAAGUAGAAUAUCCAGACUGAAACAGGUCUGUAUAAGUGGGCCACUUAAUGGCACUUAUCUAAAAUUAACUUUUUGCCUUAAACCAAUCUGACAUUAAAAAAACAUAUCUGUUUGUUCAUAAAUUUGCAAAACAUUAACUCUUUUGGGACCAAUAGCAAUAGCCAGGUUGUAGGCCCAUACAGCUAUCUUGAUUUGAUGACUCCAGCAUGCUGGCAAAGUGAAAUAUUAAACUAAUUCCCAAUGUAGGUCCCAUGUUGUGUUAGAUCUAGAGGAGAUCAGUUAUCCAACGAAAGAUAGGCCUAAUCGGACACAUCACAUUCAUUGCCAUCCCCAUAAAUGGGGAAAAAUAGUUAUAUGUACUAAGAGUUUUUCCACUAGAUUCAUGAUCACAGAAAUUAAUAUGUUCAAGAGGUCAGACAUCUUUACAAAAUGUAUUUAUCUGCAGUGAUACUUUCCUGCGGAACACAUUUACAGUAACAAAGAUUGUCGCUAAAGGAGAUGUUCUGACCAUUGAAUGUGCAUUGUGCAAUGCGAGGUGACAGUGUGGUUGCAGUGAUUCUGCUUACAGGAUGUGCUUCACUUGCUGCACAAAGCACACAGUGACAGAGAAGAGACUUUCACUUCUUACAGGUGCACAGUUGUGAUGGUGUCCAAAAGAUUCACUGCACCAUAACUACUACAGUUAGCUGAGUUGACCAUGAUACUUAAAAUGUUCCUUUAAGGAUCCAUUAUCAAUUGUUUUAAUUGUAUUGCUUUUUUUUUUCCUUCAAACUUUCAGUUGUCCUUUUUCAAUGUGCAGAUGAGGCAGUCACUGGAACACAUGAUAUAUUUAAUUCACCAGUGAUUUAUAUAGUUGUGGGCAUGGGGAGGGUGACUCUCUGGCACUUUAUAAAUGGUACAGGAGCUUUGGCACUAUUAAUGUGUGGUGUGAAAAUCAUAGAGACCUGGUAAUAAAUUAAUGUGAUUUUGUUAGUUGCAAUGGGUUGUGAACUCCAUUAAGCCACUAGGGAAAGGUAGUAUUAAUGUGGAGAGGCAGAUGGUGAUAUUGGGGGUGGUAAAAGGGGAGAUGGUGACAAUUGAAUGGAAAGGAAGGGACAUUGGGGUGGGAUGGGAAUGGGUAAGAGUGACAAUGGCAUUGGAAUGAGGUAAUGAUGGGAGGAGGAGGAGGUGAUGAGUUUAGAAUGACCUGACGAUGACAAGAAGGGGUGAAAGAGUUGGGAUGAAGAACAUCUGGUUUGGGAAAGAUGAAGAAAGACUGGGAGAUGUGAUGAAAAGAGAUUGGGUAGAGGGAGUUAAAGUGAAACUGGAGAGGGACAGAUGAAAGGAGACUAGGGAGGAAGAGAUAUGAAGGGAGUGAAAAUGGACUAGAGAGAGGAAAAUGAAAUUAAAAAUAAUGGACGAUGAAGAGUUGACAGGAGAUUGAUGGGGAAGAGAAAGGGACAAGAAGAAUGAAUAACCACUCUGGUGCCUUGUGUAGAAGUAUCCCUGCAAAAUACAUUGCCCAAAAAUGAAUCUCCCCUCACAAACUUCAACGCUACCUCCUGUCAUUCCGUCUAAUAUAUAUCUUUAAGUUUCUAUGCUUUUACCUACCCAAUCUCCCUCGGCGCUGGUGACCUCUCCUCCCCGCUGACGUCAGCUCCCGAGUGGAGUGGAAUGCGCAUGCGUGGCAAAUGCCGCACGUGCAUUCAAACAGGCCAUAGGAAAGCAUUUCUCAAUGCUUUCCGAUGGACGGUCUGCUCGAUGGAUGCGAAAUUCGCAUGCAGCUUCGCAGAUGCGCCUCUAGCGGCUGUCAGGAAGACAGCAACUAGAGGUUGGAUUAACCCUUAAUGUAAAUAUAUCAGUUUCUCUGUCCCUUUAAUUUCCUCUUCACAAAAUCGGAUGUGAUGUGUCAUUUUACAUGAAUGUAUAUUUGAUGCAUGCAUUACAUUAUAUCAUGUGCAGAGCCAGGUGCGGCUGUGAAGUGCCAUCCGCAUGAUGUAGAACAUGAAAUCAUAAGGCUCGUAAAUAGAAAUGAAAUGAUGUAAUGUAGAAAAUAACAUAUUGCAGCACUGGCUAGUACAUCUGUCUGGAAAAUAUCACACUUUUUACAGAAUUUACUCUUUUUCAUCCAUAUUACUGCAUACUUGUCACACCUUCUGCAUUAACAGGGGUGAAGACCCUAAUUUUAUGCUGACCCAAGAGGUACUUAUAUAUACCAUAUAUUAUACUUUUUUUUCUAAAACAAAAUAAAGGAAGAUGUGUACUGUGGUACGUAUCAUUGAGCAAAUGAUAAAAAAAAAAAUACAGAGAUGCGGUCACCCUAAGACUAAAAAUUGCCAGCCCUCCCCUCCAGAGACCCUCAUUUUAUUUGUUUUAUGCACUUUGUCAUGUGUGCUGUACAGUGAGCAAAGGAUAGAUCGUAAAAUAACUCGGCAAUAUUCUGAUAAUUCUGGAGUUUUCUUUCUUGACAUUCUUUGAUUAGUUUUUAAAUCUUUCCAAGAUAUCUGUCUUAUUCUUCAGUUCCUUUCAAGAGGCAGAUGUGCAGAAAUCUCCAAAUCUGCCUCUGAAUGGCUCCAUAUUGGUCAAUUUGGAUGUAAUUUAUUGCUUUAUAAAGAUCUAAAGUUCUGAGCAAAUGGGUGAAAUGCGUGGGAUUUCCCUAAGUUUUGCAUUUUGGAUGCCAAGUUUGAUUUUACUUUUGUUAUGGUUUGGUUAUACAAUUUGACUACUGAUAAACUUACAAAGAAUCAGACUACUGUUUGUCAAAUACUAGAAGUUGGAGAAUGGAGCACCAGAAGUGUUAUAACUGCAACCACUAAAAUACCAAGGCUAAAAAAAAUUAUAACAACUCUUGCUUUUUUAUUAUAUGCACCACAUAUAUGUUUAGCAUAUUUUCCCCAUUUUUUUUUUUGUUUAUUCUCAUUGCUUUAUCCUAGCUUUAAGUGCACCCCAUAACCCAUGUUAUAUAAUUGGACAGCAAAAAUAAAACUAUUUUCUCCAUAGAAGACAUGCACACACCACACGAUACAUAUAAUUAUAUAUAAUGUUUUUUUUUAAUUAAAAAAGUAUAGUAAUGGGUUAUAGACAAAUAAAAGUCUGAGAUGACACUUAUGGAACAGGUUCUACAGUUCAGGUAUUAACCAACUAAACUAGCUUAAUAGAUGCUUAGCUGAACACUCCUUCUCAUGUCACUGUGUGUCCAACCACCUGUCCCUUUUCAUUGAUACAUGGCCUUGCUACACUGAGGACAGAUAGUUUUGGUAGAAUGCUUUGUGAAGUCUUUUGAAGUUUUAAUUAGAAUCAGCUUAUUAGAAUACAUGGGAUGUAUAGGAAUUAUUAUCUGAUUUGUGCCUCCUUUCGCUUAAAUAAUUCAACCUGUCCAUUCCCAAUCUUCUAUCCACACCACCCUCUUAUGGUCUGGAUCUCUCCUUUCAACACUCUCUCUACUUUUCUUUCUUGCUUUAAACUCUUUUCCAUGUUCCUCUCUCUUUCGUUCAGGUUCUCAAAGGAUUUCCAGAGUGCCUCCAAGCAGACAUCUGCCUACACCUCAACCGCACACUCCUCCAAAAUUGCAAAGCCUUCCGUGGUGCUACAAAGGGGUGCCUAAGGGCACUAGCCAUGAAAUUUAAGACUACACAUGCACCUCCAGGGGAUACGUUGGUUCACUAUGGAGAUGUGCUGACCACCCUCUACUUCAUCUCUCGUGGCUCUAUAGAAAUUCUCAGGGAAGACAUAGUGGUAGCAAUUCUCGGUAAUAAAGAUAAUACAUGAAUAAUUUAUCAUGCUUGAGUGCCCGUAUGCAUGUUUUGUUAACAUUCUAUUAUAUGUUAUAUGCCACGUUAUAUGUUCUUUACUGUCAUGAAAUUUUCAAAAUGAAGACCCUGCCAUUUAUUCCACCAAAGUUAUGUACCCGAAGAAAUAAAACUCAGGAUAUGUUGGUGUAUUUUUAACAAAUCAUACAAUCAGUGCUUUUCACUAACGUUUGAGUUGUCAGGAGUAACCCUGUAGGACUCAUCACACUAGUUAUACGACACUGUAUAGAAUCAAUAUUGGAAGUAUAAAAUUUAAUUAAACGAGAGCAGUCCAGAGACAUUGUGCACCACUGCCUUUCUAUCAGGUAUAAACACUGUGUGCCAAGCAUGAUUUAUAAGCAACACUAAUGCAAUGGUAAGAUCUGGGGUAUCAUAUAGUAGCCUUUCAACUGGACAUUUUGUUGCUUUUCAGUAAUGAUAGCAUCCUCUUGAGCCGAAAAGUAACGUCAUAAGCAAAUUUUUAGUCCCUUACCUCUAAUUCCAAAUUUUCCAGGGCAAUUAGGUAUACAUAUUAAAAUUGCCACUUCCAGAAAAGUUUCCAGAUCUCAAACCCAUACCAUAAUUUCAUUUUUGUUGUUGUUCUUUUAUAUUGUUACUUUGACUUUCUGAUUACUUUUUUUUACAGGUAAAAAUGACAUAUUUGGGGAGCCAAUAAGUCUAUAUGCACGGCCUGGGAAAUCGAAUGCAGAUGUGAGGGCACUGACUUACUGUGACCUUCACAAGAUUCAGAGGGAAGAUCUUCUUGAGGUUCUGGACAUGUACCCAACGUUCUCAGACUGCUUCUGGAGCAACUUGGAGAUUACCUUCAACCUUAGAGAUGUAAGGAGGUUACAUUUAAAAGUCUGGGAAAUUAGUAGAGGAAUUACCUGGAAUGAGAUGGAAAAUUGCUAUAAAUAUGGCUGCACUAAUUGUUGAGCAAAAAAAGAAAGAUCUUAGAUAUGUAGAUACAUCAGCCUGAGGUACAUCCAGUCCAGACAGCUUUACUGUUAAUAGAGGAGGCUAAAGCUAUGUGCUUUAUAAUUAUUGUGACGGAGCUUAGAACUCAGUCUAAGUAUCUCCGUUAAUAUCCCUCCUUUUCCAGCAGGACAACUUCAAUAAUUAUAGCAUCUCACCCAAACAUCAGCCUAGACUUAAUGAAGGGUGAAAACACUUUAUGUGGUUCAAAUGUGCAUAUUUAUCCACAGACUGAAACUAAGGAGAUACCACCCAGGCACCUCUGUGUUUGAGAGAUAACUAGGUCAAGAAACACUGAUCAAAUCAGCCUCCAGACAACAAGGUGCCUUAACAGAAAAUCCCCAAACACACAUCUAAACAUCACAAAACCCCACAUUUGGUAUGCCCAAAAUAUUACUGCGAUCUGUCACAGGGGGUCUGAGCUAACUCAGAUUAAAGUUUCACCAGGCUGUUUCAAAGUUCGUAUCUACUCGGCAGUUUCACAGAGUUUCAAGUUGGUCCUGGUCGGGCGCAUGGAACCCUCAGUCUGUUGAAGUCUGGUCUGGGCAGGCCAGCUUGGCACAGGAUGACUUAGACAUAAGAGGGGACCAUGAAACUUACAAAAGGAGACCCCCUUAAAUCCAUCAUGGCCCCCCUCCCAAAUUCAAACCUACCCACAUAUAUGAUAAGGGCCGCCGUGACACACACAUUGAAACACUAAAUCUGGAACCACGUGUUUCCAGCCCUAGGCAAUUGCUGUAACAAUGAUCUUACAUCUAAAAUGAACUAAAAUUAGUUGCUUUAGGAAUUGUAUUGAACAGAGAAGAUAUUGACUGUUCUGAGAAUGAUACGGGUUGCAUUUUGUUGCUGUGGAACAGACAAUUCUACCACAAUAUGAUAUGUAAUAAGGCCAUUGAUAAAGUUUAAAAACUGUCUCUUGACACUGUAUGUGCCAUGCAAAAACAAAAUGCAUUUUUUUCUCCAUAUCAGGCAGAUAGUAUCCCCAGAUCGCCCACCAGUGAGGAUUAUAACUGCAGUUACCGUAGGACGAGGAGAUGCAAACAAACAGGCAGACGACGAAAGAAGCAUGGUGAGUCCAAGUACAGUAUCUUAGAAAUUGAACAUAUUCUUUUUCUGGGGUGCUAACACUCCCCCUUCCACAGCAAUGUGCACUAAUAAGUAAUUAGGUAUGAAUUCUUCUAUUUAAAAGUUUAUUAGCAAUACAUAGUAGCAUCCACAAAUUGACUGUUGUGUGUACUUUGGGGAUUAUUGGACUCAGGCGUCUUGACAAUCCUCUGGCCACAUAUAGUCAUUUUAAAUGUGGACUGUGUUUCUACCAUCUAAUCGCACUGCACUUGACAGGGCACAGUUAUAAUUGCUGUCUUUGCACGCAUGUGGUGAAAUAAGAAGAGAGACUGUUAUUGGUAAUUGAAGCUCUAAGGACUCCAUUUACUUAAUUUAUUUGCAGACCAUUAUGUUGGUUGAUGUAAAAACCUCUUGUUCAUUUUUUUCAAGGGGAUCCUCUUUGUGGUGAACCGCUGUCACUAAGUACCAUGCCUACUGCUUAUUUGUGUGAUUUCCCCUUGUAUUCUGUGUCUCCCCAUGUAUUUGUAUGCCUUUCGUGUAUUUUGCCCUUUUGACCGUUCGGGCGCGCUCAUGCAAAUGGAGUCCGUUUGCUUCCCGAACGCGGACCACCCCGGUACCCCAUUAGAAUGUUUACACCAAUCAAUCAGAACGUUCGCAUAAGUGCGACAUAAGUAUGAAACCACAAGGGAAGUAAUUAAUGAGUGCUCCCCUGGGUGGCUGCCAUUUUGUAUAGGCGAACGCCACCCAGGGGGAGCAUUUGUAUCCCGACAGGAUACGCUUCCCUUGCAGGGUCUUCACACUUGGACUCCACGAAUGAGUCCCUGAUAUUGCUGGGGACACUGUUAGGGUACUGGUGGUUCAGAUCACCCUACCUGCUCCUAACAGAGCUAUAAUCACUGUUUCCCCUCCCGGGAACGCUCUCCCCGGAGCUGCCUAAGUGGAGACCCUGGGGCUGUGAGUCGGCUUCGCUGUGUCAGGGUAUUUAUAUCGGCAGACAUCUUGUGCUAUGAUAGAAAUUAAAAGUGUAUAUUCUGAGUCACUCUGAACAGAGCAGACUCCAUUUUGUUAUUUCCAAGUUAACAAAAAGACACAAGAUUUCUAUCUGUAAAACUAACCACUUUGCCAGAGCUAAAGGAAUGCAUAGUAUAAACAAGUGAUAAGAAGAACGAGGGUUGGAUAGACUGUCUAAAAUGCUAAUGGAAUAGUUCAAUUCUAAACCCAGACAUUUGUGACAGAGAAGAUUAAAUAAUUUAAUUUUACUGUCUAUAUAUGUAAGGUACCAUUGUAAGUUAUGGGUCAAAACUCAGAUUUGCCAGACACAUAGUCUGGACAAAACUUAAAGAAACCCUUUGAAAUUUUAAAUUAUGGCACUAUAAAGAUAACGCAAAAUGACGUCAAAAUAGCCACCAGGAAAAGUUAACUCUUUCCUGGAUAGGUAUGUUUAGUGGGACAAGACUGCCCUCUAUAGACCAAAUACCUAAAUUGCGAUCUGGAAGAUAACCACACCUCUAGUGCUUCUAUUGGGUUAUCAACUGAUGACGUACAGAGAGUCUGGCCCUUUAAAAGUUAGGACAAAGGGAAGAUAGGAAGGCAAAGGAGGAAAAAAGAGGAGAGAGGAAUUGGAAGUUUGGGGACUCCAACCUCCAUGCAGAGAAACCCAGGACAACAUCUGAGACUAACACUCUACUCUUAAAACUCUAACACUUAGAAUUUCACUGACUUUCUAACCAACACCACCUUUCACCAUAACUCAUGCACCUAGAGACAUCCAAAUAAGUUCCUGAGACUAUCUACCAAUCGGAUGAAAUAUCUACUCAACUGGUAAUUAUACUGGUUUCAUUUAAUUAAUUAAAUUAAUUAAAAUUUACUAAUAGCAUUAUAUAUGACUGGAUAAAGCACGGUCAGAUUUCCAUAUUAAGAAAUCUUAGUUAACUAAAGAAUAUAUAGUUAUAAACAUUCCAUUCUGCAGGUGGAAUUAAGAAUAAUUAUAUAUUGAUGUGAUAUUAUCACGUGUUAGCAUACCGCUGUUUUUAUCCAGGUGUAUUGAUUUGCUCUAAUAUAAGAUAGAUAUCUUUUAGACAAAUUAAAAUUAAAAUCUGCUUAUAUAAUAUGGUAGAUUCUCUUAUUGGAUGGUUCCAGGAAAUGACUAAUGAACUGGUUUAAAUGUUAUUUUAUUUAAAAUUACAUAAGAAUAGAUCUUAAUUACUUAGGAGAUCUAGCCAGCAUUGAAAGGGUUAUUCUAACUGUUAGCCAGGGUUUUAUGGCCCUUCGCUGUGAAAAGCUUCGCUUUCAGUCUGUGUGAAAGAUAGUCAUAAAUCGUCAAAACUCUUGACAGAAAAUGCUGUUUAGCCAUUGAAAUGUGUAUAGCCAUUCCUUUGUAUUGCAUACCAUUUUAUACUGGAUAUUCAUUGAUUAUUAUCACGCAUGUUACAUAUUAUUAUUAUUAUUAAUUAAUUUGUCAUUAUAAAAUAAAAUCUAUUUUUAUAAAUUGUGAUAUUAUUUAUAUGAAAUACUUCUCACUUAACACGAUAAACGUUCUUUGGGAUCUGGGAAUUGAAUUAGUGGGCAAUUCUCACUGUUACUAUUAUUAUCUCAUAAAUAUCCCCACAGCUGCCACUGAGCCCCGCUGGCCACCUGGAAGUACACGCCGAACAAUCAGGAGAAAGAGCUCCCAUUCAAACUGUGAUCGCGCCAUUUGAUGGGUCAGCAUGAGUGAGUGCUGAUUGGUCGCUGUAGGGUGCAGACGACCAAUCAGAGAAGGAGCGCCAUUCAAACAGCGUUUUGCAACCUUUCUCCUGAUUGGGUGGUGAAACCCCUCUCCUCCUCGAGCGCCGACUUGUGCACAGGGGUUUUGCGCCCUUUCUCCAGAUUGGGCGGCCAAACCCCUCUCCUCCCUGAGUGCUGGUUCACACCUUUUUCCCGGAUUGGCUGUUGCUUGGGUUAGGCGCGAAGUUUGAAUUCGCCGGACUAAACCAAGCAACACUGUAGAACUCAUUUCAGGGAUGUACAGAGCCUCAAGCUCAGACUUUAGACAAUAGUUUCUAGGGCUCUGUAUAUUCGAUAGCUCCGCUGUUUGCAGGAUUCCUAGUUGGGACCAGGUCCUAUCCAGUGUCAUGUUUUACAUGUGUGAUCCCUUCCAUUUUCUGGCCGCGGAGCCCCUAAGUUUGCCCCCCUGUAUGUAAUAUGUUUUAAUGUAUGAAACUGUUGUCCUGUUGGUAUCUUCCAGAGCGGGAGACGGUUAUCUGUAUCCCAUCUCCCCUCCUGCCUGGGACUAAGGGACGUGUACUGAACUGAAUGGAAACCCCCUGCGGGGAUCUGUGCAUAAAAGCUGUGUGUUUCAAUGAAGCAUUGUCAGUGUUUAUUUUAGCCAUUUUAUUUGUUUAAUUAGUUGUUUUUAUUUUAGUGAGGAUUUUUGAUGCUAGCUAGAAAAUGUAAACCUGCAUUGAAAAGAUUUUGGACCUAAAAAAUAAAUGAAUAAACUUGGCCGUGCAGAGGUGAGGUCAUAUUUUACAUUUAGGGUUAUGCAAGAAACUCCAGAUUUUAGCGGAUUGAAAUCCAAAAGGCAAAAUAGCUGAUCUGUAAAAACUCUCCAACUCAACUUUUUUUUAAAAGUUUUUUUUAUAUAUUAUUAUUCAUUAUUAUAUAUUAUUAUUUAUAUUAUUGGCUGUUUUCCAAUUUGAAUUUAAAUUCACUACAAUUUUGAGUUGGGAAAAGAAACCUUACUGGAUGUUGACCAGAACUCUUUAUCAUUUUAAUCAGAAAUUAACCAUUUUGGGACUUUCCAUAAUUCCAAGAGUGGCAUUUAUUUUUUGCUCAACAAUGGCAUGCAUACCUCCCCCAGCUGAUGACAGUCAAACAGAAGCGACGAACAGUUAGAAUUUCAAAUAACAUUCCGUGGUGUAAGUUGGAACUCUGCAUUAGUGCACACUGUCUCUACUUUUCCCUUUAGAUGGUCUGGAGGAUAUAAAUUCUGAUGCCGAGCAGUAUCAUACAUACUCAGAACUCACCAACCUGCAGCGGCCUCUGAGCCGUGAGCAGUGGGACGAGAUGGCCAGCAGCACCACUCCCUGCUCCCAGACAAGCGAUGAUGAGACCAAACCACUCAACUCAGGACGCCUGGACAGACUGCCACCUGCGGACAAGCAGGAAUUCAUCCCCGCUGUGGUAAAUUUGGUCACAGCCAAUAUUAGCACCCGGGAUGGAGGAAGGAACGUGCUGGAGACUGUGGAGACUUAUUCUGGUGAGUGAGUUAUGGGUUUAGAUGUGAUUGGUUACUUCUGGCAUUGGUGACUUCUUCUCUCUUUUUAUUUUUCAUUAUUUAAAAUAAAAGUCAUAGGGUUAUUCAUCAAAUACUGAAUUGUAGUACACUAAUAAUUGGACUGCAAACUAUAGGCCAAAAAUGACUAAUUUUGGAAAUAUUCUAAAAACAUUUUUUUCUUCUUUAUUGUGGCCUUGGAUACUGUCAUAAGCCCUCGAAGAAAAAUAAAGAUAAUAUUGUAUGUGUGGCGGCCUACUCACAGGUAGCCCAAAUAUCACCAUCAAGGACUCCCUUCCCCUCAGUGAUUAUAAUCCAGAGUAUAUAGCUCAGUGAUUAUAGCUAUUAUAGCGGGUUCAUCCAAGCACUAGCCGAGACUUAGUGUAGGGUGAAGUAGAACUGAUUUUAUUGAGUGAAUGGCACACUUUUACACCUGGGUCCAUAAAAGGAGGUCCCCAGGAGAACAAUGAACAUUGCGAUAUAUCUGGCACCUAGGUGCCUAUACCUGACCAGGUAAUUUAAUUAGCUGCUAGACACUUCUGCGCCAUUUUGACCAAAAAGCACUUGGAUUGGAGGCAUCUCCCAUGCUACGUUUUUAAUGUGAACUGCACCACAGUUAUAACCUUUUUUUGCUGGUGGCAAUCCCCCAAAGCAUCAAUUUAUACUCACCCAUGAUUGAUUAAUAUUAUUUACAGAUGUAUGUGUUGAGAGAAGAGAACUUGAACUCUCCUCUUCUGUCGUUUUUUUUUUUAUUUCUACUCAAAUCAGCCUCUCCCAUUGAGGUUCCAAACUUGUUCAGUUUCUGGGGAGAACAUCAUGCAGCGGCUUGCCCUGAACCUCCGCAGCACAUCUCCCUCGUGCACAACCCGAUGGAUCCACCACUCACUCCGGAUGACAGACCAGUAGAGGUGGAAUCACGUCUGGAGCUUCUCCAGGUUCAGCUAGACAGGUGUGAAAAAACAGGUUUCAAUGAAGUCCACAUACAUUGUGGGUUAAAAUUUAAAGAAACAUUCCAUUAACCAUAACCACUACAGUGGCUAAGGUGUAGUGGUUAUACUGCCAGGAGUGCUCUCAUGUUUAAAUUAAUGUAAUGUAGUAGUAGGCGUAACAAAAUAUGGAAUUAUGGUAUAACUGAAUCCACAUAUUUGUUUGCUAAGAUAAGUGAUUUUCAGUAGUCUUGUAACAUUUAAAACUAUUUUUCUUGUGUGUAUGUUGUUCCCUAUCUAUGCUCUGGCACCUACCCAGUAGUUAGUAGGUAGUCAAAUCAUUUAGGAAGGGUUUGACAACUCAUCUGGUUUCCACUGGGUGCCUGUUGCCAGGUGCUACGGUUAAUGACCUAAGCCUGGCUGUGCAAGGCCUUGCUCUUUGGCUGAGACGCUCAUCUGACGCUUUUAGUCAAUAAGCGUAGACCUGUAUGACUUUGUUUAUCUCACAGAAGGCACUGAUGGAGCUCUGUGAUAUUAAUAUAACUCUGGUUCCUCUGGCAGACUGGAGACGAGAAUGUCCACCGACAUCAACAUAAUCCUGCAACUGCUUCAAAGGCAGGUCUCCCAAAUCCCACCUGCGUACAGCCCUAUCUCCCCCAGCUCACACACUUUGGGACUCUAUCACACGGCAUCCAAGAGCCUGGAGCCUCUACAGAGCAGUCCAUCCCUACCUACAGACUCACCGAUAUCUCCGCUCCAGGUGAGUAGAACUCUUACUGAUUCUUCCAGUUUUCAAAAUGGGGUCUGGAUUCCACUACAAGAGGUGGAAUUAACUGUAAUACUCUGAGAGCAUGUGAAUCACUUCAAAGUAUUGCUGUAUAAAUACUUAUUAUUAUUAUGUGUGCAGAAAGGAUCUCUCUCGGUAGGGUGAUCAAACCCCUGUGCUCCACUGAGGGUAUGGAGGGAGUCAAAAAAAUUGAGAUUGACUCUGUUUACUGUCCUCAAUAAUCAGAUCACUCCUUUCUUGGUAAAAUUAAGACCCCAGAAGUACUGAAAAGACUCUAGAGAAGGUAUUUAGCAAAAAAAAAAAAGUACAUAUUAUGUUGAAUGAGUGAAUAUGAAUCAUAGAAUUUAAGUAAAAAAUAUUUUGCCAAGCUAAGAGCACGUACAUGACUUUAAGGUAAUGAUUAAGAUUCAAACACUGUACUAGAGUUUCAACUUUUUGGGUUUGUGCUCCUUGCAAAAUAUAAUUAAAUGUACAGUAUUUAUUUUAUUCUAUUUUGUUUCUCUUUACCUAUCAUAGAGCCCUGGUCUGACUGACUAUUAUGACUUGGAGCCUCUGAACCUUAAAUCUAGUGUUCUGCACCUCAACUCAGGAUCCCAAGACCUAGUGAACCGCAUCCCAGUAAACAGACUUCCUCAAGUCCAUGUUCGUCCACCUUCUGAAACCCAAGCAAUCCUCGGAGGCUUUCGUUUUCCAUCCCUUCCUGAGCACUUGGAAUCCCCUUCUCCUCCGGACCUAGAAUUUCAAAGACACCUUUCAGACCCAGGGCUACCAGGAAGUUAG
Messenger RNA from Pelobates cultripes (western spadefoot toad), 97838 nucleotides. The record is from the annotation of a GenBank genome assembly. NCBI's taxonomy places the organism in Eukaryota, Metazoa, Chordata, Amphibia, Anura, Pelobatidae.